Molecule: messenger RNA, 99254 nt
Organism: Podarcis lilfordi (Lilford's wall lizard)
Lineage: Eukaryota; Metazoa; Chordata; Lepidosauria; Squamata; Lacertidae
Source: the annotation of a GenBank genome assembly
GAGCAUAAAGCCGCGGUGCCUCAGCCCGGAGCACACGACGGCAGCAGCAGAGAGACUUUCUGCCGGGCCUCCGGGGGGGACUUUGGAUUCUCCUGCUGUUUCCAAAGAAAAGGGAGGAUCGGCUGCAUGAAGGCUCGGUAGCCACUGGGGGAACUACCAUCACCACCUUUUCCUCCUCCUCCACCACCACCACCACCACCUCCCUCCUCCCCGCAAAGGUCCUGCAUGUCUAACAUUUAGACAUGUUCAGCUUUGUGGAUUCAAGGACUCUAGUGCUCCUAGCAGCCACGCAAGUCAUUUUAUUAGCAGUUGUCAAAUGUCAGGAUGAGGAUAUACGUAAGUUGCACCGUUCUUCUUCUCCAUCUUCUUCUUCUCCUGCUGCUGCUCCUCCUCCUCCUUCUGAAAGAGGGCGAAAAGAAAACCUAUCCGGAUGAGGUGGGGAAAUAACAGGGAGGGAAGAGGUGUUUAAAAAGAAAGAUCUGGAGCAAAGACCGAGAGUUUGAGGGUUUGCACAAUUAAACUUUCUGUUCCGAGUUGGCCUCCCUGUGCUUGGAUUUCUCUCCUUUGCUCACCAGAUUCUUUCCUUCCCAUAAAAAGCUUCUCUCCAUCAUCUCCUUUGGUAUGAGAUACUGAUAUGCUUGUUGAGGGGGAGGCUGCACUGUGGUGCCUGCUUGGUUGAGAAGAGAGCUCCACUUACCACAAUCCCAGGGUUUCCCCAUUUCUUCUGCCAUUGGCCUUUCUGGGAGAGGGGUGACGUGGGGGAUAAGGUUACUUAAAGAGCCGGCCAAACCAUUAUAUUCCACCCAGGACUCCAUUCCCCACAACCCCCCUAAGUCAGAAAGACAGAGCUCACCCGAAAGUGGUGGAAAUGCACUUUCUGCCUGUGGCGGCCGCGAAAGAGUUAACUGAAUGUGGUGGCGAUGGGUUCAAAGGGGGAUCCAGACAAAAGAGAACAUUGGGGUUAGACAAGCAAGACUCUUUGCCUUCUCCCCCCCUUUUUUCCUUUUUUUACAAAGAAAGAUCUUUGUGCAGAAAAAAUCUGUCCUCCCCUUUUGCUCCCUCCCCCAAUUCAGUUAGGGAUGUGGAGUAAGGUGCAGAUGGAGAUCCCAGGGAAUUUGAUAGCUAACAGAUUUUUUUGUUGUUGUUGAAAGGAGCAGAAGGGAAAAUUCCCCCCCAACCCAAGAGGCCACCUGAAGGGUGCAAAGCAUUCCAGAGACACAUCAGUCUAGUUUGCUCUGUUCUCUCCAUCUCUCUCCCCCUCUCCUACCUCCCCCCCCAAUAUAUGCAUGAACAGCACAUGCAUGCAAAAUUUAAACCCAGGGAAAAAAUGGUUUCUCUUAAAUUAGGUGGUGGAAGAUACAGUAGUUUCUUCCUUGUGGCAAUGUCCUUUCCCUGCUCCCCCCAUUCACAUUGCAUAUGCCGUAUUUUUUGCACCAUAACACUCACUUUUUUCCUCCUAGAAAGUAAGGGGAAAUGUCUGUGCGAGUUAUGGAGGAAAUGCCUACGGGUGGCAUGCCUACGGAUUUUCCUCCUCUAAAAACUACGUGCAUGUUAUGGUCGGGUGCGUGUUAUAGAGCGAAAAAUACGGUAUAUAUUAGAAUAUAUAUAUAUUCUAAUGAAUUACAAAAUAAUCGCAAAAUGUGAUACUACGAAAGACAGCAACCAUACAGUCAGGGCUGUCCCUUCCCCCCUCCCCAGAAAGCUUUUGUUGUCUGGGAUAUUAUUCAGGGAUGGAAGAUGGAAACUUUAUUAGGUAGAAAGAACUUUUUUUCUUUUUUAAAAAAAAGCUCAUUUCUUUGGGUAGGUUCCCUAUUGCUCGAAUUCCACGCCUGCCUCCGUAUGCUCCAGACUGUAAAUCAAUUUCAGGGAAUAGAGCUCGAAAAGCAGGGUGAGGGUGGAGGGAGGCCUCUUGCUUUGGAUCACAGGCCAUGCUUUAUUUUUCUCAGCUCGAGCUUCCAGAAAAUGAAGGGGGGAAAAGACAGGGGGAGGCCAAGGAGUUGAAUUCCUUUUUGCUCAUGUGGAGCAAAUCUCUGCAGUUGAGUUUUCCAAGUUAGUAGCAGAAAGGUCCAGUUGCGGGAGGUGGGGCCGUGUACCUGGUAGGGGCAGCCAAGCAGCGGUGGUGUCACCAGUUCUGUUUUUUUCCCAUUCAUCCUCCGUGAGAAGAUUACUGGUAAGGCUCUGCCCCAUGACCAGCCUCCCCUAGAAAGGGUUCUGGGUUCAGCCAUGAGCUGGGGUGCCCCGUGGAGAGUUGUCCUUGACCAUCUCUUUGGUAGGUGCUGUGUUAUGUCAGUCAGGUACCCUUGCUUCUCUUUAAAGUUUAGACAAUUGUGAUCAGCUGGCCUGACUGCACAGCAGUGCAGCUUAGCACAUCCAUUUCCCCUUCAUUGUGUCCAGCAAUUUCAGGUCAAGCGUUGAAUUUCAGAGGUGUGUGGGCAAGUAAGGGAGCGCAGAUAUCGCCCUUUACCUUUUUAAAAAGGACCUAUUGUUGCAUUCUUAUGAGUUAAGGAGAGAGUGGAUUUGCCUAUAGCGUUGCUUUUUCACUCACUGUUACCUUAGCACGCCUUUUGGGAGUCUCGUCUUGUAUUUAUGUCUUUUAUUUUAUUUUUAAAGUGUGCUCCCAGGUCAGGGAGCGAGCUCAAUUCCCGCUCUAUGAACAUUUGUUUGCCUUUGGCGGCAAUAGCUUCCAGAUGCUGAAAUGCUGCCCAUAUUUAUUUAAACUAGUCCCUAACUGAGCCAUGUGAAUCGCGCUCUGUGUGCACUCGAGAAAAGCCCCAUUCAUGAGUGCGUGGGUCCCUUGGGCUCCUGCAGGCUCCCCCUACUCAGGGCACAAUAAGCCCCCUGUCAUUUUGCUGGUGCUGUCAAGCCUUCACUAGGAUGUGUUUUAGAAAGUGGGGUGAGGGGGUGGGGAAGAGGAAAGCAUGUGCCAAAGGGGCACAUUUUUAAUGGGUUUCUAGUGACCUCUUCCCUACCACGAUCAUUUCUAUUUAAGUCUCCUAAUGGGGGAUAAACAUGGUCAGUUCUUCUGAUUAGAGCACCGGGGUUUCUGCCAUCUAUUACUCGUGCCUUCCAGUUCCAAAAUGCACCCCCCCCUUGCCAACUUCAAGAUCUCACAUCAAUUUUGUCUACUGCUGCUUAAAAAAAACCUAAACCACUCACUCCUUUUUAAUGGGAAAAACAGCUUUAGUCCUCUUCUGCACAUACAGAGAGUCAGAUAGGGUCGUUGCUCUUUCUUAGGCGCACUCUGCUGUCUGUGUUCCAGAUGAGAAGCAUUUUAAAAGGGUCUCUAGCAUCACCCCUUCCCCACGAUUGCCAGGUGGCGGCAGUUUCCAUUUUGGCCAGAGGUUACAAACCUGAAUCGACUAUGUGGCCUAGUAUAACGCUGUUCUGACUAAGAAAUGGCCGAUCGGUUUGAAUUUCUUGCACACCAGAAGUGCACCCAAGAAUUCAAGCUGCAGAGCUAGUAGUGCCAGACCAAGCUCAAGCAUGUAGGCCUUCGGGAGACUUUUUAAACACCAGAUUUUUUUUGUUUGGGACGCUUGUUCUCCUCUGUAUCCCCAUCAUCUGCCAAUUCAGCAUUCUUGCUGCUGUGGACAGAGGUGUGUAUGACAACUGUUAAAAGAUGCGCUGAAGUUGAGGCCGAGGCAGAAUUGGGCCUGGAAUUUGCCAGGUGCCCUCUCUGAAAGUGGCGUUCCACACGCUGUGCAUCCAGGCAGAGUGGCACAGCGGGCAGAGUGUUUCACACUGUGGCAGAGCCAGGUUCAAAAUCCUGUUCAUCUCUCAGAGAGGCAACUAGGGGGCGAGUAGCUAUGACCCUUGCCUAGCCCUUACCUCACUGAGAAUUACCUCACAAAGGGUUUGUUGUGAGGAGCAAGCAAAGUAAAGCUAUGUCCUGCCUGGAGCUCCAGAGAUCUUAUAGGAAGAAAACCUCCAUGAUUCUACAGCAGGGGUGCAGAAGAAGGUGCCCUGCAGACAUUGUUGGACUACGACUCCCAUCAUCCUUUAUCACCAUAAGGGGCCAUGCUAGUUUGGGCUGUUGAGAAGGCCACAGGCUCCCCAUCCCUGUUCUGUAGUGUCCUGGUAAAGGCUCUCAAACCAGCAUUGUGAGAACUGAGGAGUCUUUGUGUGUUUGUAUUUGUGUGUGUGUGUGUGUGUGUGAGAGAGAGAGAGAGAGCAGAUUACUAAGCCCUUCCUUUUUUUUUUGCUUCUGGAUAACACUGCCAAAAUAUCAUAAAUCUGGGGAAGAUGGAGAGAUGUCCUUGAAUGGAGCCAGUCUGGAACAGAAGCGGCCACCUUUGUGUUCAUUAUUUAGGAUUGCUAUAACCAAUGCUGAUGUUAUUACCCUGUUUCUUUCUCUCUCCCCUCCUUUCUGGUUCUUUUUCCCUUUUCCCUUUUUUUGACUCUUUUGUCCCCCUACCCUACCCUGCUUUUUCCCUCCCCUUCUGGCACAGAGGAGGCAGGCAGCUGUGUACAGAAUGGGCAGAGGUAUAGUGAUAAAGAUGUGUGGAAACCUGAGCGCUGCCGGAUCUGUGUCUGUGAUACUGGGACUAUCCUCUGCGACAACAUAAUCUGCGAAGAACCGAGAGACUGUCCCAACCCUGAGAUAGGCUUCGGAGAGUGUUGCCCCACCUGCCCAACUGACCAGCCUGCCGCCAGUGGUCGUAAUUUAUUUAUUUCCAUUCCAUAUAAAUAAAUUACUUGAGAGAUAAUAGCAAAAAAAAAAAAGGGGGGGGGAUGUUUCCUAAAGGCCAUGGAUGCAAACCACAAAAAGCUUUGCAGCAUCCAUGGCAACUUCUAGGAAAGGCUACUUCUCAUAGUUGGUAAAGCAGUUUCAGGUGCAGAAAAUACGUCUUAUCUUAUUUGAGUCAUAGUUUAUGUGAAGGAACUUAGAUGGGUAGCAGUAUUGACAAAAGAUUAACUUGUCCAUGUAAGCAAGCCCAUAAAAUAGGUAGCCCAUAGUUGUUUACUUAGCAGAGUGUAUCUGUGUUUGUGACACACUGAUGGGCUAAAAGGAAAAAAAAAUCUGCCACUUUACAAAACAUUUCCUGUCUGGUCCCCUGGAGAAAAGUUUCACUCCUUAGAAGUGACCAGAUAAAUGGUUUAUUUUUAUUUUUAAAAGGCUGGUCUGGUAAAGUACCAGAUCCUCAGACAUGCAGCCUUGAAUCAAGCUUUUCUGUGGCCCACUUGCCAUCACUGUAUAUAUUUUUGUGAGCACGAAGGAAAUGAGAAGAGCAUUGCAGUGCUUAAGUAUAUGAUACUGUGUCUUCUCCCCAACUGCACCGUGUUUAGCUGUGAUUUCAGUGUCAGAAAUUACAGGGUGAGCUGGACAAGGAUAGUUCCUUUACAGUUUCACUCAGAUGAGAAAGGUCUCAUUAAACCACCAAAUUAAACCUUUCCCCCCUUAAUGGGGUCUUUUAAACGUGAGUUGUCCCAUCCUAAACACAUUAGGGGCAUGUAAAGCUCCACUUAAAUCAGUGGGAUUUGCACAAACUUUAUUGUGUGCAAUCCAGAGAACGCUAAAUACAGUAGUGAUAAUAAGAAGGUUGAUGGUAAAUUAUAGUGCUUUAAAAUAAGUGCCUCCAGUACAUUCCCCCCCCACAGUUAUAAUGCACCUAAGUCCUACUGAAAUCAAUGGAAUUUGAGCAUUUCUUAAUCCCAUUAAUGUCAACGUGACUUUGGCAUGCCUGCUUUUUCAGGAUUGCACCCAUUCUGCAUUGCUCUUCAGCCAUUUCCAUUUCAUGUGCUGGCCAGAGAUGUGAAAAAACCUCUUGCAGAGUGUAGGCUUUGGAGCUAGUAGGAGUGAAACGCUAUCCUCAUUUUUGGGGAACCAGCUGCAGUGUAAAACUAUGGAAGAUGUUGGCAGAUACACCCCCAACCAUGUUUUACUCCCUCUACUCUUGCAGCCCCUUGAUGCUACUGCCUUAAGGGACUCUGAGAUUUUAUUUUAUUUUUUAAAAAAGUGGUCUCAGAACCAGCAGCUCAAGAUUUAGCCUUGUGAGAAAAUAGACAGUCAGGAAGCGAGGGGGUGGGGGCUAGCUUUCAUACCUGAGAUAUUGGGGGUGAUUAAUAGUGCUUUGCUAUGUCUCAAAAGUGCUGCCCAGGAGGCAUGGUUAGCAAAGUGACUGUGAUUUUUAGUUGGUGCAAGGAAAGAAUCCAGCAUUAUUUCAGGUUCCAAAAACGGUGUUCUUUUUGUAUGUGUGUGUAAUGUGACCGCCUUUGCUCUGUCCCAGGAGUCAUGUUACAAUUAGAAGUGGCCUUUUUUAACCCUUUUACCUUUGAGGCUCCUCUACUUCAAAAAGUAAAACAAAUGACAGUGUGAGGCAGCCAGAAUGAGUAAAGGGUUGAGCCUUGCAAAAGUUAACUGUGUCCCUUCCGCAAUGUUUAUUUGCUGUUAAGCUGAAUGUGGCUUUUAACUUCUGCAUUUUGUGUCACUCUUGCUUUUUUAAAAAAAUGAAACAAAACAUGAAAAGCAUGCUUUCCUCUAAAACUUGUUGUUCUGUGCACAUUUGCGAUGGCUUAACAGAUUGAUCCUAAUCAUGCUUGAUUGGUGACGAGUCCAAAUGAUUCGUAAUUUCGGUGAGGAUUUUCUUCCAAGGAAGUGAGCUUAGGUUUGGAAUCUGUCUCACAUCUCUCAGUGAGAUUUGCAGCUGCACCCAGGGCACAUUUGUUUGGAAGAAACUCCCACUAAGUUCUGUAGGACUUAGUCCCAAAUAUGUCUGCAUAGGAUUGCAGCCUUAGGCAUGCGUACCUGUGUGCAGGAUCAUGGCCGAAUGUGCGCUGCUGCUGCUGCUGCUUUGAUAAACAGAACACUUAAUUCCAGUGGGGCAAAAUGGAAUUAAACUGAGUGCUCCUGCAGUAUGGCUUUGAACAUGCAGCGAUUGGUUUGGAAUCCUAUUAUUCCGUCUGUGCUUUCCUGCUCUGCCACUUUGCAUGGGGCUUUUGUUCCAAGUGUAAAAGUCCUGUGCCUAUAAUUUUCCUGGGGCAGCAGUAUCUCCAGCACAGCGGAUGGGUUUAGAAAAGCACAGCAUCUCCUCACCACCACCAUCGAGUCACAGAGCCUCUUCCCUUAUCUUCCUGCCCCCCCCCUUGUCUUAUUGUGUGCAUCUCAUGCGUACGGCUGAAGGUACUAUAAUGCUCAUAUGAUUUAUGGCUACAUGGUUCUGAUGCUUUCUUUCUCUCCCCUCCCCCCCCCCGUUUUUUCUUAACAGGGCAACCUGGCCCCAAGGUGAGGCAACUGAAUGCUUUAUUUAAUUGCCCCCCAGGGGGUGCCAAAUUUUACUUGUGGCGUCAGCUCCUGUUGCCUUUGACAGCUAUCUGACCUGUAGAUUUCUUUCAUAGUUUCAGUAUUUUGACUCUUGCCUUUGCUUUUCUUAAAAAGGUGGCGUAUCAGUGGAGGGCAUUAACAGGGCAAUAAUUCUUACUGCUUAAGAUGUCCUAAAAUGAUUUGCCUGCUGAUUUCUGCAUAUCGAGAUGCUGUCUAAGGCACAGGAACAUGUCAAGUCGGCUGCCCUGUCAGUCCCUUGCUGCACACAUUCAUUUGGCAUAUAGAAUGUACCUCAUUUCCUGUCCCCCGCGAAGAACAGAAGGAAAUCUGGAGAAGCCAGUGGAGCUACUGCAACAGAUGGUUAUUGUGAAUUAUUGCAGAGCCGAGCUGUCUCAUGGGCAUGAAAUGUGAACUGCAGUUCUCAUAUCCCAGACCUAGUGAAAAAGCCGAAAUGUUUCCUUAACUUAAAAGCAAUGAAUACUUCCAUUGACUUAAAUAAGGCCAUUCAAAACUUAGGCUAAGUUUAUGCAUACCUCUUGUGCAAAAUUGGGGCCCAGAUGUUCUUUACCCCUUUCAAGUACACAGGCCUGCUUACAGUUGCACAGUGUUUCAGGCAGGGAGUCUAGAUAGAAUGUCAACAUUGUGCAUGAGUUGAACACAGGGCAUCAUUUGUGUGUAGGGGAAGCCUGGCUUUGGUGUUUUGUUCCGUUGUCCUGUUAAACCUUGUGCACACUUUGCAUUUUGCAGGGACAAAAAGGAGAACCUGGCGAUAUUAAAGAUGUAAGUGCUACACUUUCUGUGUCCACCUUCCUCAUCCCUUGAAUGCUGUCAAAACAAAAUGGGCUUCCAACAUAACCAGCUUUUUCUCUCUCUCUUUCUCGCUCUUUCCUGUCCAGGUUGUAGGACCAAGAGGACCCCCUGGACCACAGGUAGGGAACUGAGCUCCUCUGCUACAAUAUUUUAAUGUUUUGGAGGAAAAUGUUCACCAAAAUAUCUAACUGAGUCUCUUGUCUCCACCUGCUUUAGGGACCUUCAGGUGAACAAGGACCAAGGGGAGAACGCGGAGAUAAAGGAGAGAAGGUAAUGCCAACUUCUCACACAUUGGGCAGAGGAUUAAGAUUGAGAUCCUAUGCCAUAGCUGUCAACAUUUCCCUUUUUUAAAGGGAAAUUCCCUUAUUCCAAAUAGGAUUCCUCGCAAGAAGAGGGAAAAGUUGACAGCUAUGUCCUAUGCAUGCGUUCCAGGGAGCGAGUCCCUUUGUACACCAUGGGACUUACUCUCCAGGAAACAUGUAUAGGAUUGCAUUGUACAUCACGACUGAAAGCACCUGACUUCCGUUCUCAAGUCUUGGCUUUGCUAGUUUUUAAAAUAUCAAACCUGUCAUAUCUUCAAGUCAGGGGCAUCUUGAUGGUGUUGAUUUUGGAAGGUUAGUUGUAGAGGGUACAAGAUGAGCACUUAAUAGUCUGCUUUUUGUGCUUAGGUGAGUCAGGGAGUAAGGUUUCAGUAUUUUUUCAAACGAGAAUGAGUGAUGAAAUGGUUAGUGUUGGAUUAGGACUGGGAAGAACUGGGUUCAAGUUCCCCUCACCCAUGAAACUUACUGCCUGACCUUUGACCAGUUGCUAUCAUUCAGUCUAACAUUCCUCAUAAGGUUUUUGUGGUGGUAAAAUUUUGGGGGGAGAGGCGGGAGUGGAGCAUGGUGGGAGAGGAUCGUCAGUGCCACCCUGAGCAGUGUACCUGGAGUAUUAAAUAUAAGAUUUGUACCUGUGAGAUUAAAGCAUACUGUUGUGUGCAGUCUUGUAAACCAAUCUGCAAAAGUUGCAUGCCCGCACAGUUGCUUUACUGCCUCACCUUCCCACAGACAACUAUGACGGCUCUUUGUGGUACGUCGAAGGUCUGAAGCAGAAAUAAAUGCAACUCGUUUCUGAAUUCAUAAGAGCUUUCCUGCCUUGUCGCCUGGAAACAAUGCUUGCUCGCCAUAGGCAACUAGGCAAAUAUUUUUGGAGGAAUUCAUCAUUGUGCUAUGCUGAUCAUUCCAUCACUGCAAGGCGGAACAAUUCCGCCUCUUCUCUCCACCCUAGGGAGGAAGUACAGUAGUACCUUGUUUUGAGUCCGCCCUGUUUAGGGUCCUUUUCGUCCAACAUAUGCGGCAAACCCGGAAGUACUGGAAUGGGUUACUUCCGGGUUUGCUGCUUGCGCGUGCACAGAAGUGCUAAAUCGCGCUUCGCGCAUGCGCAGAGCAGCACUUUGUCAAGCGUUCCUUUCGUCGAGCGUCCGGGGCUGUAGUAUUCUUUUAUACAUCUUUGUUCCUUGGCUGUCUCUGUUGAAUGGAUAGGGCCAUCCCCAGCAUGUGAAACAAGUCCCUGUGCGCAUCACAUUUUUGGUCGGAGAACAUGUUUGUAUUUUAGGGUGACUCAAUAGGCCCAUAGUUUUCAGGUCAUGAGAAGUAAUAGUUCAACUUUGCUCUGUGCCAGCCUCAUCUAAACUACUGCACCCAAUGUUGGGUAUGUUAAGAAGGAGGUAGACAAAUUGGAAAUGGGUUCAGAGGAUGGCAGCAAAGGUGAUGAGGGGGUGGAAAUCACAUAGAGGGAGGCAAAGGGUUGUUCUCUGUUGCCCCAAAGGGCAAGACUAGGGUCACAUCUGCACUAUACAUUUAAAGCAGCAUCAUACCACUUUAAAACAGUCAAGGCUUCUCCCAAAGAAUCAUGGGAACUGUGGCUUGUUAAGGGUGCUAGGAGAUCCCUGUUCACCUCACAGGGCCUACAGAUCCUCAGAGUUCCCUGGGAAGAACAAUUGACUGUUAAACCACUCUGCAAUCUAAUAGGAUUAUGUUACAGGGGAGUAGAUUCUGCUAAUGGUCACAGCAGUCUGACAGUGGAACCAGCUCCAGGUUCGGUAGGUGGGCUCUCUCUUGUUGGAGAUAUUCCUGCAGAGGCAGGAGAGACACCUGUCAGGUAGUGAGAGGGGCUCUAGCUUUGAAUUCAGUGUAUUGGGCAGGGGCUUAAACUAGAAGUUUCUAAAAUCAGUCUUUUUCAAUUUUAAAGAAGAAAGGAGCUUCCCAAAGCAGUUUACGCAAAUGCACACAACCGAAGGAUCCGUUAGGGCCAUCUCCUGCAUCCUAAAUAGUUUUUUCCCUAGAAAAUCUGGCUGUUGUGCGAUCAUAAGUAUACACAGGCCACAGAUUGCUAAAGCAGAGCAGUAGCAUGUACUGGCAUCACUGCUGAGCAUUUUUACAUUUGUGAGCGUAACAAUGAUUUGGAGUGGGCUGUUAAUACACAGAUGAAAUUAACAGAGAAGACUUAGCAAUAUUUUAAGUCCACAAUCCUAUGAACCCUCAGGCCAACUCGGUGAGAUUUACUUUUGAGUAGACGUGUCUAGAUUCGGACUGUAUGAGAUGCAUGAUACCAGUUAUGCGGGUUAAUUGAACCGUGUGCCGUUGCCGUUUUAAAACAUGAUUUUCCCUGUGUAAUCUCGGAUGAGAUGAUAUAGUGGUUUAUGAUCUGACUUGCUUGGGACGUUUUUCUUCCUUUUUAAAAAUAGGGUGCUCCUGGACCACGUGGCAGAGAUGGCGAACCUGGUACACCUGGCAACCCCGGGCCUCCUGGACCUCCUGGACCUCCAGGUCCCCCUGGCCUUGGUGGAGUGAGUAUCCUCUGCUUGAUUCACACCCCCCCCCACACACACAAACACACACACAUUUCAUGUGUGGUUACAGAAUGAAAAGAGCUCUUUCACUGUGCUACCUACCAAGAAUUCCUGGUGUUCUAACUCUGCAAUAAGCCUUAAUUCAGUUCAGCAUGCAUAAUAUGCUACCUAAAAAAAUGCCACAUAUUCAGAAUACAACAGACUGCUGGGUUUUCAAUGCCUAGAUUGCCUUCUUUGGCCAUUAGAGUUGUGGUUUUCAAACCUUGUUCUGGGAGGGUCCUCUGGAAAUACCCCCUUCCCCACAAUAACAUGCGUUUCUGCAACAAGUCAGAAUCCCCUUCACUGCCAAGCUUAUUUUGCCAGAAGUCAUCUGCAAGGGAGUGUUGGGUAUUCUCUAGAGAAACUCCACCACUAUCUCUGAGUGGUGUGAGAUUCCAGGGGUUCCAGGCAUUUACCCAGGCAUUUGUGUUUCCUUUCAAAUGAGGUACAGUGGAGCUUGUAGUGUCUUUAUUUUAUUUUUUAUUUUAUUUUUUAUUUAUACCCCACCCUUCCCGGUUCAAAAACCGGGCUCAGGGUGGCUAACAACAAAUUUAAAACACUUAAUUAUAAUAGCAGCGUAAAAUACAGUAUAAAAACAUGAAUAACAAUAAAAUUCAAAAAUCAGAUAAUCCCCAGGGCUAGCUGGCUGAAUUGGUCCUACUUGGGCCAGCGAGGAGGCCAGGGGAGAAUUAGCUGUGGGGUCUCAAAGCGGGUGAUCUUCAUAAAAGGGGGAGGGGCAAGGAAGAGAAAGGAAAUAAAAAAUCAGGCUGAAUUCAAAUUAAAGGCCAGGUGGAAUUGCUCUGUCUUACAGACCCGACAGAAGGAGGUUAAAUCCUGAAGGGCCCUAGUCUCAUGGGACAGAGCAUUCCACCGGGUCGGAGCCAUGACUGAAAAGGCCCUGGCCCUGGUGGAGGAUAGUCUGACUUCCUUAGGGCCUCGGACCUCUAAACUAUGGUCAUUCAUGGACCUUAAGGUCCUCUGCGGGGCAUACCAGGAGAGGCAGUCCCAUAGUUACAAGGGCCUUAUGGCAUAUGCUUUAUUUAAACAUAUGUACAACCUGAGCCUAUGAUGGAGGGGUUCACAGCAUUGACACCCCAAGUGGGUCUUGCUUCUCCAUAGCCACAGAAAUCAGGCAUCUCUUUCUUUCAUAGGCUUCAGCCUGCUUCUUCCUCCAGGUUCUAGCUUACCCUUAUACAACUCAAUUCUGGCCUUUGUCUUUUCUAACAAAUAGUGAGUUGAGGGAGCCCCUCCAUUUGUCUGGCACAGAGCCACUUCCUUUGAUACUUUAAUGACCUAUAUUUAUAGGGCCAUUAUAUAUAUAAAAAAACACUUUUCUGGCUAUUCCAGCAAUUUGAAUCCUUCCUCAGAUUUUAACACUGGAUCUAGGAAUUAGAAGAGUCUUGGCAUACAGCCCACUCCUCCGGCCCCCCGACACAUAGCAAUACAUUCUCAGUUCAUGCAAGACGGACAGUUUUCUCAACAGGCUGGGCUAUGGCUUUUUUCUGUGAGAUGUCAUAGAAUACUUUUUAAUGCACUGGUGGUCUAUGGCAGGGGCAUAGAUAAUUUCAUAGGAGAUCAUAGAAUCAUGGACUUGUAGAGUUGGAAGGGACCCCAAGGGUCAUCUAGUCCAACCCCCUACAAUGCAGGAAUCAAAUGCAGAUCAGUUGAUUUGGAAAAGGUUCCCUCAAGGUAGAAAACUACUGUGCUAGAGGAGGAUCAUCAGGGCUCACCACUGUCUAUAGACUUGGAUCAACAGCCCAGUAUAGAAUUAGAUGUUCGUAGGCCCUAUUUCCAUACUCCAUUGUGGGUCCAAAAUACAUUUGUAAAUUUCUCCGCAAAGCACCUUAAAUUCAUUCCUAGUUAAUUACACCCAACUUGCCUAGGCAACUCUAGUUCUGAGGGCCAUUAGGUGGCCUUUACUAGACCCAGCAGAUUAAUGGCUACACCAACCAGUUAUGUCUAUUUCAGGGAAAUUUUUGGAACUGUAAUUUUCAGCUGGGGAAGCCAGUUAGCAAUGGGUUGCAGUGACAGUGUUGCUAGGGCUGAGCAGGUUUUGAUUUUGUGUCAGGUUAUGAAACGAUCAGGAGAGUGGCAGGUCUGGACAAAGGCAGACAUUCCAUUAGUGCAUUUCCUUAAGGUUGUAUUUCAGAGUCACUAAAUCCUAUACCCUCUUAGCUGGGAAGAAGUCUCAGGGAACUUAGUGGUGCUAGACUACAACUCCCAUCAUCCCCAGCCAGCUUGGCUAGUACAGUGGUAUCUUGGGUAAAGAACUUAAUUCGUUCUGGAGGUCCGUUCUUAACCUGAAACUGUUCUUAACCUGAGGUACCAUUUUAGCUAAUGGGGCCUCCCACUGCCACUGUGCUGCCGCGGUACGAUUUCUGUUCUCAUCCUGAAGCAAAGUUCUUAACCCGAGGUACUAUUUAUGGGUUAGUGGAGUCUGUAACCUGAAAUGUCUGUAACCUGAAGUAUCUGUAACCCGAGGUACCACUGUAGUCAGAAAUGAUGGGAUUUGUAGUCAAAUAUCUGCAGGCCCAUGUUUGAGGAACACUACACUAACAUAGUUUAAUGACUGUAUAUAUAUUUUUUGCAACCCACACUUGAUUGCUAUUAGGGACGUGUAAACAAUAUCAAAUAUAGGCAUACUGGAGGAUAUUAAUGUGUAGAAUGUGUAGAAUGUUCUUUGAUUGAAUUAACCAACCCUGAUUUUUGAAUGUUACUCCACACAUAGGACACACUCACCAAGUCAUAUUCCUUUACUCCAGGUUCAUAUAGGGUAGCCAACAAUACACAUUCUUUACUGAGUCACUACUAGUAAACAUUAGAGUUGCUACUCUGUAUGGAAACACCCACCGAAAAGAGUGGAAAACGUCCAUUCUUCCCAUUCCCUUCAGUCUUUUGUGGACAGGGUGGUAGAGUUAAAAUGUUUUAGGAAGUAACUGAUCUUGAGGUUGUACCUUUGGACAGAGGCGUAGCGUGGGGGGGUGUCCGUGGGGGUCCGUGGCUCUGAGUACAAUUUCAUGAGGUGGCAGCAGGCUCCUUCAUCAAAGCCUGGCUGUGAGUGAGAAGGAGCUGAGGCUUGGCUGGGCACUUGUGCCCGGCUGCAGCUCGGCCCCGGGUCAGGCCUGACCCGGGGUAGGAGAGCAGGAGAAUGGGCGCCAACACUGCCACCCACCCUCCUCAGCUGCCGUGCACCUUGCACCCGGCUCCGCCACUGGGUCAAACUGGUGGGCAUACGCUCCGGCACUGCCUUUGGACAUGCAUCCUUGUACAGAGGUGUAUUCAAUGGUUUCAUAAUAGGAUUAAUAAAUAAAUCUGAUGGGGUUGUUCUGCUCUCCUCAGAAUGCAUUGUUGUUGUUGUUUAGUCGUGUCCGACUCUUUGUGACCCCAUGGACCAGAGCACGCCAGGCACUCCUGUCUUCUGCUGCCUCCCGCAGUUUGGUCAAACUCAUGCUGGUAGCUUCGAGAACACUGUCCAACCAUCUCGUCCUCUGUCGUUCCCUUCUCCUUGUGCCCUCCAUCUUUCCCAACAUCAGGGUCUUUUCCAGGAGUCUUCUCUUCUCAUGAGGUGGCCAAAGUAUUGGAGCCUCAGCUUCACGAUCUGUCCUUCCAGUGAGCACUCAAGGCUGAUUUCCUUCAGAAUGGAUAGGUUUGAUCUUCUUGCAGUCCAUGGGACUCUCAAGAGUCUCCUCCAGCACCAUAAUUCAAGAGCAUCAGUUCUUCGGCGAUCAGCCUUCUUUAUGGUCCAGCUCUCACUUCCAUACAUCACUACUGGGAAAACCAUAGCUUUAACUAUACGGACCUUUGCUGGCAAGGUGAUGUCUCUUUAGAAUGUAUAACAGUGCUUUUUUGGAGCUAGGUUUGACCUGUCGGUGUCCAUUUUUAAGCUACACUUUCUAAUUAUUCCAAGUGCACUUGAAUAUUGUUUAGAUUCAGUGAUGUAGCUCUGUGUUCCAGACACCCUGUCUCUAGAUAUAAUGAACAAUGUUUUGUGUUUUUGAUAACUUGUUGGAAAGUUUGUGUACCACAAAGUUGAUUUCUAUCCUUGCAGACCCCCCGCUUGUUUACUGUCGUGGAAAACACCAAAACAAUGACUUGAUAAUAGGGUGGGCAAAAAAAUACAACUUUCUACUUAGAAAACCCCCUUCCUUUUUCUCUCCAGAUGAAAUUCCGCCUAAAAAUAUCACCCUAUGUCUGGAAUUAUAGUCCCCCAGGGAGAGUAAAAAAAUGUAAAACGAGCUUGCCCUAAUUUCUUCCUCUGUGAUGUGGGCAUGCUUGCCCAUCAGAUACUAUGGGAAACUCUGGACUUUUCAAAAGACUUCUUGUAUUCCUCAUUGUGUGAAUGUUCUCCGUCAGAUCACAUCACGUUCCACUGAAACUGACCACAUUCUCUCUGUGCUUUAUCUUUGCAGAACUUUGCUGCUCAGAUGGCUGGAGGAUUUGACGAGAAAGCAGGCGGCGCUCAGAUGGGAGUGAUGCAAGGACCAAUGGUAAGGACCACAGGAGAGUCCCCUGGUCGUUUGAGCUCAUGUGUGCGCGACAAAUGUAUAUUGCAGGGGUGGGUAUGCUGUGACUCUCCAGAUAUUGUUGGACUACAACCCAGCCAGCACAGCCAAUGAUCAGCAACAAUGGGAGUUGCCCAACUUUUUAGACUAGUGGGCGCUAGACACAAAAUGGCUGCCACGGAGGGAGUGUGACUUAACACAAAAUUAGCAAGGCAGCCACUCCUGGCAAUCUUAUGCUUACCGUGGAAAGUCCUGCUGGCCCUGAUUGUGGAGAUCUCUCUCUCUUACACACACACACACACACAGACACACAGAUGCUGUUGCUGUCUAAUAACAACCAGAAGCAUUCCUCAGUAUCAUGAAAGAUAUACAAGGUAGUUACACCAUUUUCAUUGCACAGAAAUUGCUUAGAAAGUACCUGCAUAUUUCACCUCAUAACUUUCUUUCUCGAAGGGCUAGAGCUCUUUUAAAAAUGAAAGCUCAAAGUCUCGGGCACCUGCCCAGGGGUGCCACUGGAAGCCUUCUGGUUUGGCAAUUUCUGACGUAGAAGUCCAUUGGUUCCUCACCCAAGAUAUAUCUGGUGUAUUGGUUUUAUGGCAGCUGGCUGCCAUGGGAUGAUGUUCCAUGAAGAAUCCUGGCAAUUGUAGUCAGUGGCGUAACAUGGGUUGCCAGUGCCCGGAGCCCAUGCAGAGGAGGUGGAUGGAAGGCAGGGAAAUGGACGGAGUACGCAUGUGCAUACUAACAGCAUCUGCGUCACCCAGGAGAUUACAGCCACGGAAAUAACAAAAGAGCCGUUCCGUUGUCUAGAGAGGUCACUUCCUGGUUCACAUGGAGAAGCCAUCAGCGGCAAAAGUGUGAGGCAGCACCAGGUGCUGAAAUUUUGCGCCCGUAACAAAUUUGCACCUAGGGCAACCGCCCUGUGGCCCCUCCCAUACUAUGUCACUGAUUGUAGUUUAGUGAUGGUGAGAACGGUCUGUUAAGAGACUUUUAGCUCCACUCGCACAAUGGUAUUUUCCUAGGUUCUCUGCAGACAGUGCCCACCUACAGGGUUUUGAGGCUCUCAGGCAAGACCCAGGGCUUCAUUGGGCCUUAGCCUGAAAAUGGUGGGUGCCUUGGGGCUUCUUGGGUGGCUGCCCCAUACAAAAUGGUGGCACUGUUGAGUAGCGCUGAUGGUGGAUGUAAUGGUUCUAGGGGUUGCUCGUGCGUAAACCGUUGCUUAUCUCCCCGGCUGGGUGCAAACACCUGGCUGGGUUGCCUAAGUGAACCUUUUCUGUCCGGACAGCCACUCACCCGUGGCUGACUCAGUCGCUGGCAGAAUCCAUCAGUGGGCGUUUCUUAAACUUCUUCCAGCAAAGAAGCUCUUUGACGCCUAGUCUCCUCCUACUCUCUCUGCGCGAAAGCCUUCUGCGCAAGGAGGGCGUGGGCAGCGGAGGACCCCUACUCUCCCCGCUGGUCCCAGGCAAGGAGUCAUGGGACCGCCUCACCACUUCCCCCAUCUGCCCCCCUUCUCCACUGGUGCUACGCUGAUUCUCUUCCCCAGAAGAUGGGCUGCUUCUCCCAAUCCCUGGACGCUCUCUGGAAUCCCUCUGGCUUUUGCUCUCUCCCUCCGGCACUGAUGGCAGUUCCUUGACAGUGGAUCAUCUAUUGGUCCUGUAAACUUGGCAAAUGCUACCCUCUGGAGCCAGUCUAUCUGGGGAGGGGGAAUUGUCAUGUUCAGUUGAUCAGAGAUUGGCCUAGUAAACUGAGAUAGGUGUGAGCUUCAGGGACCUGCACACAGCCGUGUCACUCCUUCCUUCGCGUGAGUGAUGAAACAAGAAGCUAUAGAUAAGCAUAGCUUCAGGUCAUGUCCGAGCCAGGACUACGGUUAAUGACUUCCAAGCUAGCCAGGCUUCAGAAACCAUCUUCGAAUGAUGGCUUUACAUUUUGGCUUGUGUGAAAGCCGUUAACCCCAGUUUCCUCGUUCAGAUGUAGUAGGAAGCUGUGGUUAACUGCAGCUUCCUGCGUUAUGCCGGUGUCUGAGACUUAUUCAUAAUAUUGGCUUUUUAAGACAACAUUUGAUUGUUGGAAUGUGACCAACUACUAAUGCAUAUUAUAUUUAUGUUAAUUACUACAUUUCUAUCCCACUGUUCCUCUAAGGAGCUCAAGGUAGCACACAUGCCUCUUCCUCUCCCCUCUAUUUUAACCUCAGCCACAACCCUCAAGGUCCCCUGUGAUCUUUGUGGCCAUGUGUGGAUUUGAACCCGAUCCUAGUCCAGCACACUUAACCGCCACACCUGCUUUCUGUUAAACCUGUGAGGGAUAUGUGCUGUAGGCUAGGCCGAGAGCCUCGUUUUACAUUAGAAAAUGCUUGACAGAAGAUGCAUUUUGCAGAACAAAACAGAGAAAUUACGAAAGACAUCAGUGAGACCAGUCAGAGUUCAGCCAUCUUGAGAACUAGGUAUGAUGUACACCUGGGCCAUAAUCCUUAGCACAUUUUGGGGUUGAGUUGCAUUGAAAGUGGUGGGACUUCCAAUGAGUAAAUGUUACAGGAGCCCUUCCAAAUGGCCCUAAAUUUGUAGAUCUGGUAUGGUGCUGUGUGUGUUUGAUUCCUCACCUCUGCUCCAGACAUUCAGAGUGUUUUAUAGCCCAUAUUAGCUUCUCUGACUGAAGGCUACAGUAAAACAGACAAGCAGACACCCCAUGUGCCAUUUAGGCUCUCCCAAGGUACAAUUUGAAGCCACGUGAGGCCGCCACUUAGGUUUGGUCAUACGAGCCCCACGUACAGUGCCUUGGGUUCUGUGAUGGAAGGAAAGUGGGAUAUAUAAAUGUUAAGAAAAGUAAAUAAAAUGUUCCAAGGUAACACUGACACCGUGUGUAUAGAUCUAUCGAUAGAUAGCUAGAUAACAUUUUAUUAUUACAGUGGUGCCUCGCAAGACGAAAUUAAUUCGUUCCGCGAGUUUUGUCGUCUUGCGCUUUUUUUCGUCUUGCGAAGCACGGUGUUGGGAAAGUUUUGGAAAAGCUUCAAAAAUCACCAAAGUCUUUAAAAACCUCAAAAAAAGGCUACCACACCGCGUUCUAUGAGUUGCUCCUCGAAGUCAAGUCGCAACUGUAUUAACGGUGUUAAGAAAAAGGAAACAAACUUGCAAGACGUUUCCGUCUUGCGAAGCAAGCCCAUAGGGAAAAUCGUCUUGCAAAGCAGCUCAAAAAACAAAAAAUCCUUUUGUCUAGCGAGCUUUUUGUCUUGCGAGGCAUUCGUCUUGCGAGGUACCACUGUAUUUGAUUUUUAAAAUUUAUUUUAAAAAAAUCUCUUCGGAUACUUUCAGAAGGAUGCUCAAGAUGGUUUGCAUAAAAUAAUACAUUACAAUAGGGAAGGGGAAACUUGUGACCCACUGGAUUGUUGUUGGACUCCCACAGCCAUCAGCACCAAACAGCAUGGUCAAUGGUCAGGGAUGAUGGGAGUUGUAGUCCAGCAACAUCUGCAGGGCCACUUGUUCCUGAUCCCUGCACUGCAAUAAUACUGGGACUGUUUCUGUCCCCUUAAAAUAGGGUAGCUGAGUCACCAGCAUAGCUGCAUUUGGCCCAAAGGAGCUACAGCUUUUGCUUGCAGCACCUCAACCAGCAUAGUUUUAUUGAAGCCCAUAGAGUCCAAUGCAUUCCUGAUGUUAAGCCCGAGUGAUGCCAUCAAAUCUCAUCGCCACCACCUUCCUUUGUACCCAGAGUUCCAGAAAACCAAUUAAUUUCAUUGCCUAACUUACUUUAUAAACGUUUGUUGACCUGCUAUUCCAAGAUUGUUCAAGCAAGCCGCUUUAACGGAAAGGCUGACUUCUAAAGAGAGAGAGAGAGAAAAGGUCUUUGGGCCUUUGCAUCGCUUGCCAGAACUUCCCAAGCCAUGUGCCAAAAGAGUUGAAACAGAUGAUUAUGGACAGGGAAGUAAUAGAGAGAUUUGUUUUAAGGGGCUGGGUCACUGUUGCACUUGGACCGAGAGCUGAAGUAUGCAAAGACAGACAGCAGCUACUGUUCUUCAAGAUCCCACAAGACUUCCAGCAGGAAAUUUCUACUCUCUAGCAUUUCUUGGCAAGCAGUAAAUGAAAUUCGGGCUUAGUAAACAUGGACAGUUUCCAAGGGAAAGCGUGUGUGUGUGUGUGUGUGUGUGUGUGUGUGUGUGUGUUUUCACUGCCGAAUGACUUCUAUAAAUACAAAUAGCCCUGGAUGCUACAAAGAAAGAGAGGGAGAAUUAAAGAAGCAGCAGCCAUUGAAGAAGCCCUGCUCUGGUUCUUAAUGCCUGUACAGCCAGGGCCUAGUGUAUCUCUUGUGCUGGGGUUGUAUCUUCCUUUCUUUUUGGGAGGGUAACGAUUGCUUAAUUUAUUUAUUUUUUCUAUUAUAGGGACCUAUGGGACCACGAGGCCCUCCGGGACCCCCAGGAUCUCCUGUAAGUAUCAAAACCUUUCAACUCUUUUUUGGAUGAUCUCUCAUGUUUGGAAGAAAAAAAUGAGGCAGAUGGAAGAAUUUCCCAAGGGGACCACUAUGUAUCUGUGCUCUUCUUUUCAGGGCCCUCAAGGAUUUCAAGGCAGCCCUGGUGAACCUGGUGAACCUGGUACUGGCGUGAGUAUCUAGGAAGUGCGCAUGUUUGUGGCACAAUUCAUGCUCUCGUGUUUUCCUCCUUUCCCUCUUGCCACGAUGCACCUGCAAAUCCCCUCUUUACUUCUGGGAUCCUCAACGUCCUGAGAAAGCCUGUCUAUAAAGUAUCAAUCAAAAGCUCUUAGCUUAGGGGUUCUCAAAAAGUAAGGGCACGAGCAAACUGAAAAGAUUUAUUGAGCUUUGCAGUUGAAGUCAGGUCUAACAGUUAUCCCAUGGAGAGACUUUGCACCUUUUCAGUUGUGCGGGAAUGACUAAGGGUGGACAUGAUGGGGUUUUAGUGGAUUGGAGAGGAACAUAAAAAAAGAUAAGAAGAGGCAUGUUUGAUCAGGUUAAAACCCCGUCUAGUCCAGCAUCCUAUUCUUGCAGUGGACAACCAGAUACCUCUAUAGCAGUUUUUCCCAACCUUGGGUGUCCAGCUGCUUUUGGACCACAGAACUGACCGAGCAGGGAGAAAAGGACAAGUGCUCGGCCAUGGGCAGUUUAAAUAGCCUGUGCCACGCCCCCGGACCGUCCGGAUUGGACGGCCUAGGGAUGACGUGGCCGAGGAUUAACCAAUGGCACAGGGGCUAUCCUGCCCCACACGUGUGGGGAGGGCUUGCUCCCAGCCCACAAUGUCAUCUCCCCGGGAACGGGAAAUGGCUUUCCCAUCAUCCCUGACUGCUGGUCUUGCUAGCUAGGAGUGAUGGGAGUCGUAGUCCAAAAACAGCUGGAGACCUAAGGUUGGGAAACAUGACACUCUUCCCCACUUGUGAUUCACAGAAACUGGUAUGGAGAGGAAUAUUGCCUCUGAUAUUGAAGGUACUGCCUCUCUCAUCACAGUCCAUCAUACCCACGGUGCCUCACUCUGAGGACAGACCAGAACAGAUGUUCUGGAGAGCCCCACAGGGGUCCCACCAGCUGUGGGUGGGCAAUAGGGAGAUAUCUGGUUUUCAACAUCGUGAUAUAUCACCAGCUAAACAUCCCAAUAUACUGAUAUGUCACAGUGUCUGAAAUAAGGAUGGAACUAUGUAGAGGCAUUGGCUGGCUUCACAGUUUUCCCCACGUUGUGAUUUGUACAUAGCACACACACAUCGUGAUUCACGUUAUAUUGCCAGGUCAAAAAUUAUAAAACCAAUAUCACGAUAUGGACUUCGAACCAGUUUUGGACGAUAUAUCUCCCAACCCUACUGGAAAGCUAGCCAGGUAGACAUAUGAUGGCUGAUCUGUGUAUGAUCUGGUUCCCUUCUGAUCUGCCGCCUAAGGCAUGUGGCUCAGCAUGGCUCAUGACCCUGGUGCCAGCCUGUUGCUGUUUUUUAAUCAAUGUUCUCAUUGGAAAUGUAUUCUAAUUUAAAGAAUAUUAUUGUUGUUAUUAUCAUCAUCACUUGCUAAAUUUUCGUACCGACCUUCAUCCGAGAAUCACAGGGCAGUUUGCAAUGUAAAAACACAAAAAUGCAUACCAUAGUAACAAACAAAGACAAUAGCUCCUACCUGAAUAUAUCCACCAGGUGAGAGGCUUUGAUUGACUGCAGCAAAUGUACUUGAACCCUAGGACUUGGCCCACCACUGUUAACCAUAUGGUGUGCUCAGGGUAGUAGCUGGCCACUUAUGUGCAGCGACCAGUGGACUUAGGUGUCCAGCAUUGUGAAGACUGCAGAGUGGGUUUCCUAUUUUAGUAGUUUCCAGGCUCAGGUGUAGAAAGGGGUGGAAAUUGUUCAUGAGCAUUCUUCCCACGGAUCCAGCAGAUUAAAAAGUCAUUGAUGUAGCUUAGGCAGCAAAGAGCAGCUUAAAAGGUUCCAAGUUGGCCUACGAACUUGUUGGCAUAAGCGAAUAGACAUAGCAGUUAUUCUGUAUCAUUGUGGAUUGUGACCCUCCGUCUAUCUCUGAGUGGGAUGUUGGUCCACAGGGCUAAUGCAUCUAUAGUUGCUAGGAUAUUGUUUUCUGGGAGAGCAUCAAUCGAUAGUGGUUUCCGUAGGAAGUCUGUGGUGUCCUACAAUUAACCCAGGGUUCUAAUGUACUUCUACAUUGCGUAUGAGAACAAUGUCGUGGUGGGAGACAGCCUGAUUUGCAGGAACAAGAAGUGAUCCUUGACAUGUGUCUGCUACUGAAUAUGUUAGCUGUGUAUAAGAAUGGGGAAGAAGUUCACCUCCAUUUGCAUUUAAAAGCAAAUCUGUAUUGUGCUAUCUCCCUAUUAAGAGACGUAGGUGGCGCUGUGGUCUAAACCACAGAGGCUAGGGAUUGCCGAUCAGAAGGUUGGCGGUUCGAAUCUCUGCGAUGGGGUGAGCUCCCAUUGUUCGGUCCCAGCUCCUGCCCACCUAGCAGUUCGAAAGCACGUCAAGUGCAAGUAGAUAAAUAGGUACCGCUCCGGCGGGAAGGUAAACGGCGUUUCCGUGCACUGCUCUGGUUCACCAGAAGCAGCUUAGUCAUGACCCAGAAGCUGUCUGCGGACAAACGCCGGCUCCCUUGGCCUAUAGGGCAAGAUGAGCGCCGCAACCCCAGAGUCGUCUGCGACUGGACCUAACGGUCGGGGGUACCUUUACCUUUAUCUCCCUGUUACACUCAAUAUUCCUGGUUGCCACUCCUGGGGGUGGAGAAGUGUAGGGAGAAUACAUGGGUGAGUCUCAGUAGUGAUGGUACGAUGUGCUGCCUACUGUGGUGGAGAUGGGUGGGGGUGAGGCACUGGUGAGGUCAGCGCAGUGCAAAUGUGCUGGCAGGAGCGCUGGAUUGCCUUUACCAGCACAUUUGCACCACACCGACCUCACAGUUGCCCCAGCCCUCUCCAUCUCAGCAUGCAGUAACUGCACAAUCAGAGGGAGGUCAGGGAUGCAGAGCAGCCUCACUGUGCCAUCCACUAUCUGAUUUUUGUCACAGCGAUGGAACUUGACGUGACGCUGCCGCUUCGAUCAGCAGCUCUGUGUUGAGCAGUCAGGGCCGGCCCUAUCAUUAGGCAGUGUGGGGCAGAUGUGUGGUGUUGCAAAACAGCAGCAAGUUGUUACAUAAUGGUGCUAUUAUUGCAUUUUUACUAUCAAGGAAGGGGAAGAGGCACUUGUGGGAUUUUCUGCCCUAGAUUUCUUCCCCACACCUUGAUAAAGAACAUUUCUUUAUUGCUGGGAAUCUAUUACAUACUGUCCAGAGCAGAUGCUACCACCAUCUGUUUGCCAACUGGGAUUCUCCAGUACUGUACCAUGCAAAGUGUGAAGCAGCUCUCUCUGACGCUGAAGAUGUGCUAUGUGACAUUUUGCCCAUGUAUUGGAUAACUUACAGGUCACUUUGUAUAGACCAGGCAUGGCCAAACUUGGCCCUCUAGGUGUUUUGGGAUUACUAUUCUCCAUCAUCCCUGACCACUGGUCCUGCUAGCUAGGGAUGAUGGGAGUUGUAGUCCCAAAACAUCUGGUGGGCCAAGUUUGGCCAUGCCUGGUAUAGAUAUAGAUAUAUUCUCUGGUGUGCCCUUUUUAUCUGAUGAGGUCCUGUCUGAGUGCACUAGCAGUUCAGAAAGGAAACUGGCAAGGUAACAAAUAGAUAGGCCUUCUUUGUGGUGGCACCUUGUCUGGACAGUAUGUUAGGUAGGAAGGUUUAUGAACCCUGAUCCGUCAUGAGUAUGCCCUCAUGUCCUGCCUGUGGGAUUCCCAGAGGCAUCUGGUUGGCCGCAGUAGAAACAGGAUGAUGAACUACAAGGUAGGCUUUUGGCCUUUGUGGUUUUAGAAAGAUGGAUAAAGUUUUUAAAAACUUUAUUUCAGAUUGCUUUUGGCGGCAACCAUCUGAUUUGCUUGUUCUUAAGUUUGUGUUUAUUCUUAGCUGUUUGUGGCUUUUUCAUACCUUGUUGUUUAAAAAAAUUAGGGAUUUUUUUGGUGGGAUGACUGUUUUAAUGAAUUUUUAUCAAAUAUUACCUUGAGUGGCAGCUGUCUGUCUGUGUGUGUGUGUGUGUGGUGUCAUCAAGCUUCAGUAGGAACAGACAGUGACACAGAGUAGUGGAAUCUAACUGUGUAUUUUACUAUAAAACAUAAUUAAGGCCUUGAGCCUCCAAAAAUGGUCAGUUUUCUUAUCAUUAAUGCAAAAAAACAACUCCUACAAUUAUUAACUCUUCCCUCACCUAGUACUUUUGAGUAGGCAUUACUACAUUACUGAUGAUCUGGAUUUUUCUUUUCAAAAAUAAAAUAAAGCUACUGUUUACUUUUUCUGAACGCUUUUAAGCCACUUUGGGUACAUCUUAAUGGAGAGAGUUGGAUAUAAGUGAGAUUAACAUAUCUUCAAAGUGGCUUUAUAAACUUCAUUUGAGGAAAAAGCAAGCAAUAAAAUGACACACUAAAGAACAAAACCUAGCACUGGGAAUGGCAGUUUAAAGCAAUAGCAAAAUCAGCUGUGAAGUAGGGCACAAUUUAAAGACCUUUAAAGAUGUCUUCUUGAAACAGCAUCAUUUUCAGCCUUUGUUUAAAAAAUGGGGAUGAAGGCAUGUCCUCCUGUGGGAGACCAUUCCACAAUCUGGUACCAUACCUGAAAUAGCAAGGUAUUUCUUUCUUUAUUAAUUUUGUAUCCCGCCCUUGCUCCCAAAGAAGUCCAGACUGACCAAUGAUUCUAUCUGGUGGGAUAGGGUAGAAUAGUAAAAUAGUAAAAUGUUUAUAUUGGGCUGAUUUCUGCUGGUGGCUAGAACUAUGAUUUCAGAGUUUUUGGAGGCUCAUGGAAAAAAGAGCGCAGCAAUGAGCCCUCUUUAACCAGUGUGUUGUGUGUGUGAGACUCAGGAGCUGCCGAAGUUGACUUUUGCCAAUUUUUAAAAAGCAUAUUCUAACUGUCUGGGGUGUAAUUAAAAUACAGCUUAACUGUACUUCAUAUCAGUGCUUCUCAGGAACAUUAUCUGCGCAUCCUGCGCACAAUGCCAGGGGCCUUGUUGCAUGUUCUGUUAAAUCACUGUUGAGUGCUUUAUGCAUUAAGUUGUAAGGAGUUGCCGUGAGCCUUAAUCUCUCACACACUCCACCUUUUUUCAGGGCAGCCACCAAUUUCAAGCUCCCCUUCUACCCUAGAAUCCCAUAACCUGAUGCACAGCAGCCACCGUGCUGCAGUACAGAUCCCCGUGCCACCCUAAAGAUCUACGUGGUUCCCUGUGUGGUUACCCCGGCCCAGCCCGGCCCGGUACAGACUACUCCCCCACCCUGGCCCUGGCUACCUACACUACUGCAGCCUUCCCUCUGGUCCUCCCAUGUUGCUGGGAGGAGGAGUCUGGUAGGGUUUAGUUUUCUGAUUCCUACAAAGCCUGGCUUGUCUUGAAACAUACCAGGUUUGUUUUCAGCCGCAGUCCCUGGCUUGUAUGCAACAAUUCAGGUCUUGUGGGAACUGAAAUGAGCUGUAUGGGAGGAGGAGAAGGGGCAGUCGUGAGCCCAAGGCUCACGGCACAUCCGUCUUGCUUGUGCAAAUAACACUAAACCAUGGUUUAGUGUUAUUUGCACAAGCACUGCCUUUUGCCAGUCAUGAAAUUGAGAUUAGUUCCCUAACAGGGAUGCACUGCAUGUGUGCGAAGGGGGAAAAAACCCCAACGCUUUUGUCAUUCUAAUUGUGAAUGCAAUAUGAUAACUAGAAACCCUAGUUAAGAGUGGGGGUGAAGCAAAAGGCAUAUGGUGCCUUCUUUUAGAAGCUUCCUCAAGUUUCUGACCUGUGCUGUUGGCCACUGGAACUGACCAUCAGCUUUGCCAUGGGUUGGCAAAUGACAUGCUUUGGAUCCUUUGCUCUGCCUGCUGAGGAAUAUAAUGAAUGGAAGAGAAUGAAUAUAUGAAUGAAAAGUGAGGGAGAUGAAUGAAGUGUUCUGCCUGCCUCCUGAACUUUUCCCCCAAGGGAAUGUGGCCCUUGAACCCCCCAAAAGGGUGUCCCAUUCCUGAACUUUGCAGUGGUGUAUUAGCAGCCACAUGUCAUGGAAAUCCCUCUUUUUUUAAAAUACAUUUUUAUUAGUUUUUAACAUAUUAAUUAUCAUUCAUACAACAAAACUUCUCAUCUUAUACAAUAAUUUUUGGACUUCCGUCAACACCUCUGAUGAUUUUCCGUUCUUAUCGCUUAUUAUGCAUUUCUUAAUUUCAUAUUACCUUUAAUUAUCUUUAACUAACAAUUCUCCUGAUUGUCUUUUUUGCAAUAUUUCAAAUAAUUCACCUUACAAAACUUCUUGCAAACCUACUAGCGUAACCUGUUCAUCAUAAUUACUUUUCAAAUAAUCCGUGAAUUGGGGAGUCCACAGUUACAGAAAGGAUGGAUCCCUACGUAUACUGUCAACAUAUUCACCUUGUUAAGACUCCCUAGCCACUAACGGGUGUCAGCAGGUGGCGUAGAAUAUACAAGAGGCUGUAUCUCAGACUUCUAAUAUAUUUUGUUUUCCCUCCCCCUCUCUCUAGGGUCCAAUGGGUCCCCGUGGGCCACCUGGGCCACCCGGAAAACCUGGCGAUGAUGUGAGUAUCCUAUCUCUUGACAUCUGCCCAUCAUGAUGAGCAGCUUAGCACAUACAUAGCAGAACUGAGGAGUUUGCUGCAAAAGUUAAUGCUAAAGUGAAAUACAAAACAGUUGACGUUUUAAGGCACAGAGUGUUUAUGUCUCAUCCUCUAACUAACACACACACACACAAUCACUCAGGCUAAUGUGGAAGUCAUUCUCAGAAUGUGGGUCCUAAUAUACAGCCAAAAUAGCACAUUCUGCACACAAGAGGAAAGGUAUCAAGUAGGAAAACUCAAGGUUUGCAAAAGUAUUUUAAAAAACCUGAGGCAAAGAAACACUACAGAUUUAAAAUGGUUUAACAGUCAUUGCUUCAUAGUUGGGAAUUCUGGGAGCUGUAGUUCUGUGAUACGGGGCUUGUAAUUUCUUACAGACUUCUCAGCAUUCUCUUCAGACUACAAUUCCAAGGAUUCUUUGAAGGGCUUGUUAAACUGGUAUAAAAUGGGCAUGCCCUUUGUAACAGGAUUGGGGGCUUUUUACUGUAAUGAGAAGGUCAUAUUUUGUUGCCUGAGUUACUGAAGGUGAUUUGACCAGGGUAAAUCUGAAUCUAGAAGGGCAGCUUUGGGCGGGGGGGAUAUAUGUCAAGGGAGAUAUAAAACAAAAGAACUGAAACUACUUGUGCUGUUUUCUUGUGGGCUUUGUUGGGUAGCUGCUGCUAAGUAGGGAGUUUUUUACUUAUAUCAUUUAUUUGAACCAACUAUUUUUAAUGGACGCGGGUGGCGCUGUGGGUUAAACCACAGAGCCUAGGAAUUGCAGAUCAGAAGGUCGGCGGUUCAAAUCCCCACGACGGGGUGAGCUCCUGUUGCUCAGUCCCUGCUCCUGCCAACCUAGCAGUUCGAAAGCGCAUCAAAGUGCAAGUAGAUAAAUAGGUACCGCUCCGGCGGGAAGGUAACCGGCGUUUCCGUGCGCUGCUCUGGUUCGCCAGAAGCGGCUUAGUCAUGCUGGCUGUAUGCCGGCUCCCUCGGCCAAUAAAGCGAGAUGAGUGCCACAACCCCAGAGUCGGUCGCAACUGGACCUAAUGGUCAGGGGUCCCUUUACCUUUACCUUUACCUAUUUUUAAUGCAGAUUUCUAAUCUGCUAUUAUGUCAGGGGCAGAGAACCUUUUUUGCCCUCCAGAGGCUGCUGAACUACAUCUCCCAUCAGCCCCCGCAAGCAUGGCCGAUAGUCAAGGCUGAUGGGAGCUGAAAGGCCAAAAGUUCCCUGCUCAGCCUGGUGUCCCAAGAUGUUCUUGGACUGCAUCUCUCAUCAUAACAACCAUUCCGUUCCGGAAGUCCGUUUGACUUGCAAAAUGUUUGGAAAGCAAGGCGCGGCUUCCGAUUGGCUGCAGGAGGUUCCUCCAGCCAAUCGGAAGCCGCAUUAGACAUUUGGGUUCCAAAGAACGUUCGCAAACCGGAACACUCACUUCUGGGUUUGCGGCGUUUGGGAGCCAAAACAUUCAAGUCGUAAGGCAUGUGGGAUCCAAGGUACAACUGUAGUUUUUGUUGGAGACAGAACAGCAAACUAGGAAGUACCAUGGAGUUAACACAGCAGCUUUAAGUUAUUCAAUUUUGAUGUCUUCUUCUGACCUUGACUUUUGUAUAAAUGUCAUCCUUUUCUUAAAGGGUAUGUUUUAACCACUUGAUCACUUUUGUCUCUUUCAGGGUGAAUCUGGCAAACCUGGCAAAUCGGGAGAGCGUGGGCCACCUGGCCCUCAGGUAUGGCUUUGUCCAGCAUAUCUCAGAUAUCUGUGCACAUACAACCGGAUAAAGAAAUGCAGCAGAAUGCACUUUUAUUCUGAGAGUACAUUUAGUUGACAUAAACAGUCACAGUUUUGGAGGAAAUAUUCUGUGGUUUUGGAUGAAGGGAUCUCCUUACUCUUCCUGACGAUGAGCUUAGAAUUUCAGGAUUCUCCUCCGCCUUGAUUAAAAAUAAAAAUAGUAUGAUGGAUUUCUGGCUUAGGCUACUGGAUAAAUGUGGGAGUCUCUGCUGAAUUUGACUUUGAAACCACCCUGGCUCUCAGGUUGUUUAGAGAGCCAGAGAAUAACUCACUCCUGUAGCUCCUUGCCACAUGCUGGUGACCAAGACUUUUAUUGCAUUUAGAAACGGAUUGCAAACAAAAUUAUCAGUGUUGAGCAACAUUAAGACCCACAAGACCAAAUUCUGUAUCUCAUUAAAAACUAAAUUCUCCAAUCUGUCUACGUUAUUCAAAUUAAAUAAAUCAAUGUUUAUUUUACGUUUUUAUGAAUUUUAUUCUGCUUCUGCUAGCCAUUGAAACUCUGCUCCCUGAUCCCUAGAAAAUUCUCCCCUGCCAUCAUUGCCUGAGCACUUUGAAGCCCAACUCUGUAGCCAUAAGAAACAUGUUUUAAAAGAAACAUUGGUCUGCAUAUGGUUAUUCUGCUCUGCAUACCGAGACUUGCGUAAAGGGUUAAUCACCCCACUGUUAUUAUCUCACCUGGGGUAUUAAGUACCGUAUUUUUCGCUCUAUAAGACACACCAGACCACAAGACGCACCUAGUUUUUGGAGGAGGAAAAUAAGAAAAAAAUAUUCUGAAUCUCAGAUGCCAGAACAGCAAGAGGGAUCGCUGCGCAGUGAAAGCAGCAAUCCCUCUUGCUGUUCUGGCUUCUGUGAUAGCUGGGCAGCCUGCAUUCGCUCCAUAAGACACACACACACACACACACACAUUUCCCCUUACUUUUUAGAAGGGAAAAAUGAGUCUUAUAGAGCAAAAAAUACGGUAACUUUUCUCCUGGAGGAACAAGAUAAGCUGGUGACAGCAAAGGCUGCAAUUUUUUUAGCUACUACCAUUAAAAUAAGGCCCACAGUUUUGUUCUCUGAGGUUUAAAUUGUAUACUUUUUAACAUUUUUGUUUUGUUUGGCAAUUUUAUCUGAUCUGUUCUAUGCCAUAUAUAUUUGGACUUUUGUAUACAAAUUGCAACAGCAAAUAUCUAUAUAUCUUCGAAGCCUAUGUUUGCAGCCGUAGGAAGCUUGGUUUAAAACAAAAUUCUAAAUUCUGUGGCUAGUGUGGAAUUGCACAAACCUAUCUGCAGAUGGUAUUAAUUUGAGACUGGGCUGUGUGUGGAGAAAAGGUUAGGGCAUGCUUGAAACUUGGCAGUCAGUACAGGUGUCAUGAAUUGGCAUUAUGAUGUCAGCAAUUUUGCUUGCCUUCCCAUUUAAGAGGGUCACUGAAUCAAAGCCUGCUGAAAAGUGGGAGUAACUGAUGGGGAACAGAGAGCUUUACAUUCUGAGUAUAGAUAGAGAUGGAAUAAAGGGCUAAAGAAGCCACAGCUUAACAUGAACUAGUUGGUUUUGCUUCCUGUUUCCAUACUCUAGUGCAGACUUAUCAAUGUAUGCCUUUUGGAUAGGUCUUCCUUCAAUGUAAAUGGCUGAUAGGCCAGAAACUUGGCCCUUUAGCUUCUGCAGUGAGCUGUUCAGUAUUCCAGCUUUUGUGCAGUUAUCAGCAUCUGUUUGAGAAACUUUAUUUAUUUACCUGAAUUGAUCUCUCGUUGACUCCUAGGGUGCUCGAGGUUUCCCUGGGACCCCAGGUCUUCCCGGCGUAAAAGGUCACAGAGUAAGUAUGCAAGCAUUAAAUAGGUUGGAUUUUUAGUAAAAGUCUCUGCCAAGGAUAUGCAAUGAAACUUCUUCAUGAUUUCCUCUCUCUUUCUAGGGUUAUCCUGGAUUAGAUGGUUCCAAGGGAGAAGCUGGCGCUGCAGGUGCUAAGGUAAGGGACAUUAGAUUUUAGUAGCCAUGGGCACCUAUGGCUUUCCCAUGCCUUCCACCCCAACCAAUGAAUACCGUUUUAGUUCUUCUAAAUAUUGUCAAGGUCCCUUUGCAACCUCAAGUAACUUCCAGUCAACGCCCCCUUACCAAGUUUCAGACUGUAGGCACUUCCAGGCUAUCACUAUUUUCAGGUGAGAUUCAAUCACAUCUUUGCAAAUUCAAGGUGUGCAGUUGAAGCUGACUGAGAGCUUAUAUUCCUUUAAAACAGAAGUCCUGCACAUCAAAACCAAUGUAAAUUUGCUUGCCAGGGUGAAAUGAACAGUUCUUAAGUGAAUUUACAGUGUACAGUUUUAAAAUUUCCCUGUAGACUUUUCAAAGUAAAGUACACUGUAUCCCCCCCCCAAAAGAAAUCAUGACAGAUAGACCAAUUGAUCUAGAUGUGUCAGGAAAAGAAAACGCUUUGUGUUAAAAAUCCGUUCUCCAGGGAUAAAACGGUGCAAUCCAAAGAGAGCAGGAUUUUCAAAGCAGGGAGCUGUUUUGGUUUUCAGCAGCACCCAAGAAAGCGGAUGCUGAAAAUGACCAUGUUUUCUUAGCACCCAAGUGCAUAAUUAGCAGAUUGCUGUUUUCCUGUAGUAAUUAAGCACGCAGUAUUUAACAGCAAUGAACAGCCGUAGUCUGUCACUACCCUUGUCUCCGCCAACUGGUAUCUCUUUUGCUAACUGCUGUUGUGGCAUCAUGGAUGCCCACUGCACAUGAUAUCUCUAAGCUUCCUAGUCUACCUGCGCCCCCUGCGCCACCCCCCCCAUGUCUAGGAGCCUAAGACAAGAAGGAGUGGGAGAAGCUAUAUGAGGAUUCCUAACUGUAACUUAGGACCUUUCCACUUUUUAUAGUAGAUGCUCAUUUCAUUGCAUGGCAUCUAGAGGUCUUCCCUUUCUGCAGCCAGCAAGUAUCACAAGAACUUGGAGGACUUUGCACUCGGCUUUGUAUGGGUGCUGAAACUGAGUAGGCUCCUUACAGUUGUGCAGCCUCCUCUUUGGCAGCAAUAGUUCAUCCCACUCUAUUCCACCUCUGCCUUUCUGCCAUAAAUGGGGUUGCCAGUUGAGAUGCAUCUGCAGGAAACUGUUUGCCAUUGAUACAGUUGUACGGUGGUACCUUGGUUCUCGAACCGCUUAGUUGCUGAACAAAUCGGCUCCCGAACGCCGCAAACCCGGAAGUGAGUGUUCCAGUUUGUGAACGUUUUUCGGAAGCCAAACAUCCAACGCGGCUCCUGUGGCUUCCGCUUGGGUGCAGGAAGCUCCUGCGGCCAAUCGGAAGCUGUGCCUUGGUUUUCGAAAAGUUUUGAGAGUCCAGAAUGUAUUAAGUUUGAGAACCAAGGUACCACUGUAUGUGCUAGUGGAGUGCCCUCUAGUGUUUAACGAAGUGGAAUGGCAAUGAGAAUUGUUUCCACAGCAUCCAGGGCACUUCCAGACCAUCACUCUUUUCAAACGCAGACCAGCAAAUUCAGGUUGCCAACAAACCACGACGAAUGCUCAUUAAAUAACCUGUGUUGUCAUCACAAACAAAUCAGAAUAAAGAGGUCAUUUGGAAGCUCCUUCAGAGUCUCAUCUCCCACCCCUGAUCCACACAGGUGUGGAGUUUGGUAGCAAAGACAAGUUUUGCUUCCAUAAUUACCAUGGUCUCUCUUACUCUAGGGUGAAGCUGGCGCUGCUGGAGAAGCUGGGUCACCUGGUCCGAUGGUGAGUAUCCACUGCUCAACUUAUUUUUAAUCAGUAAUAACAGCACUCUUAGCCCUGCAGGGUGGGCAUUGCCUAUUUGUAUUUGAAUUAUUAUUAUUAUUAUUAUUAUUAUUAUUAUUAUUAUUAUAAUUUAUACCCCGCCCACCUGGCUGGGUUUCCCCAGCCACUCUGGGUGGCUCCCAACAGAAUAUUAUUAAUAAUAAAGCGACAACAUCAAACAUUAAAAACUUCCCUAAACAGGGCUGCCUUUAGAUGUCUUCUAAAAGUCAGAUAGUUGUUUAUUUCCUUGACAUCUGAUGGGAGGGCGUUCCACAGGGCAGGCGCCACUACCAAGAAGGCCCUCUGCCUGAUUCCCUGUAACUUGGCUUCUCGCAAUGAGGGAACCACCAGAAGGCCCUUGGGGCUGGACCUUGGGGCUGAAUGAUGGGGGUGGAGAAGCUUCUUCAGGUAUACUGGGCCGAAGCCGUUUAGGGCUUUAAAGGUCAGCACCAACACUUUGAAUUGUGCUUGGAAAUAGUCCUGAGAGUUUGUGCAACUUAAAUGUACAUAUUCAAGACCUCCCUGGAAUUCGCGGUGAAUUGUGCCAGCUUCACAUGUGACUCCACAGUCAGUCAGCGGGAAGGUAAAUGGCGUUUCCUUGCGCUGCUCUGGUUUCACCAGAAGUGGCUUAGUCAUGCUGGCCACAUGACCCAGAAAAACUGUCUGCGGACAAGCGCCGGCUCCCUCAGCCUAUAGAGCGAGAUGAGCACGCAACCACAGAGUCAUUCGCGACUGGACUUAACUGUCAGGGGUCCUUUACCUUUACCUUUUACCACUAGACCCUACUGCAACCCUUUUAACUGUUACACCACACUGUCGUGCUGAUGAGCAUUUCACUAGCCAUAAUGUUGAAAAGUAGGUGUGGGUUAAACCACAGAGCCUAGGACUUGCCGAUCAGAAGGUUGGCGGUUCGAAUCCCCGCAAUGAGGUGAGCUCCCAUUGCUCGGUCCUUACUCCUGCCAACCUAGCAGUUCGGAAGCACGUCAAAGUGCAAGUAGAUAAAUAGGUACCGCUCUGGCGGGAAGGUAAACGGUGUUUCUGUGCGCUGCUCUGGUUCGCCAGAAGCGGCUUAGUCAUGCUGGCCACAUGACCCGGAAGCUGUAUGCCGGCUCCCUGGGCCAAUAAAGCGAGAUGAGCACCACAACCCCAGAGUCGGGCACGACUGGACCUAAUGGUCAGGGGUCCCUUUACCUUUACCUUAGGUUCCUUCGCACUCAGAAGUCUGCAGUCUGGAAAAUUAGGAUGUGAUGAUGAUGCCCUUCUCACAUUUGUUAUUGUUAUUUCCCAGGGUCCCCGGGGUCUUCCAGGCGAGAGAGGACGUCCUGGCCCAUCCGGUGCUGCGGUGAGUAUCAGCAUUCACUUGAACGCUGCAAGUCCUGUAUCUUGGAAAUGUUGCUAGUGCAGGAAAAAUGUACACACCCGUGACUUCAGUGGAAAACCUCCUGCCCCUUGCGACCUCCCCCUACCCCAUUUGUCAUGGCCUACCACGUAAUGAUGGCAUGAGAUUUCUUUGCCCUUUUCUGUAUACAGUGGUGCCCCGCAAGACGAAUGCCUCGCAAGACGGAAAACCCGCUAGACGAAAGGGUUUUCCGUUUUGGAGGUGCUUCGCAAAACGAAUUUCCUAUGUGCUUGCUUCGCAAGACGAAAAUGUCUUGCGAGUUCCUGCGGGGUUUUUCCUUCCCCCCUUUUCCCAAGCCGCUAAACUGCUUAUCAGCUGAUGGCUAAGCCGCUUAUCAGCUGAUCUUUAAGCCGCUUAACAGCUGAUGCUAAGCCGCUUAUCAGCUGAUCUUUAAGCCGCUUAACAGCUGAUGCUAAGCUGCUUAUCAGCUGAUCGUUAAGCCGCUUAUCAGCUGAUCGUUAAGCCGCUUAUCAGCUGAUCUUUAAGCCGGCUAAGCCGCUAAUACUGUAGCGCUAAGCCGCUAAACCUCUAAUGGGUUUGCUUCGCAAGACGAAAAAACCCGCAAGAUGAAGAGACUCGCGGAACGGAUUCUUUUCGUCUUGCGAGGCACCACUGUACUUGCUGUGGCUUUUGGUUGUUGAACAUCUGGAGGCAGAGGUAGCUGGUGCCUAUUGGGCCUGGUAGGGCAGAAGGCAAGGAGGCCAACAGUAGGAGGCGCUAUAGCCAGCGGCAGGCAGAGUCAGUUAGCUGUAGUUUCCUCCCCAUCCACCUCCCAGCUGAGUUCUGCUACAGCAGCUCUAAGGAGGAGGAAACAGAAAGCCAGGGCCAAGGUUGGUGGGGCAGUGCCCCAUUUGCCCUAAUGGACUAGUCUCCAAUGCCUGGAGGGCAUGAGUUGGCAAAGGCUGUUUAAGUUGCUGUGCCCUAAGAUGCAUGGUAAUGGUCUUUUGCCCGCCAGCCAGCUGAUUUUUACUGCAGUGGGCAUCUCACGAAAGAUGGCAGUGGGCAUCUCCCUAAAGGACAUGGCAUGCUUUAUUAUGUCGACCGUGGAGGAGAGAAGCAGAAAGCAGCCUCUGAUUAGUAGCACCGAAUGGGGGCUAAUGUCUAGUUUGAAUCCAGCUUGCUGCGGGGGGGGGGGGGGGACCCAACUUUUGUUUUGUUAAGUGCAGAAUUUCUUCUACACAAAUGGCUGUGAACAUGCUGGUGGGGAUCUAGCAUGGGAAUUCAGGGGCUUUAACCCUUUGCCCCCUGCUGGGGUCCCAAUCCGGAAUGUCCCCAUCCACAUAGCUGCUGUUUGCUUUGCAGAGAAACUUGCAUUUGCUUAAAUGGGAUCUUUUUUCCUAUGCAAAUAGAGGCAGCGGUGGGGAACUGUGGCCCUUGGACUACAACUCCCAUCAUCCCUGACCCUCGACCUUGCUAGCUGGGGCUGAUGGGAGCCAGAGUCCAACAACAUUUGAAGGUUCACAGGUUCCCCAUUCAUGCUGUAAAGUUGUAGGAAAGUGCUAAUGCUUUUCAAAGGGUAGGAAGUAAACUGGAGUUGCCAUCUAGGGGUUGGUCCAGAAGCUGCAGCUGAUUCAGAAACCUGAGACCGGGUUAUUGAUUGGAGCACCUGGGUGCACACAUAUUACACCUGUGCUGAGGUGCAACUUUUUGUAUGCCUUGGACACCGGUCAGCUAUUGGGCCACGUUCAUCAUACUGUUGUUAACUUAGUCCUGAGUUAUUCAGAACUUUAUAUGUUAAGUCAAAGACUGUCAGACCACUUAGAUCAGUGAUGGCCAAACUUGGCCCUCCAGCUGUUUGGGGACUACCAUUCCCAUCAUCCCUGACCACUGGUCCUGUUAGCUAGGGAUGAUGGGAGUUGUAGUCCCAAAACAGUUGGAGGGCCAAGUUUGGCCAUCAUUGACUUAGAUCAUCUGGAAAAAUUCUACACUCUACAGAAUAUCAUAGGAAAUCAGACUGAAAAGCAGGUAUUUUCUGCUGUUACCCCUGUACUGUGGAAUGCCCUUCUCUCUGCCAUACGUGAAGCAGCAGACACCAGUGGCUUCAGAUGUCUUGUGUCAAUUUAUUUUUUCCCUGAGUCAUAAGACCGGACCCUGUUUUACAUAUCCAAGCCUUCUGAAUUUCUAUUUUAUUCAUUGCCAUGAGCUUUUAUGUUUUUUUAUAUUGCUGUUUGACUGGUUUUAGGUUGCAUUUUUGUUUUACUGGUAUAUAGCUUGUUUUUUUACAUGCUACACCAUUUAGAGAUUUUUGGACUAUUAAGCAGUAUAUAAAUGCUUUAAAAUAAAUAACACUAAACCUUGUAACCUGGGCAUCAGGUGGAGCGGAUAGUGUGGCAGGGAGCCUCCACUCAUAGAAUUGUAGAGUUGGAAGGGACCACGAGGGCCAUCUAGUCCAACCCCCUGCAAUGCAGGAAUCUUUUUGCCCAACAUGGGGCUCGAACCCACAACCCCAGGAUUAAGAAUCUCAUUCUCUACCAACUGAGCUAUGUCCCGCUCACUUGACCUCUGGUUGGUGAUGUUGCUGCUGCUUACUUUGGGAGUGGGGAGAGGGUGAUGGAUGAGGUGGUGGUGGUGAGAUCAGCGCAGUGCAAGUGCACCGGCAGAGCCCAUCUGGUGCUCCUAUUGGUGAGCUUCCGUCGUGCUGACCUCGCUGCUACCUCGCCCCUCGCUCUCCAGCUCCGGAUAAGCAGUAAUAACAUGACGGACUGGAGGUCAGAUGAGUGGCUAAGGCAGGAGCCGAAACAGCUCCUCCUGCCCAUAUGUUGCAUGAUUCUGUCACCCAGACAGUUCCUCAAAUCUGUAGGUGUGCCAUAUGCACAAUGCCAUACAGUGCCAGGAAGUGGAAGAGGAAGCAGAAGGAACUGUGGCUGCCUCUUCUCCCACUUGCUUCCACUGUAAAUCUAAAGUUCAGCAUCAGGUAUAAGAGAGGUCACAACCCUAGAGGCCAUGUUUAGACCAGAGUUUCCCAAACUUGGGUCUCUGGCUGUUGUUGGACUACAACUCCUAUCAUCCCUGAGCACUGGUCCUGCUAGCUAGAGGUGAUAGGAGUUGUAGUCCAACAACAGCUGGAGAUCCAAGCUUGGGAAACUCUGGUUUAGAUGCUCAGAUUCAAAAUUCAGGGGGUUUGGCUAAACUGGAAAGAUUAGUGUAUUGAUUGGAUCAUGGGGGGAAAUGUGGAUGCUGAGAAAUAUCACACCGGUAGUGUUUGGUGCUGCUCACCUGACCUCCCUCCAGCUGAGUCGCUACUACAUACAGUGGUACCUCAGGUUACAUACGCUUCAGGUUACAGACUCCGCUAACCCAGACAUAUUACAUCUGGUUAAGAACUUUGCGGCGGCAGCAGGAGGCCCCAUUAGCUAAAGUGGUGCUUCAGGUUAAGAACAGUUUCAGGUUAAGAACAGACCUCCAGAAUGAAUUAAGUACUUAACCCGAGGUACCACUGUACUGGGAUCAAGAGGAGCAAGAGGGUGGCGAGGUCAGUGCGGCGCAAACACUCCAAAGCCAAUCUUGCUGUCUUGCCAGCAUGUUAGCCCUGUACUGACCUUGCUGCUAUGUCCCCCUCUCCAUCCUGGUAUGCAGCAGCGACCCAGUUGGUGGGAGGUUAGGUGAGUAGCGCAGCCAUCCACUGCUGUGUCACACCCUCCUUAGCAAAACUAUGUGAACAUCCACAUGUUUGUUGAUUCACUUUGCUUUUGUCCUGCGCUUCAAGAAGCUCAGGGAGUUGUGUCCUACACGGCUUCCCUCUUUUUAUUCUCCCAGCUACUCCGCAUGAUAGAUCAGGCUGAGAGUUAAUUACUGAUCCUGUGUCAACCCAUAAGCUGUGCGGUUGCAUGGCUAUUUGAACCUGGGUCUUUUGUGAAGCAAAGCUAACAGGCAUGACUGUGCUCAGUUUACCAAACUAGCAAGCCAGAGACAUCGUGCCUGGGCCUAUUUCCAGCAUUCCAUUCUACAUCUCCAGAGAUUUCAGCCUUCACUUGAUACUGUAAUAAACCUAGCGUGAAAUUCCCUCUGGCUGUUUAUUGAACAAAUGUCAAAGCCCCCAUAGGGCUGGCUGUGAAGCUCAGCGGGAGCGUUUUAGCUCAAAGAUCCAGUCUUCAUAUUCCUUACAGAUUCAGAUAGUUGAGAGAAUUAAGGAGAUAAAGUAACGAAGACGGUUUAACAGCCUUGAAGUAACCAGGUUUAACUUAGCAACUCUAAACAUAUUCAGUGAGCACCCAUUAGAAGGAAUCGGCUCCCCUUUCUGCCUCAAAGUGUCAGCCAGACUCCAAUUAGUGGGGAAGAGGAAAACAAUUUAUCCAAUUACAAUUGCAGAGAGGAGGAGAGGAAGGAGAUGGCCUGUUGCCUGAGUGGAUGUCUGCUCCUGUUGUGUUGGGUCUCACAUAAAAAUGGCAUUAAUCCAGAGGAAUACACAUAGCCAACUUCCUAUAUGCAGUGAAGCUCUUCUCUCCCCCCCCCACUCCAAAUAGCAGCCUUGUGCACUGUUUGACAAGCUAUUUCUGUCUGUUUGUAACUUCAUUGGGGAGGGGGAGCGCAAAAGUGGUUCUUGAAACAGGCACAGCAGGGGCGGGAGUGAAAAGCUUCUGUGUGCAGACAAAAGUUAUCUUGAACAUCUGAGUAAGCAGUGUGAGUCACAGAUUUAAUUUCUAGCAAAGCUUUUCCAUAGGAAGAAUUAUGCCACAUUAACUAUCCCAUCAAAGGGACGCAGGUGGUGCUGUGGGUUAAACCACAGAGCCUAGGAUUGCCGAUCAGAAGGUUGGUGGUUCGAAUCCUCGCAAUGGGGUGAGCUCCCGUUGCUCGGUCCCUGCUCCUGCCAACCUAGCAGUUCAAAAGCACGUCAGAGUGCAAGUAGAUAAAUAGGUACCGCUCCGGCGGGAAGGUAAACAGCGUUUCCGUGCGCUGCUCUGGUUCGCCAGAAGCGGCUUAGUCAUGCUGGCCACAUGACCCGGAAGCUGUACGCCGGCUCCCUCGACCAAUAAAACGAGAUGAGCGCCGCAACCCCAGAGUCGGUCACGACUGGACCAAAUGGUCAGGGGUCCCUUUACCUUAACUAUCCCAUCAUGUUGUAUCUCAACCAAGAAGGCUCUGUCAUAGAAAAAAGACCUAAAACUUCAUCACAUGCACGCAGUUAUUUGUUUAUUACGUUUGUAUCCUGCCGUUCCCUGCAAGUGAGCGCAGGGUUGCAAAUGUCUGUCGGACAGUAAGAGCUGUUCGACAGUGGAAUUUGCUGCCAAGGAGUGUGGUGGAGUCUCCUUCUUUGGAGGUCUUUAAGCAGAGGCUUGACAACCAUAUGUCAGGAGUGCUCUGAUUGUGUUUCAUGCUUGGCAGGGGGUUGGGCUCGAUGGCCCUUGUGGUCUCUUCCAACUCUAUGAUUCUAUGAUUCUAUGAUUCUAUGAAUGUCAUGGCAGCAAACUCAUCCUCCAUUGCCCUCAUUGGUUCUCUGUCUUAUGAACAGGACAGGGGGUGGCAGGUAGGCUUGUCUUGCUAUCCUUCACCUCCUUCUCCACCUACUCUAGAUUGCUGGAACUUGACUUUGUUCUGCAUUAAACUAAGGGGCAGUGGGGGGAAAUGCAGCCGCAGACCAUGGAGGUGGGAAUAAACCCACCAGGUUGAUGCUUGCAAUGAAACACUGCAUAAAUUCCUGGUGAAUUGGGAAGGUAGUAACUUUAGCUGGAGGGAUGCGGGUGGCGCUGUUGGUUAAACCACAGAGCCUAGGAUUGCCGAUCAGAAGGUUGGCAAUUCGAAUCCCCGCAAUGGGGUGAGCUCCCAUUGCUCGGUACCUGCUCCUGCCAACCUAGCAGUUUGAAAGCACCUCAAAGUGCAAGUAGAUAAAUAGGUACCGCUCUGGCGGGAAGGUAAACGGCGUUUCCGUGUGCUGCUCUGGUUCGCCAGAAGCGACUUAGUCAUGCUGGCCACAUGACCCGGAAGCUGUACGCCGGCUCCCUCAGCCAAUAAAGUGAAAUGAGCGCUGCAACCCCAGAGUCGGUCACGACUGGACCUAAUGGUCAGGGGUCCCUUUACCUUUUUAUGCACAACGCAAAGCCUUUUCUGAUGCUCAUUCACCAGAGGUGACUGCAGGCACUAUUCUAAAAAAUGUGCUUAAUUGGCAUCUAUAAUUCUUUGCCGCACCUUUGAUGGUUAGUGGGGCCUGUACCCCUUUACUCUAUUAUUUUAUUUCUGGAUUUAUGUUUUGAUUUUUGUAUUUUGUCGCUUUGAUUUGCUUUCAGUUAUGUUUUUCCUGCAUUAUAAACACGUGUAAACUUGUGUUUGUUUAUAUGCAUGUUAACAGCAGAAAACAUUCUGUUCAAGCUCUAAUUGAAUCGUCAAAAAAUGUCCUUUUUAAAUUCCAUUGCCAUUUAACUCCUACAUAUUUCACCCCUUUAUGCUCAUGUUUGUGUAAACCUGCCACCUGAGGAUUCCAUUUCAUACAUCUGGAGUCCAGUCCACAAGGCUCUCUGCAUAAUACAUAUUAGUCCUUAAGGUGACCAAAGACUCUUGGUUGUUUUCACAGCAGCAGACUAGUUAGUGCAUUUAUGUCUCCUGAUACAGUCCUAUGCAGUGGCUUCUAUAUGUUCUACAAGAUAGAUUUACCCAGGGCUCCAAUUCCAUUUGGUGGCAUAAUUAGGAGCGCAGCUGCAAUGCUAUUUGAUAACACUUACUUUUCUGACUCAUGAUCUCUUUGUCCCCACAGGGUGCUCGUGGUAACGAUGGUCUCCCUGGUCCAGCUGGUCCACCCGUAAGUAAACUGCUUUUUGAAAGAUUAUAAAUUGCUUUUUAAAAGAUUAUAAAUUGCUUUUUAAAAGAUUGCUGAACAUGCAUUUAUUUUUAGGUUUUUUUCUGCUAAAAUAGAAACUUACGAAUUGGAUAUGUUAUUACUGAAAUACUAAAUAGUUCUAAAAUUAUUAUUUUUUAAAAAAGAAUUCCUGUUCUCCCCUAAAUUCUGUGUCUUUUUUGUAAAAAAAGACAUAGACUUUACAAAAAAAAAGUGGGGAGGCAAAAGACAGCUGGCAUGUAUAUGUUCUGCAAAAGACUUUCAGGCAUAAGGGGCCAUUACAUAACUUGUAUGGCUGUCAUGAAAGCUAUGGAGGCUACAUAAUUAAAAUAACUCUGUCCUCCUUUUCUCAAACUUAUUGAAACCCUUUUCUCUUUUUUUCAGGGACCUGUCGGCCCCGCUGGAGCUCCAGGUUUCCCAGGUGCACCGGGUGCAAAGGUAAGUAGCACUUCAAGGCCGAAUGAGUGUGUUUGCAGCCGCUGGCUUGUUAUGACACACACACACACAAAAUGAUUUUUCUAAGCAACUGUGAAAGGCUCUCCUCCCAGAGGCCACUGAGUAUUUUGCUCCUUUUAUCGCUUUGGAAAGAGGCCUGAAGCCUUUCGUCAGGUCUGCCUGCUUGCAAAGUAAGGAGAAGGUGGAAAGAUUGACAGCCCCCAAGAAAAAGCAGCCUGUGGAUACAUGUCUGUGAACAUCUGUGUGAGAGGAAAGGAGACUAGGAAAAGGAGUUUCAGAAGGUCUGGGAAAGGCCUGGAUAGAAAUCAACAUAUAGGCAAUUGUGAAGGAAAAUGAAAGCUGAGUAUGUGGAGAGAAGCACAAGUUAUAGGAGUAAUGUUGCAGAAAGUGUAAUCCUAAAACAACACUCCUGUUUGCACUCGUCUUGUUAAAUCUUGACAGAUUAACUGCCUGUAGAUCCCUUUGAAAAAUGGCAUGUGUGAAUUGUUCUUUGAAUGCAUUGCUUCGACAGAAAACCGAAUUACACUGAAGCAGUUUAGGCUUCUAAUCCAUCAUUCCCUGGAGAUUUACCUACUUUUUUGUGAACCAUUAUUUAGCGCUGUGAAAAUAGGGAAAACCCAGUGACCCCAAAACAAACCCAUUGCAAGGAAAUCACACAGGGUAUAUGUGCAUCAUGCCCAGAGGGCUGUGUAAUUUCCAAGGCUGUCAGAAAUACCAUUCUGCUAUUAGUGAAACCAUUUGAGAUGGGGGCUAGUGUAAAGUUUGUUAAUUCCCUGGAGGCAAAAUGCUUGUAUAUUGCUUUAAACUAGGAGCAGGGGUGCCAUUUCAGAGUACUUUAGGAGCAAGAAGAGCUUUGGGUUGGAGGGGAGCAAUAUUCUCAGCACAGCUUAAAGGCUCAGGUAUAUUAAUGAUGAAAAGCACAACCAUAUGCAACCAUAUGCAUAUCUACACUGAGUUCAGUGGGACAAACUCAGGUGUAUAUGUGUAGGUUUGCAACCUAAACUGAUGUGUUAAGAGAGCGUAGGUCCAAAAGUCACUUCUUCUUGCAAAGGGAUUUCUGUUGUUCCUCUGCUUUCCUUACACAGGACUGUAUUUACUACAGAGUAGUCAAUAGUAGUCAAUAUGUAUCAGGGACACGGGUGGUGCAGUGGUCUAAACCACUGAGCCUAGGGCUUGCCGAUCAGAAGGUCGGCGGUUCGAAUCCCCGUGACGGGGUGAGCUCCCAGCUCCUGCCAACCUAGCACUUCGAAAGCACGCCAAAGUGCAAGUAGAUAAAUAGGUACUGCUCCAGCGGGAAGGUAAACGGUGUUUCCGUGUGCUGCUCUCGUUCGCCAGAAGCAGCUUAGUCAUGCUGGCCACAUGACCCGGAAAAACUGUCUGCUGACAAAUGUCAGCUCCCUCGGCCAGUAAAGCGAGAUGAGCGCCACAACCCUAGUCGUCCGCGACUGGACUUAAUGGUCAGGGGUCCCUUUACCUUUACCUUAGUCAAUAUGUGGAACUAGUAAGCUUCCAUAAUAAGUCACAUGUGGUCUGAAAAACAUGUUGAGAAGUCCCCCCCGGCCUCUCUUGCCCAUGAUUGACUUUGAUUUGAGGACAUACAAGGAAUAUAUCUGGUCUUGGAUGUUAUCAAAGAAACGUUGGCAACUGAAUGCCUCGUCACUCCCACAUUCAGCUGGCGGUGUUUAUUGUAUGAUUUGUUCUUAUUCUUCUUUCUGUGGGUUUUUUUUUGCCUGUGCACGCUCCCCUUCAAAUGUUACAAGAAGCCACACUGCCUGAUUUAAGUAAUGAGUGCACCUAGCACAGGGUUCAGCAACCUUUUUCAGCUGUGGACCGGUCCACCAUUCCUCAGACCAUGUGGUGGGCCGGACUAUAUUUUUGGGGGGAAGUGAACGAAUUCCUAUGCCCCACAAAUAACCCAGAGAUGCAUUUUAAAUAAAAGGACACAUUCUACUCAUGUAAAAACACGCUGAUUCCCGGACCGUCCACGGGCCAGAUUUAGAAGGCAAUUGGGCCGCAUCUGGCCCCCGGGCCUUAGUUUGCCUACCGUUGGCCUAGCACCUAGCAGUGCUUGUUUUGAUGAUGUUUGAAGCCCUUCUUGGUUAAAAUGCCACCUGGGCAAGAGAUAUCGUGGCAGUCAAAUUCCGAUUGCAUUUUGCCAUGGUCGUGAAAGGAGCUCAGGUUUUGUCCAAAGGGUCAAGUCAAGCGGGGGGGGGGGGCUGCUGUGUUUCUCCUCUGUCUGUGGCAUGAGUGGUAUGCGCUUCACAAUCUCCAGACAGCAUAUCGGGUUUCCUUAAUGGUGGGGCCUUUUAGGGUAAGGUGGACAAGAGGGAGAUGGGAGAGAGAGUCCUUUGGGAAUUCCCAUUACUACUGGUGAGAAUGGGUUUGGGUUGCUAAUCUCCCUGAGGACUGGUUUCUAUGGUAACCAGACAGUGAAGAGGCAGUAGGGGAGAGGGAGAAUGAGGCCAUUUGUGGGAUAUCUGACAGCGGGCCUUCAAUCAUAAUCAGCGUCCUCAUUAUAAAAAGAUGAUGUGGGGAGCCUUCUGAAGAGGAGGGUCGCGCAUUAGUAAGAUGCGCAAAGCAAGAGAAAGAGCAGAGCACAAGUGUUCCACAAGGAAUAGCUAUUUUCACAGAGGGUGCUUCUGAGAGCACCUAAGGCAGGAAUCAAUACUGAACAAAAUAAAAAUAAAUAGAGUGAAAAGUAAAGGAAGGAGCUGUCCAUCUUCUGUACAGUUCAGUGAACUCUUCAUCCUCGUAACAAUAGCAAGAGAUAGCAUGUAGUGGUGGCCACUUAAAACCGGCUCCCCAUAAUAAUAAUAAUGAUGAUGAUGAUAAUAAUAAUAAUAAUAAUUUAUUAUUUAUACCCCGCCCAUCUGGCUGGGUUUCCCCAGCCACUCUGGGCGGCUUCCAACAGAACACUAAAAUACAGUAACCUAUUAAACAUUAAUAGCUUCCCUAAACAGGUCUGCCUUCAGAUGUCUUCUAAAAGUUUGGUAGUUAUUUUUCUCUUUGACAUCUGGUGGGAGGUCAUACUCUGGUUUCUCUUCAGAUCGUAUAAAUCUUUCGACAUCUGGUGGGAGGUCGUUCCACAGGGCGGGUGCCACUACCGAGAAGGCCCUCUGCCUGGUUCCCUGUAACUUGGCUUCUCGUAGCGAGGGAACCGCCAGAAGGCCCUCGGAGCUGGACCUCAGUGUCCGGGCAGAACGAUGAAGGUGGAGACACUCCUUCAGGUAUACUGGACCGAGGCCGUUUAAGGCUUUAAAGGCCAGCACCAACACUUUGAAUUGUGCUCGGAAACGUACUGAGAGCCAGUGUAGGUCUUUCAAGACCGGUGUUAUAUGGUCUCGGCGGCCGCUCCCAGUCACCAAUCUAGCUGCCGCAUUCUGGAUUAGUUGUAGUUUCCGGGUCACCUUCAAAGGUAGCCCCACGUAGAGCACAUUGCAGUAGUCCAAGCGGGAGAUAACUAGAGCAUGCACCACUCCCCAUUAAUAUGGAGUCCCAAUGGUGUAAAAUCUAGAAAUGCAGAAAGGUGGAAAAGAAAGUGUCAGGCCCCAAGGACACAUAGCUCAAAGACUGAGAGCGUUAGGCAGGCUUCUUGGACAAUAGAAAUCAGGAUCUGAUUUCUUUCCGCAGGGCCUGUAGGACAGAGUUGUUCUGCCUGGCCUUUGGCUUGGAGCCAAUUUGAUUCCCUCCCUCUCUUUCUUUUUUCUUUUCCUUCUCCCUCUGCGAUGAGGCUACAUUUUAAUAUUUUAAUGUUUCAAUAUUUUAAUGUUGUAUUUUUUAAUUUUGUUUUUAAGUUGUAAUCUUUUAACUUGUUUUUAUUAUUGCUUGUAAGCCGCUCUGAGCCCGGCCUUGGCUGGGGAAGGCGGGGUAUAAAUAAAAAUUAUUAUUAUUAUUUAUUAUUAUUAAUAGCCCAGCAUUUGACGGUCACCAUAAGUUAUGAAGCAUCCGGGUCUACUUGUGGCAUCCUAGUGGAUGCUUUGUCAUGUUUCCCUUUGACCUCUUAAUGUUCCUUCUCAUAUUUGUGCAGGGUGAAGCUGGCCCCACUGGCGCUCGUGGCCCUGAGGGCGCCCAAGGCUCUCGUGGUGAAUCUGGAACCCCCGGCUCCCCUGGACCAGCGGGAGCUCCUGUAAGUACCUGUUUCUUCCGGCGAGAACCAGAAUUUCCAGGGGGGCAUGGAGAUGGUUUAGCUCUAUUAGGGCAUCAUUAAAAGAUUACCACAUCCUUUCCUUCUGAGGCCCCCUAACUCAAAGGUGGCUAACCUUUCUCAAGCUGAGGGCCAUAUUGAAGUUGUGGGUCAAACUCAAGCUGAGGGCCCUUCAGAAGUUGUGGGUCAAACUGGGCAUGGCCAAAGUGUAAAACAUGGCUGUGACCAAAAGCAUUACCGUGGUACCUCUAGUUGUGAACGGGAUCCGUUCCAGAGGCCCGUUCGCAACCUGAAAAGAACGGAACCCGUGUCUGUGUGUCUGCGCACGCUCUGGUCGAGAUUCGCCGCUUCUGUGCAUGCGUGUGAUGUCAUUUUGCGCAUCUGCGUGAGUGGCGAAACCUGGAAGUAACCCGUUCUGUUACUUCCGGGUCGCCGCAAGACGCAACCUGAAAACGUGCAACCUGAAGCAAACAUAACAUGAGGUAUGACUGUAAUUUUGUUUUCAGAAACAAAUUUGGGUGCCCUGGGGGCAUGCCAUAACAACAUUUUCACAUCACAGAACCACAGCAGGGGAGCAGGGGGGAUGCCCAGUUUAAAAUGUUAUGAUUUUAAAAGAAGUAUUACUGUUAUUUUUAUAAAUGGCAGAGGGGAGGUAGCACACGAAACCUUUCAACUGAAGGUCUGUGCUGUCAACGAACAGCAUGGUGGUGCUUUGAAGCCCAGACUGUCAGCUGGUUGUCACUUCAAAGUGCCAUGCAUACCACAUGUUGUGCAAAUGGGUCACCUGAUGUCAUUAGGUGACCGACAGCUGGGCUGGCCAGAUCCAGUUAUUCAUGCUGCACUACAGUGUCCCAGUGGGAGACUAUGGGAGCAGUCAGUAAUUUAGAGAGAGAGAGAAGAGUUGAAAUAUGGAAAUCUUUUAGAGGACCAUUGAGCCACAAAAAACAAAACAAAAACCUGUUGGCAUCACAUUGUGGGAUCCAUUGGUCCACUCAAAAAUAAUUGUUGCUUUUAAAUGACAAAACCACAUUGUUUCAAUGGUGUAUGGACUAAUUUGACUUGGAAAAACGUGCCUAGCCAUUUGGUUGGGGCACUGUUCUGUGGAGUAUAUAGAAUAAUGGUAAUCCAGCUCUAUGAUCAUAGAAUUGUAGAGUUGAAAGGGACCCUAAGAGGCAUCUAAUCCAGUCCUCUUCAGUGCCGUGAUUGGAUUUUUCUUUGUGACUGGCUUGGUUGACACAUUCCACUUAGCAAGUGGAGAAAGGCACCUGCUGGAUAGUCUUACCUCACCUGAAUAAAAGUGUUAUCCAAGUACUUCUGCCGGGACGUGGGUGGCUCUGUGGUCUAAACCACUGAGCCUAUUGGGCUUGCCAAUCAGAAGGUCGGCGGUUUGAAUCCCCGCGACGGGAUGAUUGCCCACAGCUCGGUCCCUGCUCCUGCUAACCUAGCAGGUCGAAAGCAUGAAGUACAAGUAGAUAAAUAGGUACCACUGCGGCGGGAAGGUAAACAGUGUUUCCAUGCGCUCUGGCUUCCGUCACGGUGUCCCAUUAUGCCAGAAGCAGUUUAGCCAUGCUGGCCACAUGAGCCGGAAAGCUGUCUGUGGACAAAUGCCGGCCUGAAAGCGAGAUGAGCGCUGCAACUCCAUAGUCAUUUUUGACUGGACUUAACUGUCCAGAGGUCCUUUACCUUACGUUUAGCAAGUACUUCUAGCUAUGGUGUGAGGGCAAAAUUAUCCUUGAGGGAGAAAUCAUCCUUAACUGACAAACCAUUUCUAAUCAGGUAUAGGGUUCAACUUGAUUAUUCUGUGGUUAUUUACUCUUUUUCUUCCCCAAGUAGAUAUAUGCAAAAAUAUUCCCUGAUUUCCCAGCUGCUUGUGUUUUAACCAGCAAUGGGAAGUGAACUAGGUGUAAAUACAGGAACCACCAACAGAUGGCAGCGCCAAGUCAGGAUUUGCACAGCCUUUCUCUCCAUGAGUACUAGUUGCUUAUAUUUCAUAGAAUGAUAGAGUUGAAAGAGUCCCAAAGGAUUCUCUCUAGUUCAACCCCUAUGUGGGCCACCAGCCAAAAUCGGACGCAAAAAUAAAGGACCUGGGAAGCCAUAUGCUCAACCAUAUGUGAAGGUUCACUAACACACGUUCCAUGCCCACCUGUUAAAAUGUGGGUACAAAAAGCCCAUCUACUCACACAUGCACAUAGUUAACUACAGCUGGCCACUUUUUACAUGCCUUUUGAUAAUGGGGCAAUCAACAUAUUAUGGAUGGUAAUACUAUAUUAAGGAAAGGCAGCACAGGAAGCAAGAUGCCCCUUUUUUACAACUGGGAAAUUCUAGACAAUUAGUAGGUUGUAACAGCCAAAGUGGGACGCGGGUGGCACUGUGGGUUAAACCACAGGGCCUAGGAGUUGCCGAUCAGAAGGUCGGCGGUUCAAAUCCCCACGACGGGGUGAGCUCCCGUUGCUCGGUCCCGGCUCCUGCCAACCUAGCAGUUUGAAAGCACGUCAAAGUGCAAGUAGAUAAAUAGGUACCGCUCCGGCGGGAAGGUAAACGACGUUUCCGUGCGCUGCUCUGGUUCACCAGAAGUGGCUUAGUCAUGCUGGCCACAUGACCCGGAAGCUGUACGCCGGCUCCCUCGGCCAAUAAAGCGAGAUGAGCACCGCAACCCCAGAGUCGGUCACGACUGGACCAAAUGGUCAGGGGUCCCUUUACCUUUAACAGCCAAAGUCACAUUUUGUCUGGGCCAUAUUCUGCUGGGUAUUUGGCAUGGUUAUUAAUCUUGACCUUGCCUAUAUUUGGUGUGAUGACCCUGAGGAAUCUGCCAUUUGAGCCCUUGUGCAUGGACACAAACUUAACUCAACACCAUACCCAAUGGAUUGAAAGACAGUGUGCUGGUGAUUGGCAAAAAGGAGUCUUUUGGUGCCUUAACAACUAACCGAUGUUAUUAUGGCAUAAAUUAUCAUAGUUCUUGUUUCUUUCAUCAGAUGCAUUAAAUAGAAUCUUCGGUUGCAGGUUUGCACUUCAUGCAUCUCAUGAAGCGGACUCUAAUUCACGAAAGCAUAAUUAAAUUUGCUGGCUCUUUAUGGCGCUACAGGGCUCUUUGCUGAUUUGGCUGCUACAACCUUAGAAUAGUAUAAUUGUAGAGUUGGAAGAAACCAUAAGGGUAAUCUCAUCCAACCCCUUGCGGUGCACGGAUCUUUUGCCCAAAGUGGGGCUCAAACCCACAACUCUGAGUCUCAGGUUCUACCUUGACAUGUUCUUCCCCCUGGUAAUCAGUGUUUUCCACCUGCUAGGAUAGGUAAAUAAUAAGUGAGCUGUGCAUCAUGUGAAGCAGGUGUCUCUCUUUUUCCUACCCACCUGGUUAAACUGCAGUUGUAAACUUAAUGAUUGGCAAUUUGCUAGCCUGUAGUGCUAAAAGCGUUGCAUAAGGGGGCCUGUCUUGUUCUACUUGCUAGGAGGGAAUCCCCACCCAGCUGCUACAGUGACACUGUCCUCAUUCAUGCUUCUAAAUCAUAUCUGUCUAGAUUUCUAAAUGAUAUCUGUCUAGACCAGAACCUCACCGUUGUGCUCCACUCCCAUUUUGGGCCUGGUUGCCCUCAGUUUCUCCUUGUAUGUUUGUAGUUCAAAUAUGCUUCCUUCUCUCAAGGAUGUGGAUCUGGGUCUUGCUUUUCCCCCCUUUUAAAGCUAAAUUUGUGCAUGGAUCGUGGCACUAGCAUUUGCACAUCAAGAAUUUUGCUUUGUAGAUCUUUUAGUUUUAUGAUGUAUUUUAAUUACAGUGGUGCCCCGCAAGACGAAUGCCUCGCAAGACGGAAAACCCGCUAGACGAAAGGGUUUUCCGUUUUUGAGUUGCUUCGCAGGACAAAUUUCCCUAUGGGCUUGCUUUGCAAGACGAAAAUGUCUUGCGAGUCUUGAGAUUUUUUUUCCGCUCCCCCCCCCUUUAUCUAAGCCGCUAAGCCUUUAAUAGCCUUUUAGCAGCUAAUCCGCUAAGCCGAUAAGCCUUUAAUAGCCGCUAAACUGCUAAUAGCGCUAAUCCGUUAAGCCGCUAAUAGGGUUGCUUCGCAAGACGAAAAAACCGCUAGACGAAGACACUUGCGGAACGGAUUAAUUUCGUCUUGCGAGGCACCACUGUAAUUGAUUGCCUAUUUUUCUGUUCUUAUCUUCUUUGUAUACUGUGUUUUAUGAUGUUAGCUGCCCUGGGCCUGGCUCUGGCUGGAGUGGGCGGGUACAAAUAAAUUAUUAUUAUUAUUAUUAUUAUUAUUAUUAUUAUUGAACAAAGCAGAGAAUUUUGACACGUGGUUGUGAAAUUGCUGGGGCUGUGCAAGGUAACAAACAACAACAACCCCUUUCUUCAACAAGAAAAUUAGAAAAGUGUCUAUAGUAAAGUUGGUAGAUAUAUGCAAAAUGUGUUCUAUAUUUUUUUUAAAGAUGAAAGAAAAUGGCUCUGAUAAUGGGCAGGAUGAGGGAAGUGCAAUACGUUUGUUUAAACAUAAUGCAGGAAGACUACUAAAUGUUUGGUGACCUACUAACUUUCCCCAUGAAGAAUAUGGAUGAGCUUUCUUUCCAGGCUGACCAUUCUCGGUACUCUUAUCCCUUUUCUGAAGGAAAAAAAAAAAGACCCAUGCUUUAAUAAUCUGUCCAUUAAUAUAUUGGGUAGCCCUCUGGGAAGGAAACAUGGUAGGGAGCAAGUCAACCAUUUAUUGGAAAGAGGUUUGAUCAAUGCCUUCUUUUUGUUUUUAGGGCAACCCUGGAACUGAUGGGAUCCCUGGUGCCAAAGGAUCAGCGGUGAGUGCCACAUUACUUGGGUGCGUGGAGAUGCAUUUGAAAGGUAGAACUGAUGUUGUCUGCAGAAGAUCUAGUGAAUGUUCAAUAACCUCUGCCCAUCCCAUGAACAGUAUCGACCAAGAACCUGUACAAUAGUUUGCCGAGUAAUGUGCUGUUUCUCAGACCGCCUGCACUUCCCCCUCCUGUCCUUAAUUGCUUUCUCGAUUCUGUCCAUAGGGUGCUCCUGGCAUUGCUGGCGCUCCGGGAUUUCCUGGCCCACGUGGACCACCUGGGCCUCAAGGUGCAACUGGGCCUUUGGGUCCCAAAGGCCAGGCGGUAAGAAACCCAAACCAAUGCAAAACUUCAAGGUGUCUGACUCUCCAGACUGAUGAUCCUGUGCUCAAAGUUACUAGGCAUAACCUCUGUCGGGGUCUCCGCUCGGCCAAGCUGAUAAAGCUCAUUUUCUUCCCCCGAGUCCUUCGGAAUCACCUCCCGACGUGUUUAACAACCUGAGCCUUUGAUAAGGCUCCAAGGCACGUUCCAUUCAGCAGAGUUUCCAGCACAGGAAAGAGACAAGAGGUUUGGGCUACAUUGCAAAGAGUUUUAUUAUCCUAACUACGCAGAGAGCAAAGACACAUCCUCUCUCUAUGAAAGCAGAGAGCAACUGAACAAAGGAAACAGGAAACCAGUAAUGUUACAUCCGUCUCUAGUCUCCCAUGAGACUUCCAAUAGCCUGGACUGUCUCUGGAAUGUAAACAGAGUCCUGUGACUCCACGCAGCUGCUCAGUGGCAAAACGGAAACUAACAACCUCUCCCCAAGGCUGAUAUUCACAUUUUAACUAAGCUUUGGGAAAGUGGAUAAUAAGAGGUGAAAGUAGCUAGGAACCCACAAAUUUUGCCUGGCUUUUGUAGCCAGUCAUUAUCGAUGAUCAGCCCUAACCCUGCCAGUCCCCUGAUUUUUUUGCCAUGUGGAGAGGUCAGUAUUUCAGUGCACAUGGGGCUUCAGAAACACUUGGGUUAAAGGACAUGGUUCAGUUGUAGAGUACCUGCUUUGCAUGCAGAAGUUCAGAUAGAGCUGGGAAUGUUCCCUGCCUUAAACCCUGGAUAACUACUACCAGUCAGUGUAGACAAUACUGAACUAGAUGGACCAACAGUCUGACUUGGUAUAAGGCAGCUUCCUAUGUUGGAUGUGGUGAGAAAUUAUUUUGGUGUAUCUGGCUAACUGCAUCCUUAGCCACAUGCCCAGCACAAAGGGAGAGUCCUUGAACCUCAGAGUUCUCUGUGAUACGCAGAGAAGCAGAGGCACCUUUCACUCUGUGCUGAGCAACGAAAAGCAAGCGGCUUCUAGAUAGAGAGUAUAUUAUGGAGGAGUUUGUGGGGGAGCCUCAGCUGAGAUGGAACCAAGCAGCCCCAGAGAUGGACUGUCCGUGUUGAGAAAAAGGUGUGACAACAGCAUGGAAGAAUUACGGUUGUACCUUGGUUUUCGAACGGAAUCCGUUCCAGAAGUCCGUUCGGAUGCCGAAAACGUUCAAAAACCAAGACACGGCUUCCGAUUGGCUGCGGGAGCUUGCUGCACUCAAUCAGAAGCUGUGGAAGCGGCGUCAGAUGUUCAGGUUCCAAAGAACUUUGGCAAAUCAGAACACUCACUUCCGGGUUUCCGGCGUUCGGGAGCCAAAAUGUUCAAGUCACAAGGCGUUCGAGAACCAAGGUACAACUGUACUAAAAUAACGUGAGGAGAUUGCAUAGAAGCUAAAUGAAUGCUUUGCAUUGCUCUUCACUUUGGAAGAUGUUAGAAAGAGACCUACAUCUGAACCGCGUUGGGGGCGUCUGAAGGACAAAUGCUUCUGUGCUAGACACAUAUACAGGAGCAGACUGCCAGCUGAACUCUGAAGGACUUAACUUCUGAGAAAACAUGCUGAGUAUUCGUAUACUGGUGACAAAGAGGUGCUUUGACAUCUAAAACCAAACAAGUCAUUGGGUCUUGGGUGGCAGAUGCCCAGGUAUUCUUAAAGAGUUCUCGUAUGUGAUGAUUGCUUGGCUUCUAGCAAAAACAUGUACAGUGGUACCUCGCAAGACGAAUGCCUGGCAAGACGAAAAACUCGCAAGACGAAAGAGUUUUUCGUUUUUUGAGUUGCUUCGCAAGACGAAUUUCCCUAUGGGCUUGCUUCGCAAGACGAAAACGUCUUACGAGUUUGUUUCCUUUUUCUUAAAACCGUUAAUACCGUUAAAACCGUGCCUCGCAAGACGAAAAAUUCGCAAGACGGAAAAACUCGCAGAACGAAUUAAUUUUGUCUUGCGAGGCACCAUUGUAUCUUGUCACUAAAAUCAGCUUCUUUGCCAUAAAAACAGGAAGAUAUUUAUCAGAACACCAGUUUUCAUGCAGGAUCCAAGAAAUUAGAAGCUCAUUAACCUAACUCCAGUCCUGGAAAAUUAGCAGAAAGCUUUAUUUAAAAAGAGAAUUAUAAACAUGAGAGAGAAUAAUCGUGGCUUCUACAAAGGGAAAUCCUACCUCAUCAGUCUCUUGCAGUUCUUUGGUAGUGUCCACAUGUAUGCAGUCAUGAGAUAAGAGGAGAUAUUUUCUUGCGCUGAUGGGAUCUGACCUUUCAGUGACUCCCCAGGCAGGGUAUCUUGAGGUCAUGGUGAAUAGCUCACUGCAAAUAUUGACAGUGUGAUGUGCCAGUGAAAAAAGACAAAUUAGGGAUUAUUAGCAAAGGGGUCGAAAUUUGAAUCGGAUAUGGUCACAUUGGGAAUUCUGUGUACGGCUCUGUUUACCCAAGUUCAGAAAGUCUGUCUGAUAGUGAGGAUAUCCAUUCUAAGGGAUGAGGUCAAUUCUGGAUUUUUGUGGUGUGUGUUUGAAGACUUAGACAUGUGGUUGAGAAACAGAAGUGAGCUUGAGUACAACAACAGAAUCCACCAGCUGUAGCACAUGCUGUUAGGAGACUUCGAAAGCUAAACUGGUGAUUCUUUCUAUUUAGAAUCUUCUCUUUCCCACGCCUCCCAAUUUUCAUUCAUCAGUGUUUCCCUUCCCAUACUCCGUAUCAUCCCAGUCCUUCUGCCACUUUUCCAGCCUGGUGUUCGGUCUCUGCCCUUCUAUUCAAAGGAAUGCACUGUUGAAACACCCUUUGGAUGUUUCAACAUGGAGGAUGCUGACUUGGAAGUUCUGCUGACCAGAUCAGCAAGUAGCUUGACAUGAUAAUAGGAGCUUGACUACUCUUAAUAUGUUUCCUUUUCUUUCUCUGUAGGGAGAACCUGGGAUUGCAGGCUUCAAAGGUGAACAAGGUCCCAAAGGUGAACCUGUAAGUAUUAGAUGACGUGCCUUUAUGCCUGACAUGCUGUCUCUUCUUUGAAUGUGCCAUAUUUACUCGAGUCUAAUGCGCCAUCGAAUCUAAUGUGCACCUCAAUUUUCAGAACUUUGAAAUAAAAAAAAAAAGUAUUUGCUGGCAAAUGUAAAUGUGCCAUCAAAUCUAUUGGGCACCUUAAUUGUCGCAACGUAAUUUGGCCAAAAAAGGUGAGCAUUAGAUUCAAGUAAAUACGGUAUCGGGAUGCAGGUGGCACUGUGGGUUAAACCACAGAGCCUGGGACUUACUGAUCAGAAGGUCGGCGGUUCGAAUCCCUGUGACGGGGUGAGCUCCCGUUGCUCGGUCCCUGCUCCUGCCAACCUAGCAGUUCGAAAGCACAUCGAAGUGCAAGUAGAUAAAUAGGUACCGCUCUGGCGGGAAAGUAAACGGUGUUUCCGUGCGCUGCUCUGGUUGGCCAGAAGCGGCUUAGUCAUUGUGGCCACGUGACCUGGAAGCUGUACGCCGGCUCCCUCGGCCAAUAAAGCAAGAUGAGCGCCGCAACCCCAGAGUCGGCCACGACUGGACCUAAUGGUCAGGGGUCCCUUUACCUUUAUCUAAAUACGGUAUCAAUUGCUCCCUGUUCAUCCUCUACACUAGGAGUGGCUAACCUUUUUUGAUCCAGGGGCCACAUUGACCCCUCCAAGGGCCAUAUGCCAGUUGUGGGUGUGGCUAUUUAUUUAUUUUAUUUAUUUAUUGAAUUUAUAUACCGCCUUAUAACUGGAGGUCUCAGGCAGUUCACAGAAAAAAAAAUCAAAACGAAAACAAUAAUCCAAUAACACCCCCCAAAAAACAAUAACACUUUCUUGCUAUCCCUGCUCUGGGCAUUAGGGUGGAUGCACUGAGCAAUCUGAUAUGAGUUUCAGGGCCAUCUGCCAGCUACUACCGGCAUGAACACUGUGGUAGCCUGCCAGUAACCCACGUCAUGGUAUGUGCACCCAGGGCUUCUGGUGGAGGCGGAAUUCUGCUGCGUCAUAAUCCCCUCCAGCUGCACGGUUCAGAAAUUAGAAUUCCUUUGCCCCCAGGCUACAUGUGGCAAGGGAGAAGGUUAAUGCCCACCUUUCCUCCUUCUGGGCUUUGUACUUUCAUGUAUGGGUUCCUUGUUCUAUGAAAUCUGAUAUAAAAAUCUGAAAAUGACUGCAGUUCAGUUGUACUCGUGGAUUUUCCAUGCUAUUCUCUGCUUACAUGUGGCUGUCUGGAAGAGCCAAACAUGGGACAGGACACCAGCAGAGGACACGUGGCCACAAGCUACCUACAUGUAGAUUGUAAAUUCAUUAGGGCCAGUUCAUUGUUAACUGUUUUACUGCUGCAGAGGUCAUCGGGGGGACGACGACACACAAUUGUAUCAUGUCACUUUGAAACGGCAUGCUGAUUUAAUUGGGUGCUACCGGGAGCUUGUGCCUUUGGCGAGGGCUUGGCUGAAUGGUGAAACAAAUGUGUUGCAUUCAGAUGGUCCCAGGCUCAGUCCCCACAUAUCCGUUUAAAUAGGUCUUGGGUAGCAGGGCUGAGAAAGAACUUUGCUUGAGUCCUUGCAGCGCCACUGAUGCUAGUCAAAGAGUAAACUUGACUAGGUAGAUCAUUGGUCUGGCGCUUCAUAUGGGCAAAUGCUUCCCCAUUUGUGCAGUGCUUCCCGAAACCUGGGUCUCCAGCUGUUUUCGGACUACAACUCCCAUCACCCUUAGGUAGCAAGACCAGCGGUCAGGGAUGAUGGGAAUUGCAGUCCGAAAACAGCUGGAGACCUAGGUUUGGUAAACACUAGUUUAUAGCCUUUGUUGUUGUUUAGUUGUUUAGUCAUGUCUGACUCUUCGUGACCCCAUGGACCAGAGCACGCCAGGCACUCCUGUCUUCCACUGCCUCCCACAGUUUGGUCAAACUCAUGCUGGCAGCUUCGAGAACAUUGUCCAACCAUCUCGUCCUCUGCCGUCCCCUUCUCCUUCUGCCCUCAAUAUUUCCCAAUAUCAGGGUCUUUUCCAGGGAGUCUUCUCUUUUCAUGAGGUGGCCAAAGUAUUGGAGCCUCAGCUUCAGGAUCUGUCCUUCCAGUGAGCACUCAGGGCUGAUUUCCUUAAGAAUGGAUAGGUUUGAUCUUCUUGCAGUCCGUGGGACUCUCAAGAGUCUCCUCCAGCACCAUAAUUCAAAAGCAUCAAUUCUUCGGCGAUCAGCCUUCUUUAUAGCCUAUCUUGUAUAAUAAAGGAUCUCUGUGCCCAUCUCCCCUGCUUGCUUUCCGGGAAGGAAUAAGGCUUGGCCACCUCCCCUGCCAGUCCCUUUGGCUGAAAAUUAUGUCCUAUGGGUGGCCUGGGGCUUGGCAAACAAUGGCUGCCCUGUUGCAUCUGGGUCCCCACUCUUUAAUGCUUGGCACUGAAGUCGUUCUGUGCUGAACACUGCUUCAUUUUCCAUUCCGAAAAUGAGGAGAUAAUGCUCAGCAGGUUGGCAUCAGAGGCCUUCAAAGAGUCCCUUACAGUAGUGUGUGUGCUUCAGCAGAAGGCCUGCUGGGUUUAGUGAAGCUAUGCCAGUGUACACAAACCAAGCGGUUCUCUGGCUCAUCAGCUUCUAUAGAUAUGAGACAGUUCAUCCAACAGAAAGUCAGGAGGGCUUCCACAUCCCAUGGCUGUGCAGAAUCAUGUAUAUUCAUUCAGCCUUUAUUGGCAUGAUGUAGACAAUAAAUUAACAUACCAAGGAACCAUCCAUAAACCAUUAUAUUAAAUACAUAAAAUGUCUAAAAGACAUAAUAGCCACCAUUAAGUAAAAUUAAGUAGCUUUAAAUUUGACUUUAAAAAUCUCGGCAAAAUAUCCUGAAACAAUCUCAGUAGUCUUGGGAAUAUCAUCCCUCAGUAGAUAUUGGAUUGCAAAUUCUUUGCAAGUAGAUAAUAUAAGCUUCAUGUAUAUCUUGGCCUAAAAUAAUUCAAUUGAUAAUCCUUUUGCACUCAGCAACACUUCAAGGUUGAAAUCUAAUCCCUUCUUGGGUUGAAACUUUGUCAGGAUAAAAUUUAAUGGAAUCGCCAUUAAUGGUCCCAGUUUAUUGGGCACUGAAAAAUCUCUGAAAGAGAGGCAGUGUUGGAGUAGUGGUUAGAGUUGUCAGGGUAGGGCUGAGGAGACCUGGGUUCAAAUCCACAGCCAGGAAACUUUGGAUCUCGCAUCGUAGCCCACCUCACAGGGUUGUUACGAGGAUAAAAUGGAGCAGACUGCCUUGAGGUCCUUGGAAGAAAGGUGGGCUAUAAAUGCAGCAAAUCAAUAAAUAGUUUGGAACAAGGAAAAACGGAUAGUGACCUCUGUUUGCUGCCUUGUAAGCCACUUGCCCAAAAUUACCUUUCUGUUGCCAUGGCUAUUUGCAUUGUUCUCUCAUCAGACUCUGAGGUCACUUCCUGGUGAUGCCUUAUUAUCUCUUUAAGACAGUAUAGUGGGCUGACCAUUGGUAGGGCUUGGCAUAAAAUGAUGAAGGGGCUCAAAGAGUGACUAAGCCUGUAUGUUAUGUUCCCCGCUGACCCCAGGGACCUUCAGGCCCACAAGGAGCUCCCGGACCAGCUGGAGAAGAAGGCAAGAGAGGCGGCCGUGGUGAGCCAGGAGCUGCAGGGCCCAUUGGACCACCUGGAGAGAGGGUAGGUGACAUCGUUGGGGGGGGGCAAGGAACCUUCCUACAUGAAGAGCAGAGGGCUGUCUUCUUUGUGGGGGAAAGCCAUUGAGCUAUAUGGCUCAAACCCUUGCCAAUAGGCUUACUUUGGAACUUGCAGUGUGCCCUGUGGGGUGCCCAGCAUAAUGCAGAAGGUGAUGGAAGAACUUUGCUUUACUGGCAUCUCUGUGGCAUACCAGGGGCAGGCUGCGACCUCUUGCUCAGCUUUAAGCAGGUGUGGUCAGGGGGAAGGUGAGUGGUCGUUGUAACGGAGUAUAGAGUAAGGUUACCAGACGUCCCUGUUUCCCGGGGACAGUCCCCAGAUUUACAAAUCAGUCCCCUGACAAAAUCCGUCGAAGUUGAAAAGUGCCCCUGGAUUCAUUGGGGGGGAAAUCUGGUAACCUUAGCAUAGAGCGGCAUUGAAGAAUUGCCUGUGGGCUCAAAGGACCAGGAAGAGCUAGAGAGUGUGCCAGGAAGCCAUUAGAGAGGCAGGGAUCACAAGUAGCAGGGGGCAGACUCUGAGACGUGCGGAGCUGAGCACAGAAUGGUGGGAUGCUGCUGAGAGAUGGAUGAGGGACUGUCCUGGGCUCUGGAAGUGGGAGGUGAGAUGGAGCACAAAUGAAGCUUGAAAGCCAAGCAAGGAAUGAGUACACUUUGAACAAUUUCUUCAUUAAGAUGCAUGGGGGCAGGUGAGUCCCGACCCUAAAAGUGCAGCGGUCCCUUGGGAACUGUAGCAUAGCCAUCACUGCAGUACACAGCCCAGGACCCAACCUGAUUAAACGCCCAAUGGCUUGCACAGUGGAUCUCAUUGUGCACCUUUUUGACACAGAGUUUAAGGGGACAUGGGUGGCGCUGUGGGUUAAACCGCAGAGCCUAGGACUUGCCGAUCAGUAGGUCGGCGGUUCAAAUCCCUGCGACGGGCUGAGCUCCCGUUGCUCGGUCCCUGCUCCUGCCAACCUAGCAGUUCGAAAGCACCUCAAAGUGCAAGUAGAUAAAUAGGUACUGCUCCGGUGGGAAGGUAAAUGGCGUUUCUGCACGCUCCUCUAUUUCGCCAGAAGCGGCUUAGUCAUGCUGGCCACAUGACCCAGAAGCUGUACGCCAGCUCCCUCGGCCAAUAAAGCAAGAUGAGCGUCGCAACCCCAGAGUCGGCCACGACUGGACCUAAUGGUCAGGGGUCCCUUUACCUUUAUACCCUCAACAGUUGAGUUGGAGCCAUUCACGGCUGUUUGAUGAGUGAAUCUCUCUAACACUGCUGUUUGCAAAUGUGUGUGUUGUGUUUACACUUCACAUUGACAAAGUGCACUUCCAGACUUUUGACGGUUUUGGGGUGACGUUUAGACGCAUACCGACAAAUUCAAGUUGUGCGAUUGCAGCUGAUUUGGUGCUCUUGUGCAACUCGCCUGCUUCCUCUUAAAACUGGACUUUGUGCAAGAAGGAAAGUGAUAGGGAAAUGCCCUGGGAAAGUGUGCCUAGUGCUCUGUUGUCUAACCUACCUGCAAACCUUGUGCAGACCAGGAUGAGUGCUCAAUAAACAGGAAGUGACCUUAUUUGAAGUGGACUUUAGAGUAUUAGGAAUUCUGUUGCACAAACCCUCUUUACCUAGAAUGCGUUAUAUUAUAUGCAUACAGGACAAGCCCCUGCAGAAGCUUAGCAAAUACUGCAGGACUGUGUCACCUGUCUAGUGGUUGUAUAAUAUUGGGUCACUUGGUGGCUAUAGCACCCCAGUAGUUCUUGUUUGUGCUGCCUCCUUGUGCUAAUUGAGCCAUGCUUUUUAAAUUGAAAAUGUCCACAGUUCCUGGUUUACUCCUUGCUAUUGGCAAUGCUUCCUAGUGUCCUUCCCAGCUUCCUAAACUGUAGCACUCCUUGACUUACUAGGUUAUGUUAUCAUUGCUUUCUUGUUUUUAGGGUGCUCCCGGAAACCGUGGCUUCCCAGGUCAGGAUGGAUUGGCCGGUCCCAAGGUGAGCAUUUGGGCCUGCUGUGCUUUCAUCUGAAUGAAAGGACAAAUUUGGGAGGGUUAAGAGUGAACUUAGAUGCCCUUUCCUGCUUCCUUUCUCUGUGUUGUAUAGGGUUCUUUGACUGCUUCUUUGAAGGAGCGAUGUUUUCCCCUGUGUGCUUUGCUCUAGAAUAGACAUAGGACACCUGUGACCCUCCAGUAUUUCUGGAUUACAACUCCCAUCAUCCCUGACUGUUAUCUGUGCUUGCUUGGACUGAUGAGAGUUGGGAGUCCAGAAACAUCGGAGGUGGGGCGGGACACAGGUUAAGUCAACUUUAUUCUGUAACAAAUGGAAUUUGGAGAUACUUGAUAAGAAAUUUUAAGGCCCUGAGUUGGGUCUCAGAGCAUAAGUUUCUGUGUUUACUAGAAGCUUUCUUUUAAAUGUUUUCGUAAUCUCAAAUAUUAUUUCAUCCAAGCCAUGUUGGAGCUCUAUUUUUUAAAAUUUUAUUUAUUUCAUAAAAAUUACAUACUUAUGAUAAUAAGUAUAAUAAAUUUAUUAUACCCUGUCCAUCUGACUGGCUUGCCCCAGCGAAACAUCUUACAUUAAAAACUGUCUUCAGAAAAUUGUGUAAUUGUUCAUCUCUUUGACAUCUGAUGGGAUUGAUUGUAGAAAAACUUCAAGUGGUUUACGAAAAUGAUUAAAUGAUCGCUAAAAAAUUUACAACUGUAAUUUAAAACAUACAGAAGCUUAAAACCACAGUGAAAUAGACUAAAAUAAAUUAAAGCUCCUACAAACUUUCUAAACAUCUGGGUAGUCUUGUCUGAGUAAGAAUGUCUUCAACGGGCACCAAAAGGAAUGCAUUGAAGGCACCUGCCUGAAAUCAAUAGGCAGGGAGUUCCAAAGUUAUGGUGCUACCACACUGUACAAUCAAGUUCUUACAGAUGUGGUGCGGGUAUUAUGUGGCACUUUUACCAGUUCCAAUUGAAGCAGUCAAGUGGGCACAUAUGGGGUAAAUGACUCACAGAAGUUAAAUUUGAAUGCUCUGCAAAUAGUCAGAGCAGCCAAAGUUAAUUGAAUGAAUCAAGAUCAGCUACAGCGUUGGUUUUUCCAUGAGAUGGGCAGCCCUAUAAUGAAAGUGCAGGGACACGGGUGGCGCUGUGGGUUAAACCACAGAGCCUAGGACUUGCCGAUCAGAAUGUCGCGGUUCGAAUCCUCGCGACGGGGUGAGCUUCCGUUGCUCGGUCUCUGCUCCUGCCAACCUAGCAGUUCGAAAGCACGUCAAAGUGCAAGUAGAUAAAUAGGUACCGCUCCGGCGGGAAGGUAAACGGCGUUUCCGUGUGCUGCUCUGGUUCGCCAGAAGUGGCUGAGUCAUGCUGAUCACAUGAUCCAGAAGCUGUACGUCGGCUCCCUCGGCCAAUAAAGCGAGAUGAGCGCCGCAACCCCAGAGUCGGUCACAACUGGACCUAAUGGUCAGGGGUCCCUUUACCUUUACCUUAUAAUGAAAGUGCAGACAAAGGACAGGUGUGUCUAAAUUACAUCUGAACUAGUUUUGAAAUCAGUCAUACAUGCCUGCUAAAGAAUUUUGGAAAUGUUAGUUUGGUCUGCAUUGUAUUAGUUGCUUCAGCCCCAACCCUUUCACAGAAGUUGCAAAGUUCACUGUUAAAACUGGUUUGAAAAUGGUUCAUCAAGUGUAUAGUUAUAGCCAUUUCCAGAGAUAACCAUUGGAUGGUAAACCAUUGACCCAAGCAUCACAGGGUCUAGCCCUCCUGAUUUCUCUGAGUUAAUGCAUUUCUUGCUUACUUUUUCCUGGGCAGGGUGCUCCCGGUGAACGUGGACCUCCUGGCCUUGGAGGUCCCAAAGGAGCCACUGGAGAUCCCGGCCGUCCUGGAGAACCUGGCUUGCCUGGCGCUAGGGUAAGACAUUGCACACACGAGGGUUAAAGUGGUUCUUGCUUCAAUCGCUUUGUAAAAAUCCCGCUUUGACUAGAAUGUUCAUUCUCAGUAUAAGGCCUCCCCUUCCUGUUAACAGAGAUCAGAAGUCUAUAUAAACAGUGUGAGACAGCCUCAAGGCUGCACACUUGUCAUCUGAGGCCCUUCUCUGUGUUCCCUAUCUCAGAUAGUGGCAACAUGAGAACGGGCCUUUUUUGUGGUGGCUCCCCAGUUGUGGAAUGCUCUCCCCAGAGAGGCUUGCCUGGCGCCAUCAAUACAUAUCUUUAGGCACCAGGCAAAAACAUUCCAGGCCUAUGACUAUUAAAUAACCUAUGGCCUGUGAAAGUGUGGGGGAGAGGACUGUUAUAUUAUAUUUUAGGCUGUCUUCCAGUAUCCUUUUUAUUAUGUUUUUAUCAUGGGUGUUCUGUAGUGUGUUUUUAACGUUGUACACUGCCCUGGGAACUUUUGAUGAAGGGCAAUAUAUAAACUGAACAAAUAAUGACAACAUGUUUAAGUGUCACAAAUCACUCCACCGUUAACACUGGUUGGGUAGCUGUCUUUCCUGCAAUUACGGGACAGUUUUUGAUGUCUAAAGGAGGGCGGAGUCCUUUUGAAAAAGCUUUACUUUAUUCUAAAGUCUCUUGAGAUUUCCUUCAUUUCACGCAGGCUCUUCAGCCUUCAUCACAGUACAGUGGUCUCUCGGGUUACAUACGCUUCAGGUUACAUACGCUUCAGGUUACAGACUCUGCUAACCCAGAAAUAGUGCUUCAGGUUAAGAACUUUGCUUCAGGAUGAGAACAGAAAUCGUGCUCCGGCAGCGCGGCGGCAGCGGGAAGCCCCAUUAGCUAAAGUGGUGCUUCGGGUUAAGAACAGUUUCAGGUUAAGUACAGACCUCCAGAACGAAUUAAGUACUUAACCCGAGGUACCACUGUAAUAGUAACAGGAAAGAGAUGCCACUGCUUCUCAGCUUAAUUCACAUUCUGUAAAAUGGGAAUAAUAAUGACAGACUGCAAGUAGGUUUUCCAACUCGCUUCUGUCAGGGUUCCUAUACCUUUAACAUACAUUUGGUAGAUAUUCUCCAGGUGAAUAUUUCCUCAUCACAGCACCUGCAUGCUGAGAGGAACCUCACCAGCUCAAUUUCUGCUUGCCACAUGCCAUUUACAGACUUGGAAGCCUGGCAGAAACAUUGGACCGCAACUGUACUGGACCAUGAGUAAACUCUGCUAGACUUUGGGGAGGGGGAAAGCGCUUGAUGCGUUUUGUACUCCCAACUCCCAUCAGCCCCAACUAGCAUCAGAGAGUAUGGGAAGGUACCACAUUGGUACUCUGCCUCUACUAUCUCUUAUUCUUAGGAUGCCCACAUUAAACUCUUUCUGCAUGCAGCUGUCCAUUCUCAACAGCAGAUGGCAGUAACAAUUUAAAGCACAUUUGUACAGGGAUGCGGGUGGCGCUGUGGGUUAAACCACAGAGCCUAGGACUUGCCGAUCAGAAGGUUGGCGGUUCGAAUCCCCGCGAUAGGGUGAGCUCCCGUUGCUCGGUCCCUGCUCCUGCCAACCUAGCAGUUUGAAAGCACGUCAAAGUGCAAGUAGAUCAAGUGGUACCGCUCCGACGGGAAGGUAAACGGCAUUUCUGUGUGCUGCUCUGGUUCGCCAGAAGCGGCUUAGUCAUGCUGGCCACAUGACCCGGAAGCUGUACACCGGCUCCCUCGGCCAAUAAAGUGGGAUGAGCACUGCAACCCCAGAGUUAUCCGUGACUGGACCUAAUGGUCAGGGGUCCUUUACCUCGGGUUACAUACGCUUCAGGUUACAGAUGCUUCAGGUUACAGACUUCGCUAACCCAGAAAUAGUACCUCGGGUUAACUUUGCUUCAGGAUGAGAACAGAAAUUGUGCAGCGGUGGCGCAGCAGCGGGAGGCCCCAUUAGCUAAAGUGAUGCUUCAGGUUAAGAACAGUUUCAGGUUAAGAGCAGGCUUCCGGAACGAAUUAAGUACCUAACCAGAGGUACCACUGUUCAAUCAUACCUCAGGUUAAAUAUGCUUCAAGUUGAGCGUUUUCAAGUUACACUCCAUGGUGACCCGGAAGUAACGGAGCGCGUUACUUCCAGGUUUUGCCGCUCACACAUGCGCAGACGCUCAAAAUGGCGUCACGCACUUGCACGGAAUUGGCGACCUGCGCACGCGCAGUUGCGUGUUACGUUCUACUCAGGAUGCGAACGGGGCUCCUGUAUUUGGCACUGUAUUUGGCAUGUCUAUCUUUAUUCCAUAAGACUGGAAGGGUUGGAGAGCACCUAACAGUCUUAGAAGGAAAGAACAAUCUUUUAGGAUAAUGUGUUGAAAGUUCCUCUUAUCUGCAAAAGUAAAGAGCCCCAUCACUGAGAACAAUAAGAACGGGCAGUUCUGUUACCUCCUGUGACCCAGGGCAGAGUACAAGUUUAGAGUAUCUGAGCCUGGGAGAUGUUCUACCAGUGGAGCUUCUCCGCACACAGACUUGCUACUAAUGGCAUUUUCUCCAUCUCAUGGAGUAAGCUGUAAAUCCAGUUAAAGGGUGGGAAAAGCAGUGGGCAGCUAGCUUGCAGUGUCACUGCUAGGAAGCCUUGAAUUUCCUUGGUUUCCCAAGGCUCAGUUCCUUAUACCUUAGCAUGGUGUGCAGUGAUUAUCUCCUUCAAAACUUUAUCAUACUUUUGCUCUUCUCUCUCUUUGAGGAGCUCAGAGUGGCUAAUAUAAUACUUCUUGGUAGUUUCUCAUCCAAACAACUUGUAGUACUUGUUAGCUUCUAUGGUGGUACUACAUCAUUGACCAUUUUAUUCUCUGAGCCCAUUCCGGGUGCUUCAAAUUCAGUUUAAAAGUGGUAUGUUUCAGAUUUAUUAAAUUUAGAUUAGGGAUAUCCUUUGAGGAGACUUUAUCAUGACCUAAGCCUCUUUAGUUUCUCUGGCCUGGGUUGAGCCUUUGAUCACAGCAAAGGUGUUAUAGCUGUCUCAAAGAAAGUAAAUAAGUUCAUGUUCAACUUUUACCCAUUGAAAUUAAUGGACUUAGUUUAGUCAUAUUCAUUAAUUUGAGUGGGUUUACUCUGAGUAAAACUUAGUUGUCUACCACCAUUAGGAUCUAAAACUUAUUUGGCUGACGGCUUCUAUUGAACCAAUAGCAGAACUGACUGUUGAACCAACAUCAAAAAAUAAAUUAGAUGAACCAUUUUGGAGAUAUGUGUGUAAAUUGUAUUGUUGACCGUUCAAGGAAAGAUAUUGGGAAAAGGUCUUAAUGGUCUGGCUUUUUCUUCUUGCAUCUAGGGUCUCACUGGUCGCCCUGGUGAUGCUGGUCCCCAAGGCAAAGUUGGCCCAUCUGUAAGUAUAUUCCAUCAUUGUCUUCUUGUGUCAUCCAAAAUAAUAGGGGUGCCGAGAGCUUUGAGAAAGGAGUGAUGGAUCUACUAUAUAUUUCGGAAAAUUGUUGGCAUCUUGGCUAUGCAUUUGGCCACCUCUAAAGAUCUUGUAACCAAAUUUUGCUUGAUGGUUCUUGAGAUGUAGCAGCAGGCUUUUCUUGAUGUUUGGAUACAGUUGGACACCAUUUUGAAUCAAGAUGAUGGACGGAACUUUUCAAAACUUUUCAAAGCCACAUAGUUUUUGUUUCGUUUCUUAGAAUUCCUGAGCAAUGCCAGGUAAAAGACUUCGAGUGGGUAAUAUGUAGAUGAGGGGAACAGUGGUCGAUAGACAAUUCGAAGAGAUGGGAUUCAGGAAGUAGGUGGGUGCUGACUUGCAGUAUUUCUGGGGUUCGUUUCAAAAGCAAAUAUGGAGUUUGCAAGAGAAGUGGAUGGUGGAGUCUUAGGGAUGCUCAAUGGAACCUUGGAUAUUGUAUGGGUACAGUAACACUGGAAGUCUGUGUUUGUUUAUAUGAGCAGCAUUACUGAAUGGCGAGUGGAUGUUAAUGCUGCAGUGGUGAGCUUUUUAAAAUCAAAAUCACACUUGGGAACUGGAAUUAUCUAAGGGCACAAAAAGUUCUAAUAUACACCAGUAUGCUGGUUUUCCACAUGGGAACAAACAGAAAAACUUGCUCACUAAUUUGUGACAUUUUGCUUGGCAUAAUAAAGGCAUUGCCCUACAAUAGAUUGUGGAUUUUUAUUAUGGGCUGAUGCCUUUCCUUUAUGAGGUUCUGAAAGACAUCCAGGAUGUCUGGGUGAAAGUGGCACUUCCAUAAAGUUGGGUCCACUCUAUAUGGGAUAUGUUACUUGUCUUCCCAGCAUCAUUAACAAAGCAUGCCUGUUUCUCUAUCUCUCAAUAGGGUGCCCCAGGUGAAGAUGGGCGACCUGGCCCACCUGGUCCACAAGGUGCCCGUGGCCAGCCUGGCGUCAUGGGUUUCCCAGGCCCGAAAGGUGCAAAUGUAAGUAAAUCUGCACUCAGCAAUCAUUGACACUAUGACCCAUGCAUUGUCACUAGGGAAGAUGUUUGAGGGGAAAUGGUACAAGGUUGUAACAUGGAAUAGUUCCACUUUGUAACUAGCACAGCAGGAAAGCCACUUAGUUAUUUUCCAGGCUGGGUAAUGUGCUUGCUCUGCUGGUCCCAAAAAAUCAUAUACCUAUACCCAGUGCUUUUUCUCUUUAAAAAAAUGUUUAGGGGUACUCUCAUUUUCCUACUCAUAUUGAAAUACUGCCCCUCAAUGAGGCCAAACUUAAAUUCACAAAAUGUUUAGGGGUAUGCGUUCCCCCAUGUGUCCCCCCUCCCAGAAAAAAGCACUGCCCAUACCUUGGUUAUAAGGGACGCGGUUGGCGCUGUGGGUUAAACCACUGAGCCUAGGACUUGCCGAUCAGAAGGUUGGCGGCUCGAAUCCCCGCGACGGGGUGAGCUCCCAUUGCUAGGUCCCUGCUCCUGCCAACCUAGCAGUUCGAAAGCACGUCAAAGUGCAAGUAGAUCAAGUGGUACCGCUCCGGCGGGAAGGUAAACGGCGUUUCCGUGUGCUGCUCUGGUUCGCCAGAAGCAGCUUAGUCAUGCUGGCCACAUGACCUGGAAGCUGUAUGCCAGCUCCCUCGGCCAAUAAAGCUAGAUGAGCACCGCAACCCCAGAGUCGGCCACGACUGGACCUAAUGGUCAGGGAUCCCUUUACCUUUACCUUUAUACCUUGGUUAUAACAACAGAGAAGGAGAGAGCUGGACAGGAGAUUGGAGGGCUCAGCUUUCUUCCAAAAGCACACCAGUGACGACUUCUGUUUUUUCUUUCCAUCUAGGGUGAACCUGGUAAAGCUGGUGAGAAAGGACUUCCUGGUGCUCCUGGCCUAAGAGUAAGUGGGGUUGAUUAUCGUUUCUUCCUCCCACUGCCAUUAUGAAGCCAUCUUCUCCCCACCCUGUCCUGCAGUGGAAAGAAACCCAGCCUCUCUCUGCCUGGCCUGAACAGGAUGCCAUGAUUUGGUUCCCUCCACCCAGCUAUUGGGGUACAGUCCAGAUGAUAUGGGGGUGGUGCUUUGGAAUGCGGAGUGCUCACAACCAACUGCGUGAAGAAGCCACUGAAGGCAGAUGCUUCAUAAAGUACCGUGUGACACCUUAGUCCCAGUUAAGGUCCCUCUCUGUUGCAUAAAGCCUGUUGAAUGACUGUGACUUAAUUUGCUGCAUUGCCACAGAAUGAUUGAAAUAAAAGGGUUUAAGCUCUGAGUCUCCUAACUUCAAUGCUGCUUUUGCAGAGAGCUCACCUCUGACAAACCUGACAUAGCUUCUAGUCUAAUUUCGAUGGGAACUAUUACACCUAUAAAGCAAUCAGACUUUCAGAAAUGUUAGGAAAAGAAUGCAGAGCUAUGAUGCAGAAUGGCAGAGGAAAAUUUACUUAAUAAUAACUCUGUGCAUGCAUUUUAGAGACCUCAGAAUUUAGCCAUGAGUCUUCCUGGAGGCUCCCAUCCCUCUUGAAAAAAACUGCACCUUCACAUGCAGUUUUGACGUACCCUGUGCAUUCCUGCAGCUUUUCUGUGAUCGGUAGCACAGGGAGUCCACACCAGAGACACCUGCUGUCCUCAGGGGAGGAGGAAGGAUUGCACCCUAGAAUUGUGCCACCCAGCAAUAAUUUCCUUCAUAAUGAGCACUUCGGGCAGAUACCCUUUAAACCUAGCUUAGUAAGAAACUAAUACAAAAAGAAAGCCCUUUCCUUCUGCCAGCUCCCUGUACUUGGGGGCAAUUUUUGGUCUGUGGGAGGGGAAAUUGCAUUGUUCAUCAAGACUUUCCGAUCCUGUCUCAAAUGUAUCACUUUUUCUCAUCAGGGUCUUCCUGGCAAAGAUGGCGAGACGGGAGCAGGUGGACCUCCAGGGCCUGCUGUGAGUAUGAGUGUUUUUCUCCUGGCAGGCAGGAGGUUGGCCGAAUCGAAAUCCUGCAUUUUCUUAGGCGUAAGGGAGGAACUGAAUAUGCCCCAAAGAUUCAGGUGUCUGGAGAAUUUUGGUGACAUUUUCUGGGGUCUUGGUUCUUCCUCUUGCUUUGUAACAGGGGUGGCCCAACUUCCAAGAGACAGUGAUCUACUCAGAGUUAAAAACUGGCAGUGAUCUACCCCCUUUUGGGGGGUUUCGGCCAAAGUUGUUGAGCAUUUUUAGGAAGGAAAGCCCUGUUUUUGGUGGUUCAGGUCAUUUUAGGGGUGCAGGGCAAAGAUGUUGAGCUUUUUUUAGGGGAGCCGAGCCAAAGUUCUUUGGGGGGAGCUACUGAUCUACCGGUGAUCUACUACAGACGUCCAGUGAUCUACCGGUAGAUCACAAUCUACCUGUUGGACAUGCCUGCUUUAUAAGAUCAUGCUUCUUUUUCUUCCACUAUACUUUUUUUAAUGCCUUGCACACACUCAUAGUAGCCUUCUGCUAGCCAUGGGUGGAUGUAAUGUCCUCCUGUAAGCAUUCCAGGAAGUAUGACCAGCCACUAGAAGUGAGUAGAGACAGCAGAGAGCCUCGUGCUGUUACAAGUGGAUGCAAACCUGGAUUGCAGCUCGUGGUUUGUCUGCAGCAAGAAAAAGCCAUGAGCCUAUUUUCAGGCAACAUUGAAGCAGCUCCAGUCUCCUCUCUGGGUUCUGGUACAUUCACACACUUGUACUAAGUCAUGGUUUGGCUUAGUGUCACAUACUAACUGAGCUGCAAAAUCAUUCUAAUAAUUGUGAUUUCUUUUGGAAUUUCUUUAAAGUUCAGAGCAGUUUUAGCAUUGCAUCUUUCCUGUGUGGAGAUAAUUGGUGUGUACUUAUCCUGCCAACCUAGCAGUUCGAAAGCACGUCAAAGUGCAAGUAGAUAAAUAGGUACCACUCUGGUGGGAAGGUAAACGGCGUUUCCGUGCGCUGCUCUGGUUCUCCAGAAGCGGCUUAGUCAUGCUGGCCACAUGACCCGGAAGCUGUACGCCGGCUCCCUUGGCCAAUAAAGCAAGAUGAGCACCGCAACCCCAGAGUCGGCCAUGACUGGACCUAAUGGUCAGCGGUCCCUUUACCUUUUACCUAUAAUGGCUAAACUGACCUGUGUGCAUUUCUUCAUGAGAUGCCCACACUUCCCCCACUCUGAAGUGACAUCUGCAACACUUAAUUUCAAAUAUAUUUAGAACCGAGGUGCUAUCUUACUAGCCUUUCCCCUUUAACUAUUGCUUCACUUUGCAUUUUAAAUACAAGUAACAGUGCUGUAACCUCCUAGUCUACCUAUCAAUCUGUAUUAGCGAGCCCUUUUCCUAAUUCCCUCUCCCAUAGAAAAGUUGCUCCCAUUGAGAACCAUAUAACACAUUACAUGGCCCAAAAAACCACCCCAAUGCAUCCUUGAAAACUGAAUGAAAAUGGAGAGUGCACUUGACAGAGCUGUAGGCAGUUCUAGCUCUCUGACUAGUUUUUUAAAAAAAACAAAACCCCUCAUUUAUACAUUAAAUCAAAAAAGGACCUAAAAGUUUAAUGCAUGAAUCAGCUCUGAGUUUGUACUCUAUGUUGGGGCCAGCAUAGAAACUUGUGAACGUGCUGGAAUGUGCAUCUUUUCAAGGUUUAGCAGGUAAAUGGAAGGGGGUCCUUUUUAUAGCUGCAGCUUAUUUGCUAACAGAGGAAAGUGUAGACUUAAGAAAUCUUGUACACGUUUGACUAGGUGAUGUUAGAUUUUUCAGGUGAGAGCUAUACUCUUUGCCCCAGGCAGCACAUCCCACUGUUAGGCCUGCCCUUAACCUAGUGUUUUCCCCUCUUCUUCUUAGGGGCCAGCAGGAGAGAGAGGCGAACAGGGUGCCCCGGGACCUUCUGGAUUCCAAGUAAGUAGAGCGAUUCUCUUGUGCCUCUUUAAGGGCAGUGCUCACCAUUGUUAAUUCUGCCUGUGCUGGGGAGUGUAACUGUUUGCACAAGUAACACGAACUGAAAAUGUGGAGAGAAGUUAGGGAAAGGACUGCCCGCCCCCCAUCCCAGAUGACUGUCUAGCUCCGUUGGAAGGAUAUGACAUGGAAGCACAGGGUUGUCAUAAACUCUUAACUGUCCAUGAAGAAUGAAUCCAUGUUCUCUAGUCUUGCAUGCCUUAGUGGUGAGUACCUGCUAAGCAAGACGCCCAGAUGAAGGUUUUCUGGCAGAGUGAUCCAUGAACCUGAAGGGGGUGGGUGAGUUGUUGUUGUUGUUUAGUCGUUUAGUCGUGUCCAACUCUUCGUGACCCCAUGGACCAGAGCAUGCCAGGCACUUCUGUCUUCCACUGCCUCCCGCAAUUUGGUCAAACUCAUGCUGGUAGCUUCGAGAACACUGUCCAGCCAUCUCGUCCUCCGUCAUCCCCUUCUCCUUGUGCCCUCCAUCUUUCCCAACUUCAGGGUCUUUUCCAGGGAGUCUUCUCUUCUCAUGAGGUGGCCAAAGUAUUGGAGCCUCAGCUUCAGGAUCUGUCCUUCCAGUGAGCACUCAGGGCUGAUUUCCUUCAGAAUGGAUAGGUUUGAUCUUCUUGCAGUCCAUGGGACUCUCAAGAGUCUCCUCCAGCACCAUAAUUCAAAAGCAUCGAUUCUUCGGUGAUCAGCCUUCUUUAUGGUCCAGCUCUCUGUCCCAACUACUUGGGUCUCAAGCUGCAUUGAGUUCCUCACACCUCCCAAGGUGCCUCACUUUAGGAGCUCCUCAAAAAGGUGUGCCUCAUUUGAGAUUUGCAGGGAUAGCAUAGGGCUGCUUGAGAUAUGUCGGCCUUCCCUAAGCUGCUGUCCCCCAGAUGUUGUUGGGCUGUAGCUCCCAUCAUCGCUGACCAUUGGUCAUGCCAGCUGGGGAUCCAUCAACAUCUGGAGGGCACCAGCUUGGAGAAGGUUCGUCUUGUCUUAAUCAGAGGUGCUUGGGUGGGCAGGCAUAAUUUUGUUGUAAAUGUCUAGGGGUUGGGGUAUUCAUUCCAGUAUUUUAUUUCCAGUUUCUCCAUUAUCUGAACUGUGGAAUCUGUUAUCUCCUUAAACACCCUUUGCCAAAAACAUGUCCAUAUUUACACCCCCACCACAUGUGAACAUAAUUCCCUGUUACCUAGCAUCCCUUCCAACAUAACACCGAAUAUCCUUUAUUUAUUUGAUUUAAUCUGACUGGUGUUAAAUGCCAUCUUCAAACUAAUUUAUAAUAAUUUUCUUUUAUUCUUAUAGACAGCAUUUGCAACGUACGUUUCUCCCAUAUUUCCCUCCAGCUUUGACUAUCUAUCUGCCCUGUUGUCUCCUUUUCCCACACUUCUUUUAAUUGAGCUUCUUUUUCCUCCAUUUCUACUAAUAUUUUAUAAAUUUCACUGGUUUCCCCUUUUAUAACUGUAUUUUCUUCUUUAUCUCCCCUUUUUAUAAUCAUUUUUUUUUUCAAAUUUUGUAUAUUCUUUGCAGUUCCUCUUUUCCCUUAACUACUUUUUUGCCUAUUGCUCCAGUUGUAUACAGUUAAACCAAGUUAUUUUACUUCCUGUCUGAUAAAAUCUAACGGCAAUCAAUUUGGCUCACAAGACUUCCCUUCCUGCCCUGGACACUAUUGGUGUUUCUGGACCGGCACUUCCCCGAGAGUGUCAUGCUAACACUAUAUUUCUUGUUUUCAGGGACUUCCAGGUCCCCCAGGUCCUCCGGGUGAAGGUGGAAAGCCAGGUGACCAGGUAAGUAAUGAGAAAGAGAGAGAUGGGCAUUGAGGAUCACCCUUGGAAUAAUCUGGACAGAAUGAGAACUCAAGUCUGCAGAGUGUUGACUUUCUAAGCUUAAGGGUGUCCUGCUGCAAAGGGACUUCCUUCUAGUCAAUAGUUUCUGUGUAUAUGAGGAAUAAAUCAGCCACAGGUGUUUUAUUCUGUGAAGCCCUGCUUGUUCCAGAUAGUAAUUCUUGGCAGCUGAACUGGGCAGGGAGGGUCAAUAUGUAUUCAGUGCAGCAAGCUAGAUAAACAAAUGUUGUUUUGAAGCAAAUGCAUGCUUGGGCUCAUUUAAUUGUUGGCAGUAAUGUUCACUGGAUGUGUGGAAUCAAUGUGCUGGACAUAACAGAGGGAAAACUGCAUGAGAUCUGCAACAGAGGGCCCACUUGAACAUUGAGAGUCUCUUUCUACCCCCCCCCCCUUUGCCCUUGUUCAUAGGUAUUUUUAGAUUAUUCUCUGCAAAUAUGAGCUUAGCAACACAGUAUAUUUAAGUAUAACGGUUGAGAAGUAUUGGAUCCAAGGGGGAAUCUUAAUGGUUGUUCAGGGGACUGUAGAUUAGCUAACCUCUCUCCUUCCCUCUUUCCCUGCUUCUAAAUAUAUAUGUAUAUCUUUCUUUCAGGGUGUUCCUGGAGAGGCUGGCGCCCCCGGUCUUGUUGGUCCCAGAGUGAGUAGCGUAAAUUUAAAAUCCAGGGCCUAGGGGUGGGUGAAUCAGUCUAAAUCCACUGUCACUUUCACAUUGUGGUUAAUUCAUAGAUACCCACUUGACCACACAGAUCUGCAGAACUGGCACUUUUACCACUGCCCCAUAUUAUCCAUUCCUCACUUGCAAGAAAUAAAAUCUUUAGUGUGGCAGCAGCCAUGCCCUUUGAAAUUAGUAAGCAGGUGUCUUCGCUCUAUUCUUUUUGGUGCCUGCUAAAAACAUUAUGGUUCCAGUAAGCCUACCCAGGCAUGUAAUUUUGGUGUGUUAUUUUAGUAAGCAAAAUUGUUUUUAAAUUAUUGAUUUUUUUAUGUUUUAAUUUAUUAAUGUAACUUGUUUCAAUGUUUGCUUUUAUUGCCAUUUUGGAUUGUCUUUUGUCAACCAUUUAGAGGUCUUUCGUUUGAGUCAGUGGUAUAUAAAUUUAGUUAAAUAAUACUAAAAUAAAUCGUAAGUCAUUUUAUUUUUGUAUCAGUUGUCGCAUAUUUUUUUUAAAAAAAGUGAGAAGCAUGCAUUGGUUUUUAAUAUAAUUUUCAUUUUAUCCUAAAAUACACACUUCUGUACCCUAUCAAAAAUACUCAAUUUUAUUUGUAUUUUGGUGUGUUUUUGAGCUGAAAACUCAAAAUUCAGAGGACUGUGAUAAAUGAAGGAUUCCAGGCUCCAUAUUAAGUACAGGGUGUUUGCUUUAAAAUGAGGAAAGUACAAAAUCCUCAACCAUUCCCAUCAACACCUUACCAUAAUCAUGCCACUCUAGAACAGAGUCUUCUACUCAUCCUGAGCACUAAAAUGAUCUCUUUCCUCUCUAGGGCGAGCGCGGCUUCCCAGGUGAGCGUGGAUCUCCAGGUGCCCAAGGCUUGCAGGGUCCUCGUGGUCUUCCCGGCACUCCUGGGACCGAUGGACCCAAGGUAGGUGGCGACUUAGCAUUACUUCCUGUUCUGCAGUGCAGCCUGUACACCUUUCUCCCACCUCCCAGCCCCGGUGGCUGCCAUACAGAAAGAGCCUCAUAGCAUCUGGACCGCCAGGUACAUUAUGAACUCAGUUUCUUUCAGAGAAAGAGGAUAAUAGGGAAAUCAGCUGAGGGACCGUUGGCGGGGAAGAUAUUGGCAAGCUUCCUUGUCAGGGCGCUGCUUUUUUGAAGAGACUUUGGGCAGCGGAGUUCAGCAGGGACUAGAUUAAUUGAAAGACCUACACUGCUUACAGUGGUACCUCGGGUUAAGAACUUAAUCCGUUCUUAACCUGAAACUGUUCUUAAGCUGAAGCACCACUUUAGCUAAUGGGGCCUCCUGCUGCCGCUGCGCCACCGGAGCACGAUUUCUGUUCUCAUCCGAAGUACUAUUUCUGGGUUAGCGGAGUCUGUAACCUGAAGCGUAUGUAACCCGAGGUACCACUGUAAAGGAAAGACCUACACUGGCUCCCAGUACGUUUCCAAGCACAAAUCAAAGUGUUGGUGCUGACAUUUAAAGCCCUAAACAGCCUCGGCCCAGUAUACCUGAAGGAGCGUCUCCACCUCCAUCGUUCUGCCCGGACACUGAGGUCCAGCGCCGAGGGCCUUCUGGUGGUUCCCUCAUUGCGAGGAGUGAGGUUACAGGGAACCAGGCAGAGGGCCUUCUCGGUAGUGGCACCCGCCCUGUGGAAUGCCUUCCCACCAGAUGUCAAAGAGAAAAAUAACUACCAAACUUUUAGAAGACAUCUGAAGGCAGCCCUGUUUAGGGAAGCUUUUAAUGUUUAAUAGGUUAUUGUGUUUUAGUGUUCUGCUGGAAGCUGCCCAGAGUGGCUGGGGAAACCCAGCUAGAUGGGCGGGGUAUAAAUAAUAAAUUAUUAUUAAUUGUGAAAGGGUGGCUCUAUAGAGAAGGUUGAGAGAGCGCUUGUCAUGCUUUCCUGGCUUUCCACUACCUCUUGUGUUUGUCUGACAUCCUGAAUUCCUUCUAUCAAGUUUGUUGAGUACGGUACAGUGGUGCCCCGCAAGACGAAUGCCUCGCAAGACGAAAAACGCGCAAGACGAAAGAGUUUUCCGUUUUUUGAGUCGUUCCGCAAGACGAAUUUCCCUAUGGGCUUGCUUCGCAAGAAGAAACGUCUUGCGAGUUCUUGCGAGUUUGUUUCCUUUUUCUUAAAGCCGCUAAGCCGUUAAUAGCCGCUAAGCCGCUAAUAGCCGUGCUUCGCAAGACGAAAAAACCGCUAGACGAAGAGACUUGCGGAACGGAUUAAUUUUGUCUUGCGAGGCACCACUGUACAUGACAAUCUCGUAAUGUGGGGGACAUCUUCUCCCAUAGAAGGGAGGUGUGCGUUCAGCUCAUCAAUCGCAUGUUGGUGAAAUAAUACAUGAUACAGUGGUGCCUCGCAAGACGAAAUUAAUCCGUUCCGCGAGUCUCUUCGUCUAGCGGUUUUUUCGUCUUGCGAAGCAACCCUAUUAGCGGCUUAGCGGAUUAGCGCUAUUAGCGGCUUAUCGGCUAUUAAAGGCUUAGCGGCUUAGCUGCUAAAAGGCUAUUAGCGGCUUAGCGGCUUAGAAAAGGGGGGGGGAAGCGGAAAAAAAAUCUCAAGACUCGCAAGACAUUUUCGUCUUGCGAAGCAAGUCCAUAGGGAAAUUCGUCCUGCGAAGCAACUCAAAAACGGAAAACCCUUUCGUCUAGCAGGUUUUCCGUCUUGCGAGGCAUUCAUCUUGCGGGGCACCACUGUAGUGCCUCUCUCUGUAAUCCUGCAAGUCUAUUGUGAUGAAUGCCCAAGCAGUUGCAUAGUGAUUGUGACUAGGGCUGGGCAAUACCUGGUUUUCAACACUAUGAUAUAUCGCCAGCUAAACAUUGCGAUAUUUCAGACAUGUGAUAUAUCAGUAUAAGGAUGUUGCUAUGUAGAGGCAUUGGCUGGCUUCACGGUUUUCCCCGCAUUGUGAUUUUUUGCACAACACACACACAUCAUGACUUGCCAUAUAUUGCCAGGUCAAAAAUUACGAAACGGAUACCACGAUAUGGAUUUCAAACCGAGUUUGGAAGAUACUUGGAAAUAUUGCCAAGCUUUAAUGGUGAGCCUUAUUUUUCUUUUCCAGGGCGCAACUGGUCCUGCUGGUGCCGUUGGAGCACAAGGCCCCCCAGGUCUUCAGGGAAUGCCUGGUGAGAGAGGAGCUGCAGGUAUUUCUGGACCAAAGGGAGACAGGGUAAGUCGUCACCUUCUCCUUCUCCUCCUCUUCAUGGAAUACUUGAAGGGCUGUUUUGUCAGGGAUUGGGUGCCACCUGCCAAUUAGCCGGGUGGAAUUGAAAAUCGCUUUUUUAGAUUGAUAGAAAGGACUGGCAGAAUCUGAGACCAGGGAGAAGAGACGGUGGAAGAAGAUUGGGAAAAAGUUUUAAAAAUUUAUUUAUAGAAACAUUGUAAAAUUAAUGAGUGUUAGAAAAAUGUUGGAAUGAAAUUACACGGCUUUAGUAGAAAUGUUAUAAGGAGUUAAGUACAAAUAAGUUUUAGGGUAUUAAUGGUAAGAUAAGGUUAAAAUAAAUUAUGAUAAUUAUAUGAUAGAAAAUAGUGAAAGAUGGAAAGGAUUUGCUGAAACAAUUAAUAACUAGAACACAAAAAAGGGAGGUGUGAGGAGGUCGAUGAAACAAGUUAAUGAAAGACAAAAAUAUGGAAAUAUUGGAAUGUGAUUUUAAUUGUUUUUGCUUUUGCUUUUGCUUUGAUGUAUUGUGUCUUUUGUUUUUUGUUUUUUUAUGUAUAGUAUUGAUUUGCAUUGUUUACUUUUUUUUCUCUUUCUGUAAUCUUUAAACCUUUAAUAAAUAUUAUUUUUUUAAAAAAAGAAAAUCACUUUUUUAAUCUUUUCACUCUGGGGCAAUUAUCAUAAACAAAGAGGGUUCUCAGAAUUGCCACCUACUUACUGUCUAUCCUUCUGCUGUCCUCCAACAGGGUGAUAUUGGUGAGAAGGGACCAGAAGGUGCUCCUGGCAAAGAUGGUGGCAGAGUAAGUGGCCAACUUGGCUUUUUCCUUUCUUAAGACAUCAAGCAACCGGUUUAGCCAACUAAGAGGUUGAUGGUGGGAAAAAACACAUCUACUGGGGUGGCGCUGUGGGACGCGGGUGGCGCUGUGAGUUAAACCACAGAGCCUAGGACUUGCCGAUCAGAAGGUCAGCAGUUCGAAUCCCCGUGACGCGGUGAGCUCCUGUUGCUCGGUCCUUGCUCCUGCCAGUCUAGCAGUUCGAAAGCACGUCAAAGUGCAAGUAGAUAAAUAGGUACCGCUCUGGCGGGAAGGUAAACAGCGUUUCCGUGUGCUGCUCUGGUUCGCCAGAAGUGGCUUAGUCAUGCUGUGCACCAGCUCCCUCGGCCAAUAAAGCGAGAUGAGCGCCACAACUCCAAAGUCGGCCACGACUGGACCUAAUGGUUAGGGGUCCCUUUACCUUUACCUCCUCUAUAGAAGAGAGGGAAAUGACUUGACCAUUGGAGAACUGUGAUCAAGGCAAAAGUGGGCUUUUGGUUAGAGCUGAGCCUCUGAAAACUUGGCAAGGCCAAAAGAGAGUUUAGGUCAAAGGCCUAAAGAAUAUUCUCAAGCUGUCAAGGUAAGAAAACAAGUACUGAUGAAUAAGUGUUAGGUGUUCCCGGCUACUCUUCCGAAAGUGAAUCCAGUCCCAUCUUCUAUGAGCUUCAGAAAGAGUGGGGGGUAACGUUUGUGCCCCAUUUUUAGUGCUAAUGUCUCAGUUCUGAAACUGCCAGUAAAGCAGGGAUGCCUUUGAUACAAAUGGGAUGCUUUUCACCAGUACACCUAAUUCUUUUUUUCCCUUUUGCCAGGGCUUGACUGGUCCCAUUGGUCCUCCUGGCCCUGCUGGCGCCAAUGGAGAGAAGGUAAGAAAGUCUUCUGCAAAUGAGUUGUCCUUGGUUAGGCUACGCAGCAGGCAGAGGUGGUUUCUAAGUCUUGUGGGUAUAUUUGUCUCGGUAACAGCCUGUUCCACAUUUUGUGUCAAAUUUGGGCGUAUUUCACUACAGACUAAAAAUGGUUUAAUGGUGACUUCCUGUCUGUUGUUGCUUCUAGCAUAUUUUACUGCUUUUCAUGAUGGAUCAGUCUAUUUCUGGUCCAUGGCGUUUCAUUCACGUCUAUUCCUAAUUCUGUUUUGUGGAAUAUCCCCACUGAUCUGCAAACAUGAAGAAAACUACAUUUUAAAGCAGAUAUUCACAAAAUAUGCAUUUUCCUACAUACUUGAUCCAAAAAAUGUACAUUUUUUAUGCAUUUUAAUCUUAAAAUACACAUUUUUAUCCUUUAAAAAAAAUCUAAGAAUUGUAUUUCAAAAUAAGAAAAAGUUUUAAAAAACAAAAGAUAAUUGCACCAGUUUGGUUUGAGGAAAAUGUGGAUCAUACAAAAUCCUUGAUCUUUUUCUCUUUUUUUAAUUCCACCAGGGUGAAUCUGGCCCCCCUGGCCCAGCUGGUGCUGCAGGUGCUCGUGGUGGCCCCGUAAGUUUGAUAUUACUAUGAAUUCUUUUGUAGAAGGGUAUCUGAAUGGGGGGACGCGGGUGGCACACUGGGUUAAACCACAGAGCCUAGGACUUGCCGAUCAGAAGGUCGGUGGUUCAAAUCCCCGCGACGGGGUGAGCUCCCGUUGCUCGGUCCCUGCUCCCGCCAACCUAGCAGUUCGAAAGCACGUUAAAGUGCAAGUAGAUAAAUAGGUACCGCUCCGGCGGGAAGGUAAACGGCAUUUCAGUGCGCUGCUAUGGUUCGCCAGAAGCGGCUUAGUAGUACGCCGGCUCCCUCGGCCAAUAAAGUGAGAUGAGUGCCGCAACCCCAGAGUCGGCCACGACUGGACCUAAUGGUCAGGGGUCCCUUUACCUUUAUCUGAAUGGGGAAAGAUUCAACUUGGCCUAUAAAAUCUUUGAAACCCUAACAGGGGUCUCCUUCAGCUCCUGUCAGUAGCACAGAGGGGCAAACAAGCACAUUUCUUGCUGUUUCCAUUCUGUGUGCUGCUGUGGUGUGUGAAUAUCAUCUCAAGAGAGGGACCUUUGUUGCUUUGACCGGCAUUUAGCAAAGCAGGCCUUAGCUGGAGUCACAUUUUCUUUAAAUAGAGCAAUUGUGAAUUAGUACCGCUUAACAUUUCACGAAUCUUUGACCUUACAUCUUUGGCAUAAACAGUUCUCAUUACUUGAGGAUGUGAGCCUCGCUAUGCUAAGUGUAGAAAAGACAGACCCCAACUUCAUGCGCCAACAAUGUAAGGUUGUGGGACUCAUUGGGCAGAGAAUGUGAGUUGGUGGCCUACAGGCAGUGCCAGAUUUCUGUAUAAGCUAAACAAGCUAUAGCUUAGGGCCCCACUCUCUUGGGGGCCCCAAAAAAAUUUAAAGGGGGAAAAACUGGAUGUACAUUUCCAAAUAUAAGAUAAAAAACAAAUAAAACCUACAUACAGCUACAGUGGCAAAUGGCUUUAGAUACCUAUUAGGUCCAUAAAUUACCAUAUAGCAUAUAUUCAACACAAAAAACAGCAGCAAUUUGUUGUUGACAAAGGACAGCUGGAUAUUUAAAGGGCCCCAUUACCUUCAGUAGCUUAGGGCCUCAUCAAACCUAAAUCCAGCCCUUCCUACAGGCCAGCCAUUUCUUUGGUGACCUUAGCAAACCUUAAUCAAGGUGUAGAAUUGGGCGGGGGGACACUGUUCACAGUUCUGCUUAUAAGGAAAAUCAGCAGUGAAUCCCCCAUGACUACUUCAUAUUCAAAGUGCCACUAGCAGUCAUUCUCUCUCCCCGUCUCUCUUGGGUGCCUUGGGGAGCAUGUUUGUUCCUAAGGCUCCCAGUUAAUGACCUCAUCCCAUUGGGUGGAAGGAAUCCUCUACCAGUGGGUGAUGCUGACUUAAUUACAGAUCACUAUGUGUGUGAGGCCUGGGGAGUUCCAGCCCUAGACUAGACUAGUUCCUGGAGAGUAAAACUGACCUUGAGAAUGCAGGUGUUGGCCAUACCUGGCAUAGGGCAUCCAGAUGACUGGGUGGAUGGUGUUUUCUUUAUCUCCAGCUCUUUCCUCAGCUGACGACUGUUUCUGUUUCAGGGUGACCGUGGUGAACCUGGUGCUCCCGGCCCUGCUGGAUUUGCUGGUCCUCCUGUGAGUAAUUCUCAGAAGCUUAAACCUCUUUCCUCCCAUAGCCUGCCCCUCUCUCUCUCUCUCUCUCUCUCUCUCUCUCUCUCUCUCUUUCUCUCUCACCAUGAAUGCUUUUGCCUUCCUCCCCAAUACAGGGUGCUGAUGGACAACCUGGUGCUAAAGGCGAGCAAGGGGAAACUGGCCAGAAGGGAGAUGCUGGGGCCCCAGGCCCACAAGGAUCAUCUGGUGCUCCUGGCCCACAGGUUGGUAAAUCCUUCAUUGCAGGGGGUGGGACUAGAUGACCACUGGGGUCCCUUCCAACUCUACAGUUCUAGGAUUCCUAUCCUGGGAUGGUAGCCAGUGACUAGCAAGAGCCAGGUGGGGGCUUUUUUUAAGAUGCUGGAGAAGACCUGUCUCCUCGUUGAAAGAAGAUUGGGGCUUAAGGGUCAUAUGAGGGAAGUAUUGGAGCAGAGUCAUAGGCUGGAUAGAACAUCAUUCAUAUGGGGCUUUGUCCCUCCCCUAAUAUAUAUAUUUUUAAUUAUUAGCAAUUUCAAUAUAACAAAUCAUCUUCAUUAUUUUGCCUCCAUUUUUCCCUCCCCCCUCCCCAACAAACCCUCCCUCCCUCCCCCCUAAGACUUCCCUCAGCUCCUCUCUCUGAUUUUUCAACCCAUGUUAACUUCUGCAUAUUGUAAAAUUGUAUACAUCCUUAUAUUAUCUGUCUACUAUGUUAACCUCCCCCCCAACUUAGUCAACUGGAAUUAAACACAUUCAUGGAGGACAAGUCUGCCAGAUGGCUACUGGCUGUGGUACCUCCAAGUUCAGGGGACGUGUACUUCUGAAUACUAGUUUCUGGGGUACAAACAACCAGGGCUUGUUGCACUGCACGAGAACUGGUAGGAAUGGCUUCUGUAGCAUGUUUUCAUGUGCCAGGGGCGUCGCUCCUAUUUUCAUGUACUCUUAGAAAGUCAAAAAACACCCAACCCUGUAAAGCAGAGAUUUUGCUCUGUGUGGCACACAUGAGUUCGCAUCGUGCAAGAGAGUGGCAGAGAGUAAACAUCAAAAGAGGAGGCAGAGGUCUGUCAGAAAGGAGGCUGGUUGCUUCUUUCAGAUCUGUGCUACAGAGAUCUCUGGCAGAAGCUCAGUGAGAAGGUUAACUGUUCCUAAUUCAGAUUUUGUUUUGUGUCUCUGUAGGGCCCAACUGGUGUGACUGGUCCAAAGGGAGCACGUGGUGCACAGGGACCUCCGGUAAGUAUUUUAUGGACAAUUUGCUUCAUUCCUUCCCUUACUGGCACCUCUGAUAACUGUGCUGUGAUAGUUUUUAAAAUAAUCAUACUUGACUUGAAGCUUCUUCUGUAGAUCACCCUGUUCAGUACCUUGGAGAGCAGAAGUCGGUGAUUACACCACUCGGAUAAAUACCAUAUUUACUCAAAUGUAAUGCGCACUUUUUUGGGCCAAAUUACAUCGUGAAAAUUAGGGUGCGCAUUAGAUUUGAUGGCGCAUUAGAUUCUAUCGCAAGCUUGUAAAACGCCGCUGACAUAGCAAACAGUUCCUGGGUUUCAAGGUUUUGAAAACUGAGGUGCACAUUGUUGUUGUUGUUUGGUCGUUUAGUCAUGUCCGACUCUUCGUGACCCCAUGGACCAGAGCACACCAGGCACUCCUGUCUUCCACUGUCUCCCGCAGUUUGGUCAGACUCAUGUUGGUAGCUUCAAGAACACUGUCCAACCAUCUUGUCCUCUGUCGUCCCCUUCUCCUUGUGCCCUCCAUCUUUCCCAACAUCAGGGUCUUUUCCAGGGAGUUUUCUCUUCUCAUGAGGUGGCCAAAGUAUUGGAGCCUCAGCUUCAGGAUCUGUCCUUCCAGUGAGCACUCAGGGCUGAUUUCCUUAAGAAUGGACAGGUUUGAUCUUCUUGCAGUCCAUGGGACUCUCAAGAGUCCCCUCCAGCACCAUAAUUCAAAAUCAUCAAUUCUUUGGCAAUCAGCCUUCUUGAUGGUCCAGCUCUAGAUUCAUGUAAAUAUGGUAGCUUCAAUCCAAAGACUACUGGCAAUGAACCUUAGCCUGCCACCCUCCCUCAGUUUCUCUGGUAACUGUAAAACCUCCCCAUGUAAGCACAUGCCAUAGCUACUUUCUCUUCACGAGCCUCAUCAACUCAAUGAGGGGAGAUGUGUUUUUAAAAGUAUGUGCACAGAAGGGAAUGUUGAGGUGUGUUUCUGUGUGAGAAAAGUGGCCGGUUUAAAAUUGGGAAUGUGGACCCGAGGCAAAAAAGGUUCCACACUCUGUUGUGGGCAAUUUACCGGGCUGUUUUGCUGCUUGAGGCAAAACAGGAAGUGCCAGUCCACCACAUGGUCCUCACCUGGGGUGGAGGGGGUGCAAAAUGGCAGCAACAAUGACAGGUUCCGGAAAGAUAUUGCUGGAAAUUGGCACCGAUGUGGGAGGCAGCAGGGCAGUCAGGAAGCCCAUGGGAGUACCGCCUUGGCGGCUGGUUCAUCCCUCAUGGGUGGGCCAGCCCUGGGCUGUUGUGUCUCACAUAGUAGUAGUAGUAGUAGUAGUAGUAAUAAUAAUAAUAAUAAUAAUAAUAAUUUAUUAUUUGUACCCCACCCAUCUGGCUGGGUUUCCCCAGCCACUCUGGGCGGCUCCCAAUCAAAUGUUAAAAACAGUACAGCAUUAAAUAUUAAAAACUGCGUUCAGAUGUCUUUUAAAGAUAGGAUAGCUGCUUAUUUCCUUCACAUCUGAAGGGAGAGUGUUCCACAGGGUGGGCGCCACUACCGAGAAGGCCCUCUGUCUGGUUCCCUGUAACCUCACUUCUCACAAUGAGGGAACUGUCAAAAGGCCCUCAGCGCUGGAUUUCAGUGUCCGGACUGAACGAUGGGGGUGGAGACGCUCCUUCAGGUAUACAGGACUGAGGCUGUUUAGGGCUUCCAACAAAGAUUAAAAAUACUUCGUCUACAAAAGGUCACAGGUUCAGCCUCUGCUGUUUCUGCUUAAGUCUCUUGGGUGGGAGACGUGGGAAGCCACUGCCAGUUAGUAUAAGAUUGGCCUUUUUCAACCUAGUGCCCUCUGUAUGCUGUUGGACUACAACUCCCAUCAGCCCCAACCAGCAUGCCCAGUGGUCAGGGAUGAUAAAACUUGUAGUCCAACAACACUUGGAAGGCUACAGGUUGGGGGAGACUGUCACUGUAAGACAGUACCUUAUUCUGUUGUUCAGUGGCACCAGCGCUGUGGAACGCCCUCCCAUCAGAUGUCAAGGAAAUACAGUGGUCCCUCUGGAUACGAACGGGAUCUGUUCCGGAGGCCUGUUCACAUCCUGAAGUGAACGCAACCUGCGUCCCCACGUCCGCGCAUGCGCGGGUCGCAAUUCACUGCUUCCGCGCAUGCACGUGACGUCAUUUUGACCGUCUGCACAUGAGCAAGCGGCGAAACCCGGAAGUAAUGCAUUCUGUUACUUCUGGGUCACCGCGGAGCGCAACCCGAAAGCGCUCAACCUGAAGCAACUUCAACCUGAUUGUUGUAAACAACAAUCUUACUUUUAAAAGACAUCUGAAGGCAGCCCUGUUUAGGGAAGUUUUUAAUGUUUGAUACUGUAUUGUUUUUAAUAUUCUGUUGGAAGCCGCCCAGAGUGGCUGGGGAGGCCCAGCCAGAUGGACGGGGUAUAAAUAAUAAGUUGUUGUUGUUAAAAAUAAUAAUAUAUAAAAGACAGGAGGAGCACAGUCUAGGCCAAGCUAGCUCCUGUCUUCAGAAAGGUUUUUCAAACUUGAUUAUUCUUUCAUGAUGGCCAAGAAGUGGAGAAGCUAAAGAGGAAGGGCUCUUUCAUAAACGGGUCUUCCAGGGAACCAUCGAGAUUUGCACUGCUUUAUUAGAGGCGAGGUAUCUGCAGCCUAGUCUCCUGGCCAUCUGUGGGCCAGCUAUCUCAUUUGAUGCUUUAAACAAGCUUGGAUGUUAUGGGUGCCAUGGGCAACCACGAGCUAGAACAAGACAUCGCCCCAAGAGAUGGUUGUGUGGUGAGCUGGGCUUUGAGAGCAUGGUCAGAUGGUGGAAUCAGUACCGACCAUGUUUUAGUGGAGGGUCCUUACCCCCAUGCCUGAAACGUAUCAGCACUGACACGCAGCAGGGGGAAAAAUAGAACGACUCCCUCAUUCAGUCUGGCCUCUUUUUUGACCUCAACAGGUAAUUCUCAAAGCCAAAGAGGGUUUCUUUUAUGCUUUCCAAACUUCACCAAAUUGAAACCUUUUUUUAGGUGGAAUCUACACACAUAUAAAAAAAUGUUCUGAAAAAAAUAUGCUUUUUUAAAAAGCGUUUUUGAAAAUACAUUGAAUUUUCCAUAAAGCUCACCAUCGCCAUCUGGUGUCACAUUGUAUAUUGCACUUAAAACACACUUGAAACAUUUUAUUUGCAGCUGUAUAGCUGAGCCUUCAGUGAAACAGGCUGAAAAUAAAGGGGGUGGUCCUGCAGUUUCCCCAACCACCCGCUGGUGCCUCAACUGUUCCUGGGUGCUCUAUUCAUAAUCCUUUUUAUUUCUUCCCAGGGUGCUACUGGAUUCCCUGGUGCAGCAGGAAGAGUUGGACCGCCAGGCCCUAACGUAAGUUGUUGGUCGUUCAUAGGCAUUUAUUUUAUUUUAAAUUUGUAUUAUAGGCAACCAAGAAUGUGUUUUAUGUGUUUAUAUCAAUUGUUUUAGGAAUAAAAGAGAGGAAAUCAUAAAUACAUGGAUGCUAAUAAGGGAUAACUUGAUAUAAAAUCCCACAGGAGAGGGAUAUAGAAGUGGCAGAAACUGAGGCUGCAGUCACCCACUUACGUGGAAGCAAGCCCUAUUGAACAGUUAGGCUUACUUUUACAGUGCAAGCCUACUCAAAAUUAAGACUCCGGUGGGUAGAAACAUCAAACACUUCUGUUGAGUUGCCUUGAUAAAAGCACUAAAACUUAAGUCACAUGAAAGUUCCUUCUUCCAUGGUCUAUUAUUUUACCUAGUUAAAAACAACAAAGAUCUGACCUUAACUUGAGUGGACUUCUUAACAAGUCUGGUUUAGUCACCUACAAACUCUGAUGCUGUUGAUCUGGAAUUAUGGAAGUAGUCCCUUGAACCUGACCAUUAUUAAUUGGUUAGAGGCCUUUUUUCCUCUGCCCCCUUUCCCCACAAUCUGGGACCUGCCAAGUUCUAAAUCACUUGACUUCUACUUGCACAACAACCAGUGGGGCUCUAACCUUGAAUACUUUCAACCCUAGGAGCUUACAAAAUGCAUUUAAGUUCUCCUUUCACUUCCUUUAAUAUGAGUCUGUAAGGGGGCGAGGACAACUCAAUUGGUCUUAAAUGACUGAUGUGAUAUUUGAUCUCCUGCAGUUGGAGUUUGUUUUUGACUCCAGGUGUCUGGUUUAGAUGCUUUCAGGUGGGAUCAUCAGGACAUUCUCUGAUUAAAUUGAUGACCAACCUGCUCAUGGAUUCAGGCUACAUUGUAAUUAGGGUUGCCACCUUUGGUCAGAUCAAAUAAAGGACAAGUCGGGGGGAAUUGGGGGGCUAAAAAUUACUUUACCUGGUUCAGAAUGAAAUGACUUCAAAGCCAUUUUGAUAUUGGUUGCAUGCAAGAUAAGCAUGUUUGGGUGAGCACACAAAUGCCUAUUUUUCUUUUUAUGACUUUGAAAACGGGACAAAUUGGGGGCCAAACGGGACAGGGUACUUUGUGCCCCAAAAUGGGACAGUCUCGUUUUUUGAGGGAUGGGUGGUAACCUUAGUCAUCGUGAAUGCAAGAAAAAGCAGUGUCUCAUGGAACAUCUUCAAAAAUGUAAACCUCUGGGGAGAUUUUUAACUUUUGGGAGGUAUACGUAAAUCUGGAGGCUGACAGGAAGCAUUUAUCUCAAUUUACGUUGCACCCAAAAGAAUCUUAUUGUGUCCUGAAGCCUAACAACUUGCCAUUCUCUUGCAGAUAAGGUGGAUUCAUGUUUUCUCUCAACAGUAUAACUUUCAAUGCAGAGAAUCAGUCUCUGGGGAUCUUACUGGCUCUCCCUUUUCCCCAUAGGGCAAUCCCGGUUCCGCAGGACCUCCCGGUGCCCCUGGUAAAGAUGGUCCCAAGGGUGCUCGUGGCGACGCAGGCCCCACUGGGCGUGCUGGCGAUCCUGGUUUGCAAGGUCCUGCUGGUCCCCCAGGCGAGAAGGGAGAAUCUGGAGAAGAUGGUCCUCCUGUACGUAUUCAUCCUGCCUUCUUUGCAUGUACAAUGGAUCUGGCUUGCUGCUUUGUCAUUUGCAAAUUAACACCCAUCUCUGCCCUUAUCUUUCCCCUCCAGGGUGCUGACGGCCCACCUGGACCUCAAGGCUUGGCAGGUCAGAGAGGGAUCGUUGGUCUCCCUGGUCAGCGCGGUGAGAGAGGCUUCCCUGGUCUGCCGGGUCCUUCUGUAAGUGAUCUGAGGAGCUUGUUGUUGUUGUUGUUUAGUCGUUUAGUCGUGUCCGACUCUUCGUGACCCCCUGGACCAGAGCACGCCAGGCACUUCUGUCUUCCACUGCCUCCCGCAGUUUGGUCAAACUCAUGCCGGUAGCUUCAAGAACACUGUCCAACCAUCUCGUCCUCUGUCGUCCCCUUCUCCUUGUGCCCCCAAUCUUUCCCAGCAUCAGGGUCUUUUCCAGGGAGUCUUCUCUUCUCAUGAGGUGGCCAAAGUAUUGGAGCCUCAGCUUCAGGAUCUGUCCUUCCAGUGAGCACUCAGGGCUGAUUUCCAUAAGAAUUGAUAGGUUUGAUCUUCUUGCAGUCCAUGGGACUCUCAAGAGUCUCCUCCAGCACCAUAAUUCAAAGGCAUCCAUUCUUUGGCGAUCAGCCUUCUUUAUGGUCCAGCUCUCACUUCCAUACGUCACUACUGGGAAAACCAUAGCUUUAACUAUACGGACCUUUGUUGGCAAGGUGAUGUCUCUGCUUUUUAAGAUGCUGUCUAGGUUUGCUGAGGAGCUUAAGUUAGCAAAAAUGUGGAGGGGCAGGCAGUACUUUUGGGCUUGAAGCACGAGGAGAUGUGUGUCUGUUUCUCAAGUAUAUACUAAGCCUGUGGCCUCAACACCAUCCAUCGGUGAUAGAACUACAAAACCUGUCAGGGGUGCAAUUUAUUGCAUUCUGAGUACUUGGGCUUUUGUGGAUCAGGGAAAUUUUUUUUUGUCGUAUUCUGAAACGCCGAAUGUGUUAGGAGAAUUUGUCUUACAGAUUCAUAAAUGAGCAGUUGGCAUCACAAAUAAGUCUCUUUAGCUUACCAAGUAUGAAAAUGGAAAGGGUUUGGGGGAAAUUGAUGUUUGGGCACCAAACCGGGGGGGGGGGGGGAGAUCUAGACCCGCAGAGAGUGAGACCUGAUUCCCAAUAUCCAGUCUCUACCAUCUCCAGUUAAAGGAGUUAAGAUUUCCUCCGUAGGAAAAGCCCUGAGGUCAUGGAGAGCUGCUAGCUGGCAGUACUCUGCUACGUGGACCAUCUGCUUUGCACUUGACACACAUUUUGUAGGCCUGGGUUGAGUGGCUUCCCCUCGCCCCACUCCUUUCCCAGGGAAAACCCACUCUUUCGGCUCUUCUGGAACAAACAGCAAUCUGUGGAAAAUCCAGGUUGCCAUUUGCUUCUAUUGAGCGCUAAAGAGUAGCUUUCCCUGGAUGAAAGCAGUGGGACAAGAGGAUAAGCCCAUAGUCGUGUACAGCAAACUCUCUGAUAUACUAUGCUCCAGUUGCUCAGUCCCAGCUCCUGCCAACCUAGCAGUUCGAAAGCAUGUCCAAGUGCAAGUAGAUAAAUAGGUACCGCUUCGGCGGGAAGGUAAACGGCGUUUCCAUGCGCUGCUCUGGUUCGCCAGAAGCGGCUUAGUCAUGCUGGCCACAUGACCCGGAAGCUGUACGCCGGCUCCCCCAGCCAAUAAAGCAAGAUGAGCGCCGCAACCCCAGAGUCGGCCACGACUGGACCCAAUGGUCAGGGGUUCCUUUACCUUUAGGUGACAGUCAAAAUACUGCCAAAAUACUGAGCAAAGUACCUGUUCUUUACCUGAGCUGAUAUUUUCUUCCCACCCUCCUCUUUUCAGGGUGAGCCUGGUAAACAAGGAGCUCCCGGGGGCCCUGGAGACAGAGGUCCGCCUGGCCCAGUUGGUCCACCGGGCCUGACUGGUCCCUCUGGCGAACCUGGACGUGAGGUAAGCGUACUCAACUUGUUCUAUGUGUGGCCUGGGGAAAAGAGUAACAUAUCCUAUUUUAAAACUGCAUUCCUACAGCAAAACAUGUCAAGGGCCAGAGGAUGAGGGGCGGGGUGGGGGGAUGAAAACUUUCUUUCAAUGCCCCAGAGUGGAACAAACUUUUAAAAAUGAAACACCCUGAUGAUAUUUUAAAUCAGCCUUCUCCCAACCUGUUGCUCUGCAGAUGUUGGACUCCAACUCCCAUCAGCUGGCAUAGUGAAUGGCCAGGGGUGAUGGGAAUUGUAGUCUAGCAAGGAAGCACUGGGUUAGAGAAGGUUGAUGUGAUAGCAUUUCCAAUACGGUAUUUGUAGCACUUCCCAUUACAGUGAUUGUUGGUUUUGAUUUAUGCUGCAGCAGCCUCAAUUUAGCGAUGCAUUUCCAGGAAUAUUCUAAAGAGCAUAUGCAUUCUUCUUAAACCCUGAUCCUAAACAUAAUUCCUUCUUAGCCUUUAGAGGGAAUUACUUCCUUUUGAUUAAAAUCAUAGCCAUUAAUGUAGUUAGAAGUCAUCGACUGCCUUGUAAGGGAUACAAUCUACAUUUUUCUUACAUGUGGACCCCUUUUGCUUUUAAGGGAUGGCUAUAUUUAGCAGCAGCCCAUGGGGGGGGGGUCAGGGAGGGUGCUAUUAAAUAAGCUUUAGAUUACCCCCACUCUCUUCUCCAAGUAGCCUUCCAAAAACUUUGUUGCUGAUCAGGAAUCUAAAGCUACGAUCCAUGUUGUAAUUUUCCUCCACUUAACACCCCACCGCUUCCUGAAAACAAACCCAGUGUUUCUAAAAUGCUGACAUCUGCCAAAAAAGUUACCAGCCGUUCAAGGAACUGAUUGCUUCCAGCCUAUAGUGGGCUGGGCUUUUCUGCAAGUGGGAUUCCACUGGGUAGAGGUGACGGGCAAUUAAUUGUAACUGCAACUUUAUAAGCAGUAUUUAAAAGAGGUGAAUUUGGGGAGUGCUGAAAGGUGGUUCCUCAGCAAUUCAAGAAAGCAGUUCUUCCAGUUCUGGGUUACUGUCUCCUCCUCCUUUGCCAGCCAGUGGUGCCUGGGCUUGGCUUGAGGGUUGGUUUUGCAAGAGGAGCUGCGGAGGAGCUCUUUCAAAUGCUUGGACUAGGGUCUGCUAAACCUGAUGCCCAAGUUUGCUGGGAGCAAGGUGUCAGUUUCCUGCAAAAGUAGGUUCCAAGAAGGAACGGUCUCCAGAUUACCUUGGAGGAGGGUCAUACAUGACUGCGAUGAGUGUAUAUUGGCAAAGGCUGCUUGUCAAGCCAAGGUUGUGAAUCGGGAAUGAUUUUAGGAAAUGCAACUCACUGGGGUGGUUGGCUAUGCCUUCUCAGAAAAGACACACAGCGCCACUUCCUUGGCUCCUAAGGAUAAACACCUAUCAUUCUUAUUCUCAGGGCAAUCCUGGCUCAGACGGUCCCCCAGGCAGAGAUGGUUCCCCUGGCGUGAAGGUGAGUGUCCCAUUUCAAAGGAGCAUUAACCACUGCUGUAUUUAAAUAUGAUUUGCUCAAGGAACGUGUGUCGCUCGAGUCAAAAAUCUAAUGCCAUGUGGGUAUAAUCGCAGGGCAUAAUCCAGGUGGGAGCAGCUCACCUGCUUAAUCUUUCUGUCCACGUUCUUAGCCCUUACCUUCCUUGUUCUUAGUCCCACAAUUUUCUCAGGCAUCUCUUCCACCUCUUUCCCUGAAAUCUGAGUAACGCAGCAACAUUUUGUGGAAUAAGCCAUUAACAUUACCCUUACUUACACAAUUUAUUCCAGCCACAUAAUAUGCAUUUUGGGAGGCUGGAAGAAAGGCUGCUCUCUCCCUCUACCCCCAUGUCCUAUGCCAGUGCCUUGUCUGUUCCUUGCUGUUCAACCAAAGGUUUUCCCACACCUCUUCACCAAAGUCUUCCAAGAUCCUUCUCAGAUUGCUCCUUCAGCCCCAGCACCUGCCAUAUCUUCUAAGAGCAUGGAACCAGCCAGGGGGGAAAAGAGAAGGGAGGGGGAGGAAAUGUCCCAUCAGUGGGGUUGCUGUCCCUCACCACAUCUCAUAUACAUAUUUGGUAUUUAAUGCUUCUACUUUGUCCCCCGACAGGGUGAUCGUGGUGAAACUGGUGCUGUUGGUGGUCCUGGAGCUCCUGGCCCACCUGGUUCUCCUGGUCCUGUUGGUCCAACUGGUAAACAAGGAGAUAGAGGUGAAGCGGUGAGUAUCCAGUAACCAUGCCCUAGGUGAUGGCGAGUGGGAAGCCAUUUAAUUACAAUUGUGUUGAUUUCGUAUUAAUUUGUAAUUAUUUGUGGGUGGUAAUUUGGAAAAUCAAUAAAAAAUAAUUGGCCAAAAAGAAAAACACACCGUGCACUAGGUGGGUCCCCAGAUGUUGUUGGACUACAAUGUCCAUAAUCCCCAGCCAGAAUGGCCAGUGUUCAGGGAUGAUGAGAUAUGUAGCCCAACAUCAUCUAAGGACCCAAGGUUGGGAACUGGUGCACCGGUUGCUAUUAGCCAUGAUAGCUUGUGAACUUCCUGAAACGUAAGGUUGGAACUGAAUGCUAGGCUAGAGGGGACUUCUUAAUGGAAUGCUAUAAGAGGUUGAUUGAAUUGCCCUGACUUGCUAGAUGGUUUUCCCUUUCCUAUGGCUUUGCUGAAUCCUAUCCUUCCAGACGUUUCCGUGCGCUGCUCUGGUUUCGCCAGAAGCUGCUUAGUCAUGCUGGCCACAUGACCCGGAAAAACUGUCUGCGGACAAACGUCGGCUCCCUCGGCCAGUAAAGUGAGAUGAGCGCCGCAAUCCCAGAGUCGUUCGCGACUGGACUUAACUAUCAGGGGUCCUUUACCUUUUUAUCCUUCCAGAAUAUUUAGAAUCUACAGGAUUUCCCAGUUUGGGCCAAACUUAGAAUCAUAGAUCAUCUCCGGGAUCAUCUAGUCCAAUCCCCUGAAAUGCAGGAAUAUACAGCUAUCCCGUAUGGGGAUUGAACCUGCAACCUUAGCAUUACCGACACCGUACUCUAACCAACUGAGCUAUCCAGCUACUUAGCUUGGGCCAAACAGCAUGUUGUGCUCAGUCACACUUAGUCCUUCACCCUUUGAAUGUCGUUUACAGUGCAUAAGUAGAAGAAUGAGGAAGGCACUUCUUAACCCUUUCCCGUCUAGUGGGACUUUCUGCUACAAAUAUCCAUACCUCAGCUGCUGUGUGGUUUGGGUCAGGCCUUGAAAGAGAGCGCUGAGCACGACUGUACCGUACUAGAUUCAAAUCCUGUUGGUCAACAUGGAGACCUGUGGCCUCUGGUCUCAUCUCAGCAUGGAGAAGGUGCCCAGUCAGCUUAUAAUUUUUGUUUUCAUCUUUCUCCAGGGUGCUCAAGGUCCAAUGGGUCCUGCUGGUCCUGCAGGAGCACGCGGCAUGCCCGUGAGUAUUUAUUUCUCCUUUACCCACUUUCAUUCUUCCUGGGCUCCCAAUAGAGGCUGUUGCAUUUACUGAGCAUCCCCCGAGUCACUGCUGUGUACAUCCAAAAGAGGAAAGCUUCCUUCCAAUUUGUGCUGUUGACACAAUGAAUGAGUGCUUGAAGUUCUCAAUCUUAGAAAAUGACCACCUGCCAUUUGAACGAAAAUGUUGUAUUCAUCGGACACAGCGGCAAACAGCAAUAAGUACUCUGUGUGUGGUCAUUCAGGAGCAGUUGCCUCUUACCUGUAGUAGUCACAGGAGUACUUUGCCCACCUUCCCUGAAAAGAGGAUCCUAGCUACAGUACGGUGAAGAUUUCCUCUGCUUUCUAUAAAGGAAGCAUAGUGAUCCUAGCAAUCGCAGCCCUAAGGAACAGGUAAAAGCCCUGGGGACUUCUGCUUUAUUUACUGCCUCCACCAGAGAGCAACAGAGAACAUCUUUCUCUGUAUUAGUCAGUGCCACUUCCCGACGCGCACACCCCUUCGAAGUGCCGAGUGUUAUAUGUCUGUUUCCGCAUAAAGGUUCUAAGAUCAACCAGUUCAUCUGCACAAGCAUAAUUCUUAAUCCCAUGGCGUAACUGCACUCUGCUUCAGCUCAAAGAUGCUCAUGGAUUCAGAACCAGAAAUUAACUGGUUUCCGCUAACUGGUCAGCUGCUGCCUCGAGGCUUGCACAAGACACCAGGCAAAGGAGUUAUAGGCAGUCACAGGGACUGUGUCCCCCUCAGGCCCUCUGAUGUCAUAGAGGGCCUUGCCAGCAUAGGACCGUGAAGUCAAGUCACUUGCAGGAGAAACAGAGGCCCUUUGUGACAUCAGAACAUAGCAACCAACAGGCUUGAGAGAUGUUGGCUAAGUGUAGGGCUGCCAGGAGGGAAGUUGUGUUCAGAUCUGCAGGCAGCAUCGCCACCCCGUACUAUGUUGCCAAACUUUGCGCAUGACUCUCUUGCCCUGAAUGCCGCUUGUGUUCUCUCCUCCUAGGGUCCACAAGGUCCUCGUGGCGACAAGGGUGAAGCUGGCGAGGCAGGAGAGAGAGGUCUGAAGGGUCACAGGGGAUUCACUGGCCUGCAGGGUCUUCCUGGGCCUCCCGUAAGUUUUGGUUUCCGUAUCUUUAGAGUACAAUUCGGUCCGUGGUGUUCUGUUCUAGGCUUGUCAUGGGCUCAGGGGAGUAUUGGGUUUGAGCCUAUCUGCUGCAGCAGGGAUGUGAAUCAACUUCUCCUUGCAGGGAUGCCUGUCUAAUUCAUAGCUGUCAACUUUUCCCUUUUCUUGCGAGGAAUCCUAUUCGGAAUAAGGGAAUUUCCCUUAAAAAAAGGGAAACAUUGACAGCUAUGGUCUAAUUAGUAUUUAUUUAUUGACUUCCCUUUAUAGUAUUUAUCCCUGGGUAGUUGGUUGGCUCUGUGGGUUAAACCACAGAGCCUAGGACUUGCUGAUCAGAAGGUCAGCGGUUCGAAUCCCCACGACGGGGUGAGCUCCCGUUGCUUGGUCCCUGCUCCUGCUAACCUAGCAGUUCAAAAGCACAUCCAAGUGCAAGUAGAUAAAUAGGUACCGCUCCGGCGGGAAGGUAAAGGGCGUUUCCGUGAGCUGCUCUGGUUUGCCAGUAGCAACUUAGUUAUGCUGGCCACAUGACCCGGAAGCUGUACGCCGGCUCCCUCGGCCAAUAAAGCGAGAUGAGCGCCGCAACCCCAGAGUCGGCCACGACUGGACCUAAUGGUCAGGGGUCCCUUUACCUUUACUAGUUGGUUAAAUGCAUCAUACAGUUGAAGAUAAAACAUCAUCGGCAAAGUACAGGUCUAGCAAUUAAAGCAGCAAAGUAAAAUCUUAAGGAGGUAGAAAAUAAUUCUGGCAUGGAACAUCCUUGAAGCCAUUCUCUACCACUCCUAAACUCUUUAGGUCCUUCUGCAGAGAGGCUGUGACAUGGCUGGUAUGUAACUAUGGCUUUGCUUUCCCCCAUCCCCUCACCUUUUUCCAUAGGGUCCUUCUGGCGAUCAAGGUGCAUCAGGUCCGGCUGGUCCUUCUGGUCCCAGGGUAAGUCCAAUCUCUCUGAUAAGAAGAGCUCCUUUCCUUGGCGAAAGACCAGGGAGUGUUGUGGCUGGAUGCUAGACUCUGCUGUGUACACUAACCUUAUUCACUAAGUGUCUUGCUCAGUUUUUUCAACUGGUAGAAUGUGGGGUUGUUAUAUCCAGGCCCCAAUUUCUGGAUGCCAGCUGAUUUGGGGAGAAAUUAAUUUAUUUGGAGGAGAGAACUUUAAGAGGGAGAGGACUGAUCUUCAGUAUUUUUGUAUUACAAAGAGAUUUUAGUGAUCAGAAAUCUGGGGAACUCUGCUUUUUUGUGUUGUGAUAUGGACAUUUGUUUUGGCCUGGUGGGUUUUGAAAUGUUGUCAGAGUGCAUACAUGGCUGAUAACUGAAGAAGGUUCUUGGUCGAUUAUAUGGUAAAUGUCAUACGCAGUGUGGGAUCUGGGGGACAGAGUCAGACACAAUUCUACUGCACUGCAAUACUACCACUUGCAGAUUUUACUAUGUGGUUCUUUUAAGAAGCCCAUCCCAGUGCACAUGGGCAGCCUGGUGUUAACUCAUGCACAUUGUCUCUCUCCUAGGGUCCCCCAGGUCCAGUUGGCCCCUCUGGCAAAGAUGGCUCUAACGGAAUGCCUGGCCCCAUUGGCCCUCCCGGUCCCCGUGGUCGUAGUGGGGAAACUGGCCAAGCUGUAAGUAACUGAGGAAAUGGCAUAAAUGAAGUACAAGAAGCUGCACCCCCCGUGUUAGAAACUAAGAUAUGAAAGCUAGGAGCUAAAUGUCACCUUAAGGUUAUGGGCGCAACGAUGGAAUGUCUCGGCUUGAUUUUUUAUAACAAUAAUUCAAAGCUGAAAAUGAAUGAACUGCAGCUAAAAUAUUAUGUUCAUUUUUCACAUGGUCUAGUCCUUCCCCUGCCCACCUUCCUAAUAUUCUUAAGAGGGUCUCUUCUCCAGUCUUCAGAGAGUAGCUGGAAGUGGGGAGGCAGAAAAAGGUCCUCCUUUCCUUCCACUCCGCAGUUUUAAUCUGAAAUCUUAGGCGCAGGACUGUGCCCAGAGCUCAGAAACUGCUAGAGCCAAUGAAAUUCCCUGUUGCAAAAUUCUGGGCACCCUCUGUCUAGGCAGUCCCCCGCCCUUGUGCCCUUUACCCAGCUGGUUUGACUGCCUCUGUGGAGCUUGCCUAGGUAUUAAUCAGUGGCUCAAACUUUUCUCUUUCUGAGGGUGGACUACAGCCCUCUGUGCUACGGAAGAGCUGUGCUUUGUCUCCCUGUGGGAAUUGCAUUGGGUUCUAUGAGCAGGAUCUAAUGUACAGCCCAGCACGGCUAAUUAAAUAUUUGAAAUCAAUGAGAAUUAUCAAAUAUAUACCACUCUCCUGUAAAAACAACAGAGCAGUGUACGGAAGAGCACCAUAAAAUAACAUCUAAACUAGUGUUUCCCAAACUUGGGUCUCCGGCUAUUUUUGGACUACACUUCCCAUCAUCCCUGACCACUGGUCCUGCUAGUUAUGGAUGAUGUGAGCUGUAGUCCAAAAACCGCUGGAGACCCAAGUUUGAGAAACACUGAUCUAAACCAUAUAAUCAAUCUCCAAAACAGCAGCAAGUAUGAUGAUGACAAUGAUGUUGUUUAGUCGUGUCCAGCUUCGUGACCCCAUGGACCAGAGCACGCCAGGCACUCCUGUCUUCCACUGCCUCCCGCAGUUUGGUCAAACUCAUGCUGGUAGCUUCGAGAACACUGUCCCACCAUUUUGUCCUCUGUCAUCCCCUUCUCCUUGUGCCUUCAAACUUUCCCAACAUCAGGGACUUUUCCAGGGAGUCUUCUCUUCUCAUGAGGUGGCCAAAGUAUUGGAGCCUCAGCUUCAGGAUCUGUCCUUCCAGUGAGCACUCAGGGCUGAUUUCCUUAAGAAUGGAUAGGUUUGAUCUUCUUGCAGUCCAUGGGACUCUCAAGAGUCUCCUCCAGACCAUAAUUCAAAAGCAUCCAUUCUUCGGCGAUCAGCCUUCUUUAUGGUCCAGCUCUCACUUCCAUACAUCACUAAUGGGAAAACCAUAGCUUUAACUAUCCGGACCUUUGUCGGCAAGGUGAUGUCUCUGCUGAUGUCUCAGCAAGUAUGAUAGCUUCUGUUAAGUCAUCUUCCAGCAGCAGAUGUACUACGGAGCUGGAAAGCAUGAAAAAGACUUCUGAUUCAGCCCCUUUUGCCCAAGAGUGGGACCAUCUGGAACUUAAACUGUAGGUCCUAUCAGCUUAACUUAGUCCCAUGUCAGUGAAAGAAAAUGGAACAUGAGGGCCCAGAUGAUGAGCUACCUCCAUAAAUGCACCUACCAUACAGCAGGGGGUUGCUUUCCUCCAACAGCAAGCAUUUCAGGGCUGUCUCCUUUCCUUUAACCCUGUAGGGUCCUCCUGGAAACCCCGGACCCCCUGGUCCUCCUGGCCCACCCGGACCUGGCAUUGACAUGUCUGCCUUUGCCGGCCUGGGUCAGACGGAGAAAGGCCCCGACCCCAUGCGCUACAUGCGAUCCGACCAGGCUUCUAGCAACCUGAGGCAGCAUGAUGCCGAGGUCGAUGCCACCCUGAAGUCGCUCAACAACCAGAUCGAAAGCAUCCGGAGCCCCGAGGGCAGUAGGAAGAACCCAGCUCGUACCUGCCGUGACUUAAAACUCUGCCACCCCGAAUGGAAGAGUGGUGAGUGUAUUGGGGCUUGCCACUGCCUGGGUUGUGGGCUCAGGAGCCUCGCUUCCUAUUCCGCAGCAUAACAAUCCCAGAGAGGUCUCUGCGUCUCACCACCCAGAGUAAGGUUGCCAGAUUUUUUUUAAUGAAUCCAGGGACACUUUUCAACUUCCUACUAAAUGGAUGGAUUUUGUCAGGGGACUGAUUUGUAAAUCCGGGGACUGUCCCCAGGAAACGGGGACGCCUGGUAACCUUAACCCAGAGCAUCUACAGGGACUGAGGCUACUGUUUCAGCACUUCUGAUUCCUGCCACCAAAACGCAUGGGAAACGUAGUCUCAUCCCCACAGCAGAAGGCAUGAAAGUGGCCUGUACAAUCUACACAGCUGACUGUGGAUACAUUUCCUCUCCCUGUGGAAGCCACAGAGACACCCAUCCACCCCUUCCCUUGGCAUCAAAUUCACAACCUUUUUUCUGACCCAAAGUCAUUAACAAGAGUUUAAGCUCCCAUCAAAAUAUUUUACGUGUUUAAUUAAACACAUCGGACCAUAGUAACUAAAUUGGUGUGUGUGUGUGUGUGUGUGUGUGAUAUUCAUGUUAUUGUAUCCUAAUAAAGUAAACAAAGCUUUUAGAUCAUGUUUGUUGAUCAGUGUUUCAGAAUGAAAAUUGCCUGAAUAAUGUUUUAACAACCUAGCGUUUGCAGAGGCUUUAAAGCUCCAAGAAUCGCACUUCCAAUCCUCAUAAUUUUCAGAGCAGGAUUACUGUGUGACUUGUUUAGCCUCAUUUUGCGAUUAUAUUUUAACACAUAGUUAACUUUCCAUUUGCAAUCUGACACUAAUAAAUUCCAUUCUCCUGUAGAUAUUAUAAUUGCUUAAGCUUCUGGUGUGCACAUGCUACCUAAGGGAUUGUGGGGUGGGGGUCACUGCAGGAAGUCUGCAGCAACACAGAACAGCAGUGUAGUGAGAGAAAGAAAGAAAGGAAAAACACUGCUUCUUUCUUAAUUUUGCAGGCGACUAUUGGAUUGACCCCAACCAAGGUUGCACUUUGGAUGCCAUAAAGGUUUUCUGCAAUAUGGAGACAGGAGAGAGCUGUGUUUACCCCAAGCCUAGCAGCAUUCCCAAGAAGAACUGGUGGACAAGCAAGAGCAAAGACAAGAAGCACAUCUGGUUUGGAGAGACAAUCAAUGGAGGUUUCCACGUAAGUGGGUCAAGCUAGAAUAAACUUUUGAUAUUUCAUCCAAACUAAUGUGCAAAUCCAAUGUGAACCCAUGCAAGUAAACAGUUGCAUUAGUGCAAGGCUUGGCGCUAGCAUAACAGGAUUACUUACACACACACACACACACACACACACACACACACACACGUACUAUGUCAUUCUCUGAAUCUGCUCUGGAAGGUUGCAGUGGGGAGAGAAACCCAGAACAGGGAGAAUAUUCUCCUUGCACUUAUGGAAUGUUCACCUUGCCACUUAAUGUUCUGUUUGCCCAUUAAUCGUUACGCUGACCCUCUGUUUUUAUACUUGCAUCUCACUAUUCUUGUCUUUGAAAUGUCUGUGUGGAGCUUAUUCUCCAACUUUGGGAGAAAUGAGAAGAAAUCAAGCAACACUUGAGUGUUGUGACCAGGCAGCAGAAAGGAAACAGGGAGACGUUAGAGUUAACAACAAUGAGAUUUGAUGAUUACCACUAGCUUAGAUUGCUUUUUAAAAGAUUUAGACAAAUUUGGGAAUGAUAAACCAAUCAUGACGGCUGAUGUUCAGAGGCAUCACCCUGAUAGCAAACUCAGCUGGUGAGUGCAGACAGGACGGUAGUCAAAGUAGGGUCACUGUGAGACAGGAGGGAGGUAUUGGCAUGGCCAAGGGAAACUCACAAUCUACAGAUGUACCAGUUUUUGCUUUCUGUGGUCUUUCUAAGAAAGGUGUCUCUCAACCUCUGUCUUCUUGGUCCCUUUCCAGUUUAGCUAUGGAGAUGAGAACCUGGCUCCUAACACGGCCAACAUCCAGAUGACCUUCCUGCGCCUCUUGUCUACUGAAGGCUCUCAAAAUAUCACCUACCACUGCAAGAACAGCAUUGCCUACAUGGACGAGGCUUCCGGGAACCUUAAGAAAGCUCUGCUGAUACAGGGAUCCAACGACGUGGAGAUCAGAGCCGAGGGCAAUAGCAGGUUCACAUAUAGCGCCUUGCAGGAUGGCUGCACGGUAAGUUUGAGGGGUUUGCCACAGCAAUAUGAUGUUGCUGGGUUAAAGGCACAGAACUAUGGCAGCUGACAGUAGCAGCCAGCCAGGCUGGGCACUUGCCAAGGCCCAGUCUGACCAUAAUGAGAGGAUCAGCAGAGAAGACUGUCAGGAAUACUUCCAUUCCAUGUGAGAAACCAGCUAGAUUGAAAAGUGCGGCCCUAGCCUGAGUGGGACCCACAAAAUCCUUUGUUUGGCCCUACUGCCACUAUUUGGGAGGGCACUGUAGGGCGAGAGCAGUGUUAAGAGACCCUGGAGCCAGCCCCACAGGGUUGCUUUUUUGCUUCACAUCAUUUGCUCAUCUCGUUUCACAGAAGUGAUCAAAGAGACAGUGAUUCUCUCUCCCUGGUCCCACUCGAAAUCAGCCAUAGUGUGGCACUUCUCAAAGUAGACAGGAUAUGGGUGUUUUAAAAUUAGACACACAGAGAGGAGACAUGGCUGUAGCAAGAAAACCACCAUUAUGCUCAAAAGUCGUAGGAAUCUCAAAACAGAUUCAGAGCAUCAUUCUGCUUCCUUUAGUUGGUUGAUGUGUAUGCUGGCAGCCACAGUCUACUCAUGCUGAAGCUGGCAUUCUGCACCCCCAUGCACAAUUUCAGCUUCUGCUCAUGGCACAUGAAAUCAGACAUGACCCUUUUUAAUGGCCAUGAGCGUGUGGGUUGUUAGUAAAGGUAAAGGCACCCCUGACCGUUAGGUCCAGUCACAGCCAACUCUGGGGUUGCGCGCUCAUCUCGCUCUAUAGGCCGAGGGGAGGGAGCCAUCAUUUGACCGCAGACAGCUUCCGGGUCAUGUGGCCAGCAUGGCUAAGCCGCUUCUGGCGAGCCAGAGCAGCGCACGGAAACACCAUUUACCUUCCCACCAGAGCGGUACCUAUUUAUCUACUUGCACUUUACGUGCUUUCAAACUUCUAGGUGGGCAGGAGCUGGGACCGAACAACGGGAGCUCACCCCGUGGCGGGGAUUUGAACUACCGACCUUCCGAUCGGCAAGCCCUAGGCCCUGUGGGUUGUUAGUACUAGCUUCCAAAGUUGCAUAGCAACCUGAGCAGGACAGAAUGCAGAUCUUAAGAUUCCCCAGAUAACAGCAACACAGUAAAAGCUCUUGUGUUUUAGUAUGUUUAGUACCAUGGUUAUUCCUGCCCUGCUUUCCAGAACUUUGAUUUGUUCCAGCCAGCCACCCCCAGCAACUGAUCCCAGCUGGAGAUCUUGUGGCACUUAAAAUAAUGCAUUCUUUUGUGGUUUUUUUCCUUCCAUUCCAGAAACACACUGGUAAAUGGGGGAAGACAAUCAUUGAAUACCGUUCUCAGAAGACCUCGCGUCUGCCCAUCAUUGACAUUGCACCUAUGGACAUUGGCGGAGCUGAUCAAGAAUUUGGUGUUGACAUUGGCCCGGUGUGCUUCUUGUAAAGAAAAAAAAGUUUCGAAAAUUAAUAUUUUUUUAAAAAACCAGUCCAUUACCAUACAAAACCAACCCAAGGAACCCAAGUGCUCCCCAAAUCACCUUGUAGGACUUUCUGCACUGAAGAGUUGAACCAAACCUUCUUCCCUUCCCAAAAUUCCAUCCGUUCCCCACGCUUACAUUUUGGACUCUGUCAGUUUCCGAGGCAACCAUCACUUGGGCAGACCAUGAAAGCAAGCAAAGGAGAAAAAGGAAAAAAAGGAACAACAAAUAAUGGUAUUAUUUAUUUAUUGUCUUCCUGUAAGACCUUUCUUGGAAGCUAACUAGCAUGCAGGAAGGGUCGUUCCCCUCCACGGUGCUGAUGCCUCAAAAUACAGGUUGUAGCCAAUUCUCCCCCCCCCCCCAUCCAUCCCUGGGUGUGUAUCACAAGCAAGAUUACUGUGUAUAAUACUAAAAAUGGUGCUAUUAUUAUUGUAAAACAAGUCUGUAUUUUUUAACAUCAAUUGAUUAUAAAAAACCUUCGUUGGAAAGUACAAGUUGAUCUGAUUUUUGUUGUUGUUCUUACUAUUUUUGCUUCUGUCCACCGUUCUGAAUUCUACCAAGCCUCAUCUACUCUCUCUCUACUCUCUCUUUACAAAAUGAAGGAAGUCAUAGGGUCAACUCUCAAACGUCCCUGGUUUUUAAGCUACCUCACACUUAAGGAAACAUUUGUCAGUAUGAUCUCACCGCCAGCCACAAAAGAGAUGAGGUGCAAGUUUGGGGACUACCACCCCUUCCCACUGAAACACAUGGUGCUUAAGACCCCCUUCAACAACCUGGUGCCUUUCUGAACUACAGCUCUCAGACACCAGGUUAUUGCUACUCCCUUGCAUAAGUGAGACUUGGCUGAUGGCAGAACGCUCCUUUACCAAUUCCUCUUCUUUUUGAGUAGACAAAACUAUCUUUUGUUAGCCAACUUUGGCUGAUUGUAAGCAUAAGUACACUUUUGAGUUACACAGAGCUCUGUUGGCCUAAUAAAGGAUAGCUUCUUACCUAUUUUAUAUUUCUGGGACCAACAUGGCAGUUACAACCUUUUUGUAAAGUUGGUCCCACUUUUACAUUCUCUCUCUCUCACCACCUCUUCUGCUUCGAUAUGUCUACUUUCAGAGUUAGUAAAUCAAGAGAAAGAAGGAGAGAGUUUCUGAAGUGCAAGGUAAAAACAAGAGCAGGUUGUUGUUCUCCUUUAAAAACUAAGGAGUGUAAAAUGGCUGAAACACAGUUAGGCCCAAGACAUCACACACCCCAUAUUCUAUCCUGAUCACCCCCAUCACCAUCAAUACCAGUUGCUUUCUUUAAUUUCUGCUCCCCCCACCCUUGCACUCAAGGUAGAAUGCUUUUCCUAUUCCAAAUAAAGACAUCUUUGUUGAAGU